AUGCAUUCUGGAGGAAGGAACUCUGCGUUCAGCCAAAGAGCCACCUUUUUUCACCCACAAAGUCCUGCCAUUUAUUUACCUUUCUUCCUGGGGACGGUGAAGAUGGGGUCCCCUCCUCUGCGCGGACAGGUGGUAAGUUGUGAGGCUCAAUACUGUCGUGCAAAUUUUGCAUAAAUUCAGGGGCGGGGGACCUGUGGACUUUCAGACGUCCUUGGACUCCGAUUCCCAUGAGCCCCUGCCAGCAUGGCUAAUGCUCAGGGUUGAUGGGAGUUGGAGUCCAGUUUCAUCUGGAGGACUAUAAAUUCCCCAUCCUUGUUCUAUUAUCUUAGUAGGGCCAGUUCUGGGGUGACUUCUAAUACUUGCUCAGUUAUUUUGCGUAUGCGGAUGAUACCCAGCUCUACCUCUCUUUCAAAUCAGAACCAAUGAAGGCGGUGAAGGUCCUGUUUGAGUGUCUGGAGGCGGUUGGAGCAUGGAUGGCAGCUAACAGAUUGAGGUUGAAUCCUGACAAGACAGAAGUACUGUUUUGGGGGGACAGGGGGCGGGCGGGGGUGGGGGACUCCCUGGUCCUGAAUGGGGUAACUGUGCCCCUGAAGGACCAGGUGUGCAGCCUGGGAGUCAUUCUGGACUCACAGCUGUCCAUGGAGGCACAGGUCAAUUCUGUGUCCAGGGCAGCUGUUUAUCAGCUCCAUCUGGUACGCAGGAUGAGGCCCUCCCUGUCUGCGGACUGUCUCGCCAGAAUGGUGCAUGCUCUAGUUAACUCUCGCUUGGACUACUGCCAUGCGCUCUACGUGGGGCUACCUUUGUAGGUGACCCAGAAACUACAACUAAUCCAGAAUGCGGCAGCUAGACUGGUGACUGGGAGCGAUCGCUGAGACCACAUAACACCAGUCUUGAAAGAGCUACACUGGCUCCCAGUGCGUUUCCGAGCACAAUUCAAAGUGUUGGUGCUGACCUUGAAAGCCCUAAAUGGCCUCGGUCCAGUAUACCUGAAGGAGCAUCUCCACCCCCAUCUUUCUGCCCGGACACUGAGGUCCAGCUCUGGGCGGCUUCCAGCAGAAUAUUAAAAUACAAUAACCUAUUAAACAUUAAAAGCUUCCCUAAACAGGGCUGCCUUCAGAUGUCUUCUAAAAGUCUGGUAGUUGUUUUUAUCUUUGACAUCUGGUGGGAGGGCGUUCCACAGGGCGGAUGCCACUCUGCCUGGUUCCCUGCAACUUGGCUUCUCGCAGCGAUGGAACCUCCAGAAGGCCCUCAGCCCAUGGCCGGUAAACCUUGCCAACCCCUGUUCUAGAUGGUAGGUUGAUCAUUGCAAUGCAUCAGGGUCAAACCCAAGGCCCGGCCAGGGUUGCGAAGUUGACCAAAAAUGGCACCGUGAGCCACAUCAGGCCUGCAAGUCGGGGGUCUCCUCCAAAGUCAGUUGGGGUGCAAGUGGGAACUCAAUGCUGUGCUGUUGAAUUGCAUCAACUAGUUCCUUGGGAGGUGAUGAUAAAGAUAAAAUUACAGUGGUACCUUGGGUUGCAUAUGCUUCUGGAAUAAAAUCCUAAAGGUUAUUAAUAAAAAUUUUAAAGUGAAGCUUUCAAUAGACUUUGAUUUCAUGACAAUGGGUAUACAGUGGUACCUCAGGUUACAUAUGCUUCAGGUUACAUACACUUCAGGUUACAGACUCUGCUAACCCAGAAAUAGUGCUUCAGGUUAAGAACUUUGCUUCAGGAUAAGAACAGAAACCGUGCUCCGGCGGUGUGGUGGCAGCGGGAGGCCCCAUUAGCUAAAGUGGUGCUUCAGGUUAAGAACAGUUUCAGGUUAGGAACAGAGCUCCGGAACGAAUUAAGUACUUAACCUGAGGUACCAUUGUAUCUCUUUGUGUUUCAUUAUGGCUGCCAAAAUUAACAGACCCUACAAGGAUCCCUAUUUUCCAGGGACGUCCCUGAUUUUGAGAAGCCAAUUGAUCCUGGAAUGUCCCAUUUUUCCUUACGACGUCCCUAUUUUCAUCGGAGAAAUGUUAGAGGGUAUAGAGUUAUCUGACCCCCCGAACCAUCUGAAGGCAAUCCUGUAUAGGGAAUGUUAUUUUUUUAAUUAUAUCUUAUUAUGUUUUUACAUCUGUUGGAAGCUGCCCAGAGUGAUUGGGGCAACCAAGUAAGAUGUGUGGGGUAUAAAUAGUGAAAUAAUCACAAUGGAAUGGGACAUCCCUAUUUUCACAGGAGAAAUGUUGGGGGGCAUGAAUUAAUGGAAGUUUGGCUUUUUGGAUACCAUUGCCGUUACCCUGAGGUAAUAGAUCACACACAAACCUCACUUUAUUUUGAAAACAAUUACAAGUAUUCUCCAAAGUCAGCCUUCAGCAGGCUUGUUCUAAAAAAUGAUAGAUUCCCUUUCUGCUCCUGGAGAUAAAUAGCAUUGUCAGUGGGAAAACAAUAAAUGAAAUUAGCCGAAAGAUCCUUCCACUCUGUUUGCUGCAACAAACGAUUGCUGACUUGAGAGCGAAAUCUGCCUCGCUCAUGAGUAAAGGCGCGAGGUUGUCUCUUAUACCCAUGUUACUUUUGGGGUGACGCAUGCUUUUUUUAAAAAAAAAAAUUAAUCAUUUUUCCAAUACAAACAACAACCGCAAAAAACACUACAACAAAAGUCAUAGUAACAAUAACACAAUUUGACAAUUCAGAUUUAAAUACACUGAUAUACCUAUGACUGCACCCUUUUAACAAUAUUUUCCCACCUCUCUCUCCUCCCACCACUGUCCGCCUUAUCGCUUAAAUAUUCCUUCCAGAUUUCUUCAUAUUUAUCCAUUCUUAAUUUGCGUCGACAUGCAAUUCGUUCAUAUGUAGCUAAUCUGUCCAUAUUAUCAAUCCAUGUGCUCAAUGGAAUCUUUUUGCGGCUCUUCCAAUUAAUCAAAACAAGUUUUUUUGCUUCUAAUAUAGCAUGGUACAUCCAUUUAUUUUUUUUACCCCUUGAAAUCUCCCACGUAUCCGGAAUAUAAUUUAGAAUUAAAUUCAAUUCCCCUAAAUAACAAUUUCUCUUUAUUACUCUUACUAUAAAUAUCCUCACCUCGCACCAAAAUGAUCUUAUCAUCGGGCAGUUAAUCAUCAUAUGUACUAAGUUCGCAUUUUUACUCCCACAUCUCCAGCAGUUGUCUGCCCUUGUUAUUUUCUUCUGGUAUAGUUUUGCUGGGAUCCAGCGGACUCUGAAUAUUGUGCUUAAAAAUGUGAAUCAGCUCUCAGAACAAAAGAGUGAUAGGCAGCCCUCUGAGCUAAUUUAAGAAUGUAAACAGAACUUCUGGGUCAGGCCAGUGACCCAUCUAGUCCAUCUAUUCUCACAGCGGCCAACCAGAUGCACAUUAUGGGAAACCAGCAAGCAGGAUUCGAACACACUCUUCCCUCCUGUAGUUUCCAGCAAUUAGGAUUCAGAACCAUCACUGCCUCUAACUGUGGAGGCAUGGCCCAGUCAUCCUGGCUAGCAGCCAUCGAUAGCCCUCUCCUCUAAUCCUCUUUUAAACCUCUCCAGCUUCGUGGCCAUCACUGCCUCUUGUGGCAGGGAGUUCCACCGUUUAACAAUGUGCUGCGUGAAGAACAACUUUCUUCUGUCCAUUUUGAAUCUCCCAACAUUCGUCUUCAUUGGACCUCCACAAGUUCUAGAGAUUAUUAUGCUUGUGAUGACAUUCCUAUUAUUGCGUUUUGCAAAAAUAGCACUAUUUAACUACAGUGGUAUCUCGAGUUACAGGCGCUUCAGGUUACAGGCGCUUCAGGUUACAGACUCCGCUAACCCAGAAAUAGUGCUUCAGGUUAAGAACUUUGCUUCAGGAUGAGAACAGAAAUUGUGCUCUGGCGGCGCAGAGGCAGCAGGAGGCCCCAUUAGCUAAAGUGGUGCUUCAGGUUAAGAACAGUUUCAGGUUAAGAACGGACCUCCGGAACGAAUUAAGUUCUUAACCCGAGGUACCACUGUCUGUGUUUUCCCCAUGCCAUGCAUUUUUAUAAACUUCUAUAUGAAGAAGUAUUUUUGUGUGUCCGUGAAUCACCUCUCAGAAGAAGGGAGUGAUAGGCAACCCUGGUCUUUGAGCAUCUUGGAAACCUACUCCCGAGUAGACCUGCCUAUGCUGCCUGCCUGAAGGGGCCUAAGCCUUCUUGCUUGAGAGCAGAGAUGAUUUCUGAGCUAACCUGAAGAGUAAGUUUUGUUCACGGUUCUGCAGCUGUUGCUUGGGAAGCAAAUGCCACUUAAAACCAGGGAAUUACUUAUGAGUAACAUGCAUCUCAGAACUGCCAAUGGGGGGAGAGUUGCUGUUGCGCUCAGGUACUGCUUUUGGCCUUCUGAUUGGCCACUUUGGACGGCCAAUCAGGACUUAGCUGAGCCCUGGGCCUGAUCCAGUACGACACUUACGUUCUGCUGAGAGGGCCUCUGUGAGCAGGAUCGUAUCGGCAGCCACGGUCUCCUAACCUCCAUGGGUUCAUUCCUGUCCGGUCUUCUGAACAUGCUGUUGUUGUUGUUUAGUCGUUUAGGCGUGUCGGACUCUCCGUGACCCCCUGGACCAGAGCACGCCGGGCACUCCUGUCUUCCACUGCCUCCCGCAGUUUGGUCAAACUCAUGCUGGUAGCUUCGAGAACACUGUCCAACCAUCUCGUCCUCUGUCGUCCCCUUCUCCUUGUGCCCUCCAUCUUUCCCAACAUCAGGGUCUUUUCCAGGGAGUCUUUUCUUCUCAUGAGGUGGCCCAAGUCUUGGAGCCUCAGCUUCAUGAUCUGUCCUUCCAGUGAGCACUCAGGGCUGAUUUCCUUGAGAAUGGAGAGGUUUGAUCUUCUUGCAGUCCAUGGGACUCUCAAGAGUCUCCUCUAGCACCAUAAUUCAAAAGCAUCCAUUCUUCGGCGAUCAGCCUUCUUUAUGGUCCAGCUCGCACUUCCAUACAUCACUACUGGGAAAACCAUAGCUUCUUCUGAACAUAGCUGUCAACUUUUCCCUUUUCUUGCGAGGAAUCCUAUUCGGAAUAAGGGAAUUUCCAUUUAAAAAAGGGAAAAGUUGACAGCUAUGCUUCUGAAUGAGCAAGGGGCGGGGCCAGGGGCGGGGCCAUCCACCAGCAAGACCACGCCCCUCUCUGUGCACCAUUCACACCUUGUUGUGUGAAUGAUUCAGCUUUCGAAAUUCGCCAGGCGCAUUUUGCACCCGGCUAUCGGCCACUCGCAACCAAGUAAAGAUGCCCAGAGACCAGGAUAGCGCCUGACAUUUCCACCAUCCUGAGAUACAAGCCUGGGGAUCUUGGCUGUUUUCACACACUAGGAACGCAUCCUGCAGAAUUCUAUCUGUUCUAUUUUAUCUACGCCGUCAGAAUGAAUUUCAGGAACCAAAAAUUGAAAAAUACAAAUUUUAAGCCACCGUCCCCCAAAAUGGCAACCAGACAUUCCGUUUUGGCGACUGUAACCCUGGUUUAAGGAGUCAUUUGGCGCCUAGCUUAUACAGUGGUUCCUUGGUUCUCAAACGCCUUGGUACUCAAACAAAUUGGAACCCAAACACUGCAAACCCGGAAGUAAGUGUUCCAGUUUGCAAAAUUUUUCCAAACCGAAAAUGCUCCGUUUUGAGUGUUACGCUUCCGAUUUGAGUGUUACGCUGAGGUGUGUCUGGUUUUGCUAUUUAUUUUGCAUUUUUGUUUUUGCAGCUCUUUUUGUUAUGUACUGAAGUUCUCACCCUGGGCCAGCAGGGGGGACACUGCAGAUAGUUUUCACUCAGGUCCACACAUGCAAAUAAGGGAUUGAAAGUGACGUUCAGUGAUUGAAUAGUUACAGAAAGUGGUUACUGUUGCGUUGUAGUGGAGCCCUAUAUAAGCAGGCUGGCUGAACCCUUCAGUUCAGUUUUGUUCUGGCCUGGGAAUAAACAAGAGCUGUUUGAAGAAUCGCUGUAUCGUCUGAUAUGUUCACCCACAACUUAGCACUUUUGUUUUUGUGACUGUGUGGAACCCAGUUGAGCUACUGAUGGAUUGUGUGCCUGCCGUACAUUGCUUAUUACUUUCAUUUUAUGGAUCCAUGGCCUCAUGAGAUAGUAACUUUCAUGUCAAAUUGCUGUUUCAGGGCAUAGCUGUCAAUGUUUCCCUUUUUUAAAGGGAAAUUCUCUUAUUCCAAAUAGGAUUCCUCUCAAGAAAAGGGAAAAGUUGACAGCUAUGUUUCAGGGGUUGCUUUCAAAAGCCUGCAACAGAUUAAUCAAUUUUGCAUCACUUUCUAUGGGAAAGCGUGCCUUGGUUUUGGAAUGCUUUGGUUUUAGAACGGACUUCCGGAACGGAUUAAGUUUGAGAACCAAGGUACCACUGUAUAUCUGAGUUUCUAAUGCUGGAAUGAGGCUCUCGGGGUUAGGAUGGAAGACAGAGAGGUGGGACUUACUGACGCUCAUGACAAAUAGGGCAAAGAUCCCAACCACUUGCCAGAGGCGCAAGCCCCAGAUCACCACAGUCUCCGAUGUGAUGGGGUCCGGUUUCUUUUUCGGCGGCUCGGUGGUGGCCUAAAAAAAGAACAGGAAAUGUUAGAGCAUACGGGUGGAAGGGUCAGGGGAUCGUACCCAGCUAAGCCCUAAUCAGAGUAGACCCAUUGGAAUGAAUAUAUCAUACACUUAAACAAAGGUCCAACAAAGGUCCAUGUAAUUCAAGCUCUGGUUUUCCCAGUAGUGAUGUAUGGAAGUGAGAGCUGGACCAUAAAGAAGGCUGAUCGCCAAAGAAUGGAUGCUUUUGAAUUAUGGUGCUGGAGGAGACUCUUGAGAGUCCCAUGGACUGCAAGAAGAUCAAACCUCUCCAUUCUCAAGGAAAUCAGCUGAGUUCUCACUGGAAGGACAGAUCCUGAAGCUGAGGCUCCAAGACUUUGGCCACCUCAUGAGAAGAGAAGGCUCCCUGGAAAAGACCCUGAUGUUGGGAAAGAUGGAGGGCACAAGGAAAAGGGGACGACAGAGUACGAGAUGGUUGGACAGUGUUCUGGAAGCUACCAACAUGAGUUUGACCAAACUGGGGGAGGCAGUGGAAGACAGGAGUGCCUGGUGUGCUCUGGUCCAGGGGGUCACGAAGAGUCGGACACGACUAAACGACUAAACAACAACAACCUGAGUUAUAUUGUUUUCCAAGUGAGGUCUUCACUAAGGUAAAUUCACAGGAAUUUAAAGGAAGAGACUCUCUCUCUCCACAAACACACACACACAAAAUAUACAACAGGGCUAGUUCCCCUCUCUUCCUCAGAAAGUCCAACACCAUCUCCUUUGUCUUGCUAAUAUUUAGGUGCAAGUUAUUCUCUAAACACCAUGUAGAUACUUUUUGAACCUCUCCGCUGUACACUGAUUCAUCUCCACCUGUAAUUAGACCCAUUAUGGUAGCAUCAUCUGCAAACUUAAUAAUUAAAAACUAGGGGGGUUUAAUACCUACGGGACCGCAUCUCCUGGUAUGUCCCACAGAGGAACUUAUGGUCUUCAAACAAAAACAUCUUGAAGGUCCCAGGCCACAGAGAAGUUAGGCUGGCCUCAACCACAGCCAGGGCUUUUUCGGCCGUGGUCCCGAUCUUGUGGAACGCUCUGUUACAAGAGACUAGGGCCCUGCGGGACUUGACAUCUUUCCGCAGGGCCUGCAAGACAGAGCUGUUCCACCAGGCCUUUGACCAAGGCACAGUCUGACCCCCUCGGUUGGUUAUCCUCAUAGAACUCUAGCCCAAUGGUUGCCAUUAAUCUGAUUUGAAUUGAUUUUAUAAUGAAAUGAUUUUAGAAUGUUGUAUCAUUUUACUGUUGUUAGCCGCUCUGAGCCCGGCUUCGGCUGGGGAGGGCGGGAUAUAAAUAAAAUUUAUUAUUAUUAUUAUUAUUAUUAUGGCUCAUACACAGAUUUCAGACUGCAGAGCUCUAACUGCGCAAAAGGAAUUCAGAGAUGAAAUAAAAUGGGGGGAUGUUCUUACAUGCGCACAGCCUUACACCUUGUGGCAGUGAGUUCCACAGUUUCACUAUGCGCUUCGGGAACAAAAACUUUAUUUUGUCUGCCCUGAGUCUUUCAACCUGUAGCUCCAUUGCACGGCCCCAAAAUCUAGUAUUGUACUACCGUUAUAUCGGCUGCCCUUUCGGAUAGCGUUCUCUCUCCAGCUCACAAGAAUAAAAUACAAUCAGCAGCAACAUAAAAACUUCUUCGGCUGCAGGAAAAGAGAUCAAACCAGUUUAGCACACAAAUAAACCAUAAAUUGCAUGUUGGGUAUUAAGAGGCCAGAUUUGCAGUGUCUUUAAAUGCCAGUGCAAUGUAGCGGUUUGGCGGUCAGAAUAGGACCUGCGAGGCGCGGGUUCAAAUCCCCACUCGGUCAUGAAGAUCGUCUACCUAGCAGGGCUGUUGGAAGGAUAAAACAAAGAUUGGGAGGAGAAUUAUGGACCCCACUUUGAGUUUGUGGGAGGAAAGGUGAUGAAGUGUGCGGCCAUCUGGUGGCUUUCUGGAGCCGAGUGAAGACAAUAUUAUAAAUGUUCCACCAAUUCUGGCUUCUGAAGAUGCAUCUGUUUACAUAGUUCCUUUCAUCUCUCAGCCUGAGGACUCAGCUAUACAGCUGCAAAUACCACAUUUUAAGCGCAUUGAAUAAGUGGAUCUUAUUAUUACGGUCAAAGACCAGUUCCGUCUCACUUAGAAUAUCAGGAAAAUCGUAAAACACAAGAGGAAUACAUUGAAUUGCAAUUGGGUAUAACAGAGGGACGGGGGUGGCGCUGUGGGUUAAACCACAGAGCCUAGGAUUUGCUGAUCAGAAGGUCGGCGGUUCGAAUCCCCGUGACGGGGUGAACUCCUGUUGCUCAGUCCCUGGUCCUGCCAACCUAGCAGUCAGUCACGACUGGACCUAAUGGUCAGGGGUCCCUUUACCUUUACUUUAUAAAAGAGACAAUACAGAUAUAGCAGUUAAAAAUAUAUAAAAAAUCUUGAGCACUAAAAUAUAACCUAAAAUUGUCAUUUAAAACCUCAGUCAUUUUGGUAGUACAGCUUGUUCCCUAAGUUUUAUACAAAUGUGACACUAGAUGGCGAUGAUGAGCUUAUGGCAAAUUCAAUAUAUUUUUCAACACACACCCUUUUUUCCCCCUUCAAAGCAUUUUCACAGUGUUUUUAUAUGCGUCUAGAUUCCACCAGUGUCUCUGGUUUCUAUCACUGCGACGGUUGAAUGGUGUUGUUCCUCUGCACCUUUUAAUCGUGGUCGUUUACACCUGAAAGUUUCAAUUGCAAUCUUUUUUUACAUGUAUUUUAAUUACUGUAUGAGGUUUGUUGUUGUUGUUGUUUUAGGAAACAAGAUUCUGUAUUUUGACAAUGCUGUGCAAUUCUUUUUUAAAAUUUUGUAAGCGGCUUAGGAGUCAAUCUGGGCACUCAGUGGUUACAAAUUAAACAGCAGCAACUCUCCCGACCUGGAAGUAAGCAUGACAGGUAGAGGAAGCUGCUAGGAAAAGCAGAGCAGAGGAGCAGAAACAAGAGAGCGAAGCAAAUAAGUUGGCAAUCCCUAGGAAAAUUAGAGCGCCCCGUAAUUAAUGUUUGAAAAAAGCAACUUCAAAGGCAGCAAACCCUUUGAAGGAAGCUUGCGCUGUCCUUAGAUCUUUGCACAAGUGAGGAUUCAAAACGGAAUCAAGCUCAGAGCAAGCUAAUAAAAAUAUUUUUUCCAGCCGUAUCUUGCUGGAAUACGCGAUUGCAUUUGCAAAUAACGUUGCUGGCAACAGUCUGCGGUGCCAAUUAAACUGUGUUGCAGCGCCGCUUGCUGUUCAGAGUACGUACUGCAACUGAGGAAACGCAAACUGGGAGGGGCAGGUUAUCGGAAUUUAAGAUGCAUUUUCGCUUUUGUUUUUAAACAGUUACUUUCUAACUGACUGGUGCAAUUGUAAAUACAAAGACAAAUUAAAAAGCAAAACGGGAUUCCUAAAAACAACCCCCACCCCCCAAAAGAAAUCCCUCCUCAAUGCAUUUUAAUUCCCAUUCCCACUGGCAGGCAAAUUGCAAUCGCUUGGUGCAGUCCUCGAAGGGAUCAAAAGGAACGUGAGGGUUUUGCAAAACAUCUAUUGCAUUGCUUUACUCCCUCCCUCCCCUUUCUUAUCUGAAUAUGAAAUUACAAGAUAGAGGAGAAAGUCCAUUAAAAGCUCAUUAAAACAUUUUUUUAAAAAGAAAGAAAGAAAGAAAGAAAGAAAGAAAGAAAGAAAGAAAGAAAGAUGAAUUAUCAAGCCAGGGGCGAAAUUAGGCUUUACAGUUGUACCUUGGUUCUCAAACGCCUUGGAACCCAAACGCUGCAAACCCGGAAGUAAGUGUUCCGGUUUGCAAACCUUUCUCGUGCUCCGCUUUGAGUGUUACGCUUCUGAAUUGAGUGUUGCGCUUUGAGUGUUAAGCUGAGGUCUGUCUGUUUUUGCUGUUUAUUUUGCUUUUUCAGUUAAUUUGUUUUUGUGUCUGUGUGGAACCCAGUUCGGCUACUGAUUGAUUGAUUGAUUGAUUGAGUGACUGCAGUACAUUGUUUAUUGCUUUCAUUUUAUGGAUCAGUCGUCCUGUUAUAUAUAAAAUGCAUGUUUGAAGUUCGAAAACCAAUGUACCACCGCAAUUCUCUUUUGAUGCCAUCAGGAUUGGUGGCCAUUCAUGUUAAACUGCUGUUUUAGGGGUUGUUUUUAAAAGUCCAGAAUGGAUUAAUCCAUUUUGCAUUACUUUCUAUGGGAAAGCAUGUCUCGGUUUUGGAACGCUUUGGUUUUGGAACGGACUUCCAGAAUGGAUUAAGUUUGAGAACCAAGGUACCACUGUAUUUCACCCACGUCAAAGACCCAGUUUGGCACCUCCCUCUGUGCAUUUGCAUACACACAAAUUGGGAGCCGGUUUGUGUAAUGUCACCAAAUAGCCGAAAUGUGACCAGCUCCCUCUGCUUUUCCAGUCCUCUACUGGGCUCAGGGGAGCCCGUUUUAACCCUUUCUUGGCAACCCCAUGAGGGCUAGGAACUUGCUUACUUUGUUUCUUUUAAUAAUAUAAAUAUAAUAGUAAUAAUUUAUUAUUUAUACCCCGCCCAUCUGGCUGGGUUUUAAAAGGUAAAGGGACCCUUGACUAUUAGGUCCAGUCGUGGCCGACUCUGGGGUUGCGGCGCUCAUCUCGCUUUACUGGCCGAGGGAGCCAGCGUACAGCUUCCGGGUCAUGUGGCCAGCAUGACUAAGCCACUUCUGGCGAACCAGAGCAGCACACGGAAACGCCGUUUACCUUCCCACCGGAGCGGUACCUAUUUAUCUACUUGCACUUUGAUGUGCUUUCGAACUGCUAGUUUGGCAGGAGUUGGGACUGAGCAAUGGGAGCUCACCCCAUUGCGGGGAUUCAAACCGCUGACCUUCUGAUCGGCAAAUCCUAGGCUCUGUGGUUUAACCCACAGCGCCACCCACGGACUGCUAAAAACAUCAAACAUUAAAAACUUCCCUAAACAGGGCUGCUUUCAGGUGUCUUCUAAAAGUCAGAUAGUUGUUUAUUUCCUUGACAUCUGACGGGAGGGCGUUCCACAGGGCGGGCGCCACCACCAAGAAGGCACUCUGCCUGGUUCCCUGUAACCUCACUUCUCGCAGGGAGGGAACCGCCAGAAGGCCCUCGGAGCUGGACCUCAGUGUCCGGGCAGAACGAUGGGGGUGGAGAUGCUCCUUCAGGUAUAUAGGGCUGAGGCCGUUUAGGGCUUGAAAGGUCAGCACCAACACCAGAGGGAAGAAGAUAAGCUGCAGUUCUGCCAGGCAGACUUGCUUUCUAGGGAAUUCUAAUGCCUGCUAUUUGAUCUCCUGUUCAGUUGCUGCCAGCUAAUUCUUAGGGAAGAGGGUUAGCAAGGUUCAGGUUACAGCUGAUGGAUCUUUGGGCAGCAGAAGCCCAUCUUUCAGCCAUGCCCAGCCUCUCGCUGCAUCCACCCAAAACAAACUCCCUUGACAAUCCAUUGUGGGAGGCUUGCAUUUCUGUCUCCCCCUCGGAAGGCAGUGUGUCUGCUGUUAAAAGGCAGAAUCCAUGUGAGCAGCCACUGUGCAGGGGGGUUGCUGAAACACAGCCUUGCCGAUUACAUCCCUGUAGGGCUGUUAUCCCUCCAGGUUCACCUGGUGUCCUCCCAGUGAUGGGUGACUCUUCAGGCGGGCAAGAGCGCAGGAAUCACAUCUCAGUAAACCCCAAGAGAUGGGACACCCAGUCGUAAAAAGAUGUAAAUUGUGUUGCAUUAUUUACAUAUUCCUCAAUAUAUUAAAAUAAAAAAUAUUAAGGUCUUAUAUCUACAGUGGUACCUCGGGUUACAUACGCUUCAGGUUACACACUCCGCUAACCCAGAAAUAGUGCUUCAGGUUAAGAACUUUGCCUCAGGAUGAGAACAGAAAUUGGGCUCCGGCGGCGCGGUGGCAGCAGGAGGCCCCAUUAGCUAAAGUGGUGCUUCAGGUUAAGAACAGUUUCAGGUUAAGAACGGACCUCCGGGACGAAUUAAGUACUUAACCCGAAGUACCACUGUAUAUAUGUAAUAAAUAUUCAUAACUGCAUAUAUAAACCACAUGUUUGAAACCCCACAGAAAAAGUCCUGAAACCAUUUUGUCCCUCCCAAAUUGACCUCAAAUAUUUCUCUGCAAGGUGGAAGGAAAAUGGAAAGGCCUCCCCAUUGUCUUUUCCUUCACAAAUCCUGUCUUAAGGGUAUGUCUGUUUAUGAACAGGGUGAGCCUGUGACCUGGCUCAGGAACUAAGUAUUUAUCAUUACAAAAGACUGGCCAGGCUCCCCAGGGUAUCCAAUCAAGUAACCAUUAACAGGUAACCUGCCAGACAGGAGAUAAACAACGCACUCAGAUUUCUGUUGUAGACUGCCUCUUCUGUGAUGUAGGUAUGAUGUUUCUGGGGGUGGUCUUGGACUCCAGGGCAGGCAAUUUAAAAUGUCUAUAUAAGGGCAGGUACACCUUGGUUCUGGGUCCUCCAGAACCUGCGUGUGAGGGGAGCACCCUGUUGCAACAGUUCAAUAAAGGUCAGGCUUACGAGCUACUUUGCUUCUCAAUAUUCUCAGGUUGGCCUCUGUUAUUUUCUCCGACUGAUGGAGAACCUACAAAGGACUCUAUAAGGGCUCCUGUGUCCCCCAUAAGGGCAGAUUUUUGUUUAUUACAAUAGAUAAGCGCUCCUUCCAGCCCAGUGUCUAGAAUCAGAACCGUAGACUUGGAAGGGAACCCCCAGCGAUCAUCUAGUCCAACCCCCUGCGAUGUCGGAAUCACAGCUCAAAAAUCCCCAACAGAUUGCAUUGCAGCGGGUUGGUUUGGAUGACCCUCAGAGGUCCCUUGAAACUCUGUGAUUUUAUAAGACGGCCACCUGACCUUUGCUGGAAAACAUCCAACGAAGGAGAGUCCACCAUCUUGCGAGGGGGUCCAUUCCCCUGUCAAACAUCUCUUACCAUCAGGAAAUUCUUUAAAUGUUUCGUCGGAAUCUCCCGGGAAUCCAAAUCCAUCGUUUCAGGUCCUAUCCUCUGGAGCAGCAGGAAAAAAGCUCUGCCUGCGUUCCAGCCUGCCAAUAUCCCCCAGAACUGGACACAUCUUGCUGCAGGAUCCACCCCUUUACCAUGAGAGCGCAGGGUGGCCGGGCUGCUCCCAUCCCUGGUGCCUUCUGCCUGGUGCCUGCAACUUGAUCUCUGGCUAUUAGCAGAUGGUGUGUUUUCUCAGCAGACUGCUAAAAGCUUCCUGAUGUCUGCAGUUAUUGUUGUUGUUUAGUCAUUUAGUCGCCUCCGCCUCUUCGUGAUCCCCUGGACCAGAGCACGCCAGGCACUCCUGUCUUCCACUGCCUCCCGCAGUUUGGUCAAACUCAUGCUGGUAGCUUCGAGAACACUGUCCCACGAUCUCGUCCUCUGUCGUCCCCUUCUCCUUGUGCCCUCCAUCUUUCCCAACAUCAGGGUCUUCUCCAGGGAGUCUUCUCUUCUCACGAGGUGGCCAAAGUAUUGGAGUCUCAGCUUCAGGAUCUGUCCUUCCGGUGAGCACUCAGGGCUGAUUUCCUUCAGAAUGGAGAGGUUGGAUCUUCUUGCAGUCCAUGGGACUCUCAAGAGUCUUCUCCAGCACCAGAUGUCUGCAGAGCAGACUGCAAUGGAAAGAAGGAGAGGAGAGUUGUCAGGCUGGGUUAACCCCCUGCCCCAGGGCCAUAGCUCAGUGGCAGAUCAUCUGCUUUACACGCAGAAUGUCCCCGGUUCAAGCCCUAGUAGCUCCAGGUAGAGCUGUUGCCGGCCAUCGAUAGCCCUCUCUCCUUCAGGAAUUUGUGGGAUCCUUCUAAAGCCAUCUAGGUUGGUAGCAUCACUGCCUCCUGUUGGAAGGAGUUCUGCAGUUUCUUCUUUGGCGAUCACUCAUAAUAAUAAUAAUAAUAAUAAUAAUAAUAAUAAUUUAUUAUUUAUACCCCACCCAUCUGGCUGGGCUUCCCCAGCCACUCUGGGCAGCUUCCAACAGAAUAUUAAAAUACAGUAAUGCAGCAAACAUUAAAAGCCUCCCUAAACAGGGCUGCCUUCAGAUGUCUUCUAAAAGUCUGGAAGUUGUUGUUCUCUUUGACAUCUGCUGGGAGGGCGUUCCACAGGGCGGGUGCCACUACUGAGAAGGCCCUCUGCCUGGUUCCCAGUAACUUGGCUUCUCACAGGGAGGGAACCGCCAGAAGGCCCUCGGAGCUGGACCUGAGUAAGAUUGUCUUCCAUAAGCACGGUCUUAACAGUGAGUCCGAAAGUGACUGUGGAGGCCAGUUCUGGAUCCACACGUCCUUCCACAGUGGGGACAAUAGGUUUCCAGGCAGCAGUUAGUUGAUCACGUUGUGGAUUUGCCAAGCAUGCCUUCCUCUUAGCAUGUUUCUCCCUUGCGUCCUGAGUUCGAGUGUCUUCAAAACCCAUGACACCUUCAAUAAACGCUGUUCUCCAACUGGAGCACUCGCAAGCCAGUGUUUCCCAGUUAUCAGUGCUCAUACUACAUUUUAAAAGAUUUGCCCUGAGAGCGUCUUUAAACCUCUUUUGUUCUCCACCGGUAUUUCACUUUCCAUUCUUAAGUUGGGAAUAGAGUAGUUGCUUUUGGAAGACGAUCAUCAGGCAUCUGCACAGCACGACCAGUCCAACAAAGCUGAUGUUCAAGAAUCAUUGCUUCAACACUGGUGAUCUUUGCUUCUUCCAGUACACUGGUAUUAGUUCACCUGUCUUCCCAAGUGAUGUGUAAGAUUUUUCGGAGGCACCGUUGAUGGAAUAUUUCGAGGAGCUGGAGAUGGCAUUUAUAAGUGGUCCAUGUUUCACAAGCGUACAGUAAGGUUGGUAGUACAAUAGCUUUGCAAACAAGCAUUUUGGUUUCCCUGUGAAUGUAUUGGUCCUCAAACAUUCUGCGUUUCAAUCGGGAGAAAGCUGCGCUUGCAGAUUUAACAAAGCACUGUGUGAAUAAAUCAUUUCUUUCUCUGGCCUGAAUCUUCCAACAUUCAUCUUCCUUGGGCGUCCAAUAGUCCUUUCCCAGCCCUUUGAGUAGAAAAGCCGCUUUUCCUCCCAGUGUCCAAAUAUUAAAGGGACAGGAGCUCUCCAUUUAAAAGCAGCUGGCAACCUUGCUAUUGCUAGUUAUGCAACCUUAGGAAUUUUACAGGAAUCUUUAACACACAUUCUUUUCUGCAGAUCUUGGUGGUGGUGGGUGGGAAUAAACAGUUCUCCUUUUCUUCUUCUUCAUUUCCCAAACCCCAGUGAACCUCUAGCCCACGAGGAAGUCUUUACACUGCACUUUCUACUCAGCAUUCAGCCCCAGAUAGUUGAAUGGGACUUACUCCCAGGUAAAUGUAGGCAUCUAGCUUCAAGCAGGAGAAUUCCUCUCCCCAUUCACUGGCCUCCAUCUUUUGCAAAGUUCCACUCUUCAGUCGGUUUGGCUAGGAGGCGGGGCUGCUGCUUUUUAGACCCGCCUCCUCUCCAAAUGGGAGCUUUAUAAAAAGAGGAAAUUGAAGCAAAGUCUUUCUUGAAGAAGCAAAAAGAGGGAAAGGGAAGGAAGGGGAAAACAAGCUUUUCAAAAGGACACAGUGGCCUAGAAAAGAAGAGGCUACCAAGAUUUGACCAGGGACCCAGGACAAAGCUCAGGUAGGAUGUGUGACACUUGGAUAGCAAGAUGUGAAGAUGUCUUGCAUGCAAACUUGUGGUUAAAAUGUGUUCUUUUGGAGGCAGCUUGUGUGUUACCUAAGCACUGCCUCUGGGAGUCAGAUCUGGGACUUGGGUUGAGACAAUAUUUGCUCUCUGAGACAAGAAGUGUGUGUUGCAACCCAUCUUUCCCUGUUUGCCUCUUAAGACCUGGUAGACAGAGGUGCUUUGCCUCUAAUAAUAUAAUAAUAAUAAUAAUUUAUUAUUUAUACCCCGCCCAUCUGGCUGGGUCCCCCCAGCCACUCUGGGCGGCUUCCAGCAAAACACUAAAAUACAAUAACCUAUUAAACAUUAAAAGCUUCCCUAAAGAGGGCUGCCUUCAGAUGUCUUCUAAAAGUCUGGUAGUUGUUGUUCUCUUUGACAUCUGGUGGGAGGGCGUUCCACGGGGCGGGUGCUACUACCGAGAAGGCCCUCUGCCUGCUUCCCUGUAACUUGGCUUCUCGCAGGGAGGGAACCACUAGAAGGCCCUUGGCGCUGGACCUCAGUGUCCAGGCAGAACGAUGGGGGUGGAGACGCUCCUUCAGGUGUACUGGGCCGAGGCCAUUUAGGUCUUUCAAGGUCAGCACCAACAUUUUGAAUUGUGCUCGGAAACGUACUGGGAGCCAAUCUAGGUCUUUCAGGAGCGGUGUUAUGUGGUCUCGGCGGCCGCUCCCUAUCAGCAGUCUAGCUGCCGCAUUCUGGAUUAGUUGUAGUUUCCAGGUCACCUUCAAAGGUAGCCCCGCAUAGAGCGCAUGCCAGUAGUCCAAGCGGGAGAUAACCAGAGCAUGCACCAUUCUGGUGAGACAGUCUGUGGGCAGGGAGGGUCUCAUCCUGUGUCCCAGACGGAGCUGAUAAACAGCUGCCCUGGACACAGAAUUGACCUGCGCCUCCAAAAUGAAUCUCAGGCUGCGCACCUGGUCCUUCAGGGGCACAGUUACCCCAUUCAGAACCAGGGAGUCUUAAUAAUCAUGGCAAAAGGUCUGUGGCAAGCAAAUUCAGAGGGCAACUUCUUAAAAAGUGCUGUAUGGGUUGUAAGAAUCCAGUGUUUUAGUGUGGCAGCAUCUGCACUUUGGAACUCCUUUCCUAUUGAUAUCACUAUACUGUUUUCGGCACCUGCCAAAAACAUUUUUGUUAAAUAUGCCAGGUGUUUAGAAAGUUGAUGUGAGUUUUCAUCUCUUUUUAGCGUGUUGUUGUUAUAAUUUUUCAAAUGUCUUAAAUUAUUACUUAGUGGUAACUAUAUUGUUUUAUUCCUUUUAGUAAACAGUUUGUUUGUUUUUACCAUCAAGAGGUGUAUAAAUUUUAUGAAAUAAUGGUGGUGAUAAUGAUGUUUUGAACAAUACAGUGGUACCUCAGGUUACAUACACUUCAGGUUACAGACGCUUCAGGUUACAUACGCUUCAGGUUACAGACUCCGCUAACCCAGAAAUAGUGCUUCAGGUUAAGAACUUUGCUUCAGGAUGAGAACAGAAAUUGUGCUCCGGCGGCCUGACAGCAGCAGGAGGCCCCAUUAGCUAAAGUGGUGCUUCAGGUUAAGAACAGUUUCAGGUUAAGUACGGACCUCCAGAACAAAUUAAGUACUUAACCUGAGGUACCACUGUACCUCCAAUUUCUCCUUCUGUGUUUGUAACUGGUGCUUGCUUUAAAUAUUCAACGAUGGUGAGCCGAUGGGCGGAGCUAAUUGCUGUUAAUGAUGGUCUGAAUCUGGAGCGGGUUUUGCAAACUUGCUUCUGAGAUGGGAACUUUGGGAUAUGCUUGGAUUAAGAACUGGCCUGAAUUUGCCUCAGAUAACUGAGGGGCUUUACCUGCCCAAGUUGGCAAGCUCAUGGGCAGAUUUGUAGCUUUUUAUUCACCCGGAGUUAAGAGCAAGUUGGCCUAGGGUUGCCAUACGUCCUCUUUUUCCAGGACAUGUCCUCUUUUUCAGGGAUAAGUUUUCUGUCCUGGCAGGUUUUUUGAAUUUGCUAAAAUGUCCUUGUUUUUUUUCCUUUGGUACUAAGGGAGCACUAGGGAACUGGCGUUCUGGGAGUUUUAAAAUUGGACAAGAGCUAAUUCAGACAUGCGUGUUUGGUUAUUCCUUUACUUAUUUUCAACAGCUGUCUCCUCCUUUCCCAUAAAAGAAAAAAAUAAAUCAAGGCAGCAAACAAUAAAAUGCAAGCAAUAAUAAAUAAUAAUAAUAAUUUAUUUAUAUCCCGCCCUCCCCAGCCGAAGCCGGGCUCAGAGCAGCUAACAAGAAUAAAACACAGAAUUCUAAAAUCAAUUCAUUUUAAAAUCAACAAGUGGGCGAAAACAACAAUAAAACAUGAAGCCUGUUAGGUUGUGGGUGAACAUAUCAGACGACACAGCAAUUCUUCAAACAGCUCUUGUUUAUUCACAGGCCAGAACAGAACUGAACUGAAGGGUUCAGCCAGCCUGCUUAUAUAGAGCUCCACUACAAGGCAACAGUAGGGACGCGGGUGGCACUGUGGGUUAAACCACAGAGCCUAGGACUUGCCAAUCAGAAGGUCGGCGGUUCGAAUCCCCGUGACUGGGUGAGCUCCUGUUGCUCGGUCCCUGCUCCUGCCAACCUAGCAGUUCAAAAGCACAAAAGUGCAAGUAGAUAAAUAGGUACCACUCCAGCGGGAAGGUAAACGGCGUUUCUGUGUGCUGCUCUGGUUCGCCAGAAGCGGCUUAGUCAUGCUGGCCACAUGACCCGGAAGCUGUAUGCCAGCUCCCUCGGCCAAUAAAGUGCCGCAACCCCAGAGUCGGUCACGACUAGACCUAAUGGUCAGGGGUCCCUUUACCUUUACAAGGCAACAGUAACAAUCUUUCUGUAACUAUCCAAUCAAUGAACGUCACUUUCAACUCCUUAUUUGCAUAUGUGGACCUGAGUGAAAACUAUCUACAGUAUCCCCCUGCUGGCCCAGGGUGAGAACUUCAGUACAUAACCAAGCCAAUAUGCUGGAGAGAGAACCUGUUCAUCAAAAGUAGGGCUGAGAUCUCGGGAUGCAUGGUUUGUGACUGACACCUCCAUCUGGACACCUUUCUUAAGCAGGCCAGCAGAAGAGCUCAUUUUUUGCCUUUAUCUCCCACCUUAUUCACCCCCCUCCUCAGUUAAUCCCUACAGCAACCCUGCGAGGUAGGUGAAGAGACUGGGACUGACUCCAAGGUCAUCCAGUGAGCUUCAGGACCGAGUGGGGAUUUGAACGCUGAUCUUCCAGGUCCUAAUCCAACACUCUAACCACUAUACCACACUUCCGCCCUAGAGUUCUUCUGCUAUAGGGCAGCUCUAAAAAUUAAGCAGGUAAACAAAUACAGUGGUACCUUGGUUCUCAAAUGCCUUGGUACUCAAACGUUUUGGUUCUCAAACACUGAAAAUCUGGAAGUAAGUACAGUGGUACCUCGGGUUACAUACGCUUCAAGUUACAUACACUUCAGGUUACAGACACCGCUAACCCAGAAAUAAUACCUCAGGUUAAGAACUUUGCUUCAGAAUGAGAACAGAAAUUGUGCUCCAGCGGCACGGCUGCAGCAGGAGGCCCCAUUAGCUAAAGUGGUGCUUCAGGUUAAGAACAGUUUCAGGUUAAGAACGGACCUCCGGAUUGAAUUAAGUACUUAACCCGAGGUACCACUGUAAUGUUUUUCGGAAGCCAAUUGUCCGAUGUGGCUGUCGGCUAUUGUUUCUGGGGCGCCUGCACCAAUCAGAAGCUGCGCCUUGGUUUUCGAACAUUUCGGAAGUCAAAUGGACUUCCGGAACGGAUAAAGUUUGGCGCUUUUGUUUUUGCUUUUUAUUUUGCAUUUUGGUUUUCGAGGCUUUUUCAAUUACUUUGUUUUUGUGACUGUGUGGAACCCGGUUCCGCUACUGAUUGAUUGUGUGACUGUAGAAAUGGAUAAAAGCCCCCCAUUCAAACAAUGACUAUCAUCAGUGCAGGUAAGGGGAAAAAAAUAGUUUUAAUUUUUAUCAUCUACAGUGGUACCUCAGGUUAAGUAUUUAAUUCGUUCCGGAGGUCCGUUCUUAACCUGAAACUGUUCUUAACUUGAAGCACCACUUUAGCUAAUGGGGCCUCCUGCUGCUGCCGCGCCGCCGGAGCACAAUUUCUGUUCUCAUCCUGAAGCAAAGUUCUUAACCUGAAGCACUAUUUCUGGGUUAGCGGAGUCUGUAACCUGAAGCAUAUGUAACCUGAGGUACCACUGUACAAUACUGUCUUAUUUACAGUGCAAUGAUUAUUACUUUCAUUUUAUGGAUCAAUGGUCUCGAUACUAAAAUCCAUGUUAAAUUGCUGUUUUAGGGGUUGUUUUUAAAAGUCUGGAACGGAUUAAUCCCUUCUGCAUUACUUUCUAUGGGAAAGCGCACCUUGGUUUUGGAACAUUUUGGUUUUGAAACGGACUUCCGGAUUAAGUUUGAGAACCAAGGUACCACUGUAAAGGGAAAGCCAAUUGUCCAUUAGAGAAGGAUCCGAAAUAUUUUCCUUGAAGCUUGAAUUUGUUUAAUUCUGGAUUGUUGUAUUUGAUGUUUUAAUGUGUUGUAAACUGCACUGAGAUUUUUUUCUUUAAAAUACAAAACAGUAUAUAAAAUUAACAACAACAGCAUCUCUCAUUGAAGGGGAAAAGGCACCUAGACAUUCUGUUGUGCUGACCGUAACCCAGGUUUAAGGUGUUAUUUGGCGAUUAGCUUUUCUAUCUCAGUUUCUAACACUGAUUUGCGUCUAGUAUCCAUUAAUAGCCCUCUUCUCUAUACAGCCUUAAUGACCAGGGCAUCUCCACCCCUGGAGAACAGCACACUAAUUUGAAAGAAGAUAUAAUUAUUGAGGAUCGCCCCUCCUUUUUCCUUCCGUUCAAGACAGACAGACUUGCCCCAGGGCAAAGAGGGAGGAUAGCACCUGCCCUCUCUAUGGUGUCCAGGGCAAAUCUUUAAAUACACAACCGCCGAGGCUUAACCCUAUCUGGAAGAAAAUACCCACUGAUUUGGCAGCUCACCCUCUAUGUGUGUGUGGGGGGGGAGCUGUAGUUACAUGGCGAUGAUAGAAGUAGUCUUUGCACGUUUUCAAAAUAAGUUCUCUUACAUGCGCUGUCCAUUCCCCAAACAAACGACAGCGCCACAUUUCUCAGACUUGGGCAAGCUUUCUUACAAACCAUAUAACACCGGUCUUGAAAAACCUACACUGGCUCCCAGUACGUUUCUGAGCACAAUUCAAAGUAUUGGUGCUGACAUUGAAAGCCCUAAAUGGCCACGGUCCAGUAUACCUGAAGGAGCGUCUCCACCCCCACUGUUCUGCCCGGACACUGAGGUCCAGCGCCGAGGGCCUUCUGGCGGUUCCCUCACUACGAGAAGCCAAGUUACAGGGAACCAGGCAGAGGGCCUUCUUGGUGGUGGCGCCCGCCCUGUGGAAUGCCCUCCCACCAGAUGUCAAAGAGAACAACAACUACCAGACUUUUAGAAAACAUCUGAAGGCAGCCCUGUUUAGGGAAGCUUUUAAUGUUUAAUAGGUUAUUGUAUUUUGGUGUUCUGUUGGAAGCCGCCCAGAGUGGCUGGGGAAACCCAGCCAGAUGGGCAGGGUAUAAAUAAAUUAUUAUUAUUAUUAUUAUUAUUAUUAUUAUACCUUGGCCAUGAGAGCUAGAAACUUGAUUUCUCUCCCCCAGGCCUCCCCCAGUACAGAUAAACCAGCUGUCUCUCUCGGGGUGCAAAAUUCAGAGUCCGGAUCAUCAUAAGAAGAAAACUAGCUCAGCCGAGCCCCUCUGGCUUGCUGCUACCACCUGAAACCCAAACAGGGUCUCUGAGUUGCCCUGGUGCUAGAUGCAGUUAAAGGAGAAUAAUUCCAUUCUGUGCAGGGGUUUUUUUCCCCUGAGGGGUCUUUCUCCUUACCUCUAUCAGCUGACUCAGAGCGGUCCGGGAGUAGCAUAACAGCAAGGAGGGCGACCCGCUGAACGGACAAAGCGUCGGUCUCAUGGGGUGGUCCAGCGCCAUCUUUUCCCCUGUGUGUGUCUCGCUCCUCUUGUCUCUCUGCAAAGCGGAGCCUGCGAAGGGCGGCUGAUGGAUGGUCCAACUAGCUGGCUGCUAGCUGCCUUGUCAAUUGCCUGCUCGCCACCAGCCACCCCCCUAACAUCUGCCAGCGAUGGCUCUGCACCCUCCAGCAAUCUGCGGCCGCUUCCCUCGCAGCCACAAAGGCAGCCCUGGGGAGGCAUUAAUUAAUUCAUUAGGCUGGGUUCGUUUACACUCAGCAGCCUUGGUCCGGGGAGCAGCCAGGGUGGAUGGGUGCGAUCUCCCAGGUUGGCAGUGGGAUGAUAUUGCUGGCUGCUUUUGCCCGGCUCCCCGGAGACCCGGCUUAUUAACUUAUCCAAGGCCUGUUUUCUCUCCGGCGGAGGAACCGGGUCUGAAUCGCCUGGUUUCCUCCUCCUGAUUGCACAGAUGGGUAAAUGAGAAGGGCACCUGUAUGGGCUGUGCAAGCUGCGGAACGGCCGCUCGCCUAUGACGAGCAGCGAUGACCUCCAGGCGACUACACGCAGAAGCUGAUUUAUGCUGGAAGAGGGUUGCUUAUCUCUCCCAUCACCAACACCACCCAAUUUCCCUCUUUUGAAAAAGAGUAGGGAAUUAUUAUUAUUAUUAUUAUUAUUAUUAUUAUUUAUUAUUUAUUAUUUAUACCCCGCCCAUCUGGCUGGGUUUCCCCAGGGAAGAGAACUCUGGGGUGGUGGUGGGGUGACCAGUCGUGGUUGGAUGCUGAGUUUUGAUUUGCGUUGAGGAGCAGAUCAAAAUGUAAAGGUAAAGGUAAAGGGACCCCUGACCAUUAGGUCCAGUCGUGACCGACUCUGGGGUUGCGGCGCUCAUCUCGCUUUACUGGCCAAGGGAGCCGGAAUACAGCUUCUGGGUCAUGUGGCCAGCAUGACUAAGCCGCUUGUGGUGAACCAGAGCAGCGCACGGAAACGCCGUUUACCUUCCCGCCGGAGUGGUACCUAUUUAUCUACUUACACUUUGACGUGCUUUCGAACUGCUAGGUUGGCAGGAGCAGGGACCGAGCAACGGGAGCUCACCCCGUCGCGGGGAUUCAAACCGCCGACCUCCUGAUUGGCAAGUCCUAGGCUCUGUGGUUUAACACACAGCGCCACCCGUGUCCCUAGAGCAAAAUGUACUCCUCCAUAAAUGCUAUUGCACCCUCAGUAAUAUCCUCUGCCUUGCAUUCUUGCAGGGCAAGCCACAAACUCAGUUUAGGUAACAAUGUGGAUGCCCAACAGAUCCCUCGCAAUUAAGUUCCACGUUUCAAAAUGUCAAGUUUGAGUGUGCGAUUGUGUAACCAUCCAAACUUCCUGCCCCCUGCCAGUCGGAUUGUAAGCUCUUUGGGGGCGAGGACCCUUCCUAUCCUUGUUGCAGAACAGUGUCUGUUUUUCCCAUCCUGGAUGCUGAACCCAGUGUCUGCUUUCUGCUUUCUGGCUUAGAGCUGUCAGCUGUGAUGUAUGUAUCCUUGCUUCUUAAUUCUCUCAAACGCUUGCUAGCUUAGGUUCGACAACAGCCGCUGCGGCCUUCUGCCAAGGCGUACAGAUCUUGGCUGCCGUUCAAGCAGUUUCCAUGAACACCAGGAAUGCGCUCGCAGUGCAUCCUGGGAGACAUAGAUGUGCCUCUCUAUUUUUUUUUCUUCCUUGGGAGAGCAAAUCCGAAGGGUUGGCCUGGGAGACUUCCGUCAACAGGGAAGCAUGUGAGCCUGAGAAUUCUUCUGAAGGGCUGGGACUUUGGGGAAGGGCCAGACAGGGGAGCAAAGGCCAUUUGUGUUUCACAGAGGAAAACGAUGCGCAGCUCAGCUGAGGUCCUUGCCCUGUGGUCGUGCCUUGCUGGUAUCGCCUGACCCCACCUUCUAGCAGAAUGAGCCUCUGUCUUCUCUGCGGGUGAGUUGCGGGCGACUGAACAAAACCCGAAACUCAUUAUUGGGGGGGAAGUGUGUGGAACAGGUCUCGGUGUUUCGAUUUCUGGGAAUGGAGUUGAGAGAUGACCUAACCUGGGGAGAAAACAGCAAAGACCUGAUGAAGAGAGCACAGCAGAGGUUAUAUUUUCUGAGAAUCCUCUGGAAAAACAAUCUCUCAAAGGACCUGAGGACUGCUGAGUGUGUGUUAAUUUAUGGUCUGUGUGUGUGGUUUGGGAGCUGCACGGUCAGGGGAAAAACAAUGCUGUCCAGGGUUGUAAAGACUGCAGAGAGAAUAAUUGGGUGCACUCUUCCCACCUUGGAUCAACUCUAUGCUUCCAGGUGUCAUAAGAAAGCUGCAGAUAUAGUGCAGGAUAGUGCGCACCCCGGAAAUGAUCUCUUUCAGCUUCUGCCUUCUGGAAGAAGGUAAAGGUAGAGGUACCCCUGACCAUUAGGUCCAGUCGCAGACGACUCUGGUAUUGCACCGCUCAUCUCGCUUUAUUGGCUGAGGGAGCCGGCAUACAGCUUCCAGGUCAUGUGGCCAGCAUGACUAAGCCGCUUCUGGCGAACCAGAGCAGUGCACGGAAAUGCUGUUUACCUUCCCGCCACAGUGGUACCUAUUUAUCUACUUGCACUUUGAUGUGCUUUCGAACUGCUAGGUUGGCAGGAGCAGGGACCGAGCAACAGGAGCUCACCCUGUUGCAGGGAUUCGAACCACCGACCUUCUGAUCGGCAAGCCCUAGGCUCUGUGGUUUAGACCACAGUGCCACUCAAGUCCCUCUGGAAGAAGAUACGGGGUUAUAAAGACCAGGACUAGCCGCCUGAGAAACAGUUUCUAUCCAAAUGCGAUUUUGGUUUUAAACGCAGUGUAAGGUAGUCUCUAUGUGAGCAUAUUGUAUUUACUUAUGGGGUAUCAGAGUUUUUAGGGGGUUUACCAGGCUGGGAGAGCAGGCUUGUUGGUUUUUGAAUGUCUGAUGUAGAUUUUUUCAAUUUCGUUGUUCUGUAUGGGACAAUGACAAUAAAGAUCGUAUCGUAACGUUCUCUAUAAAUUUCUCCCCUGCCCGUCGCUGUCCAAAAAGUGUCAGGGAAAGAACAGAGUUUGCAAAGAGAAAGAGAGGGGUCAGUCUUGCGCUAUGCACAAUCUGCUGAGAUGCAACUUUAGGAGGAUGUGGCUGUGAGCUUUUGAUUUACUCUUGUCAAAGGUACAGAAAUUUCUCGACUUGAUACUGUGUUAGCAAAGGCCUGGAUGUUUUCCUGUGUGGUCAAAUCCACACUGUACAAGUACAUUUAGAACAUAUUUUAAAGCGCAUGGCUCCUUCAUCCCACCCAGGAUCUUGGGAAUUGUAGUUUUUUAAGGGUGCUGGGAGUGGUAGUUUUGCAGGGGGUAAAGCGAUUCCCCCCCCCAAAAAAAAGAUUUCUGGGGAUUGUAAUGCGCCUUAAAUGUUUAGUGCAGAUAUGGCCAUCUUAGGGCAGAAAGUUGGGAUAGGAAGAAAGUGAGAAAUUACUGCUGGGUUUGAUCAUUUAAUUUUAAAAGCCUUUUUUUUAUCCCCAGGAGAUUACUGCAUGAAAGACAACAACAGAGAAAGGCAGGGAGUGGAGGCAAGGGAUGCAAUGCCUUGUUGUAUUUAGUUACAGGAGGGCAUGGAAACUGAGAGCUUGCCCGUGGAAGGCUUGAGGUUAAAGAUGGAUCUUUUGAGGAGGUGUUUGAGAGAAGUCGGAGGUGUGGGAUUGUUGCUGACUUAUUUAUUUGCAAUUGCAUCCUGCUCUUUAGCUGAAUAGACUCCCAGAUAGGCCUGCAUGCAGACAAGUAAAAAACGAGACAGUCCCUGCCCGCAGGCUUGCAGUCUAAGAGAUGCAGCAGCAAAGGAAAGCAGAACUGGGAGGGAUGAGGAAAAAAGCAAGCUCAGAUGCCAAGUCUUAAAACUUUAAAAACGGUAGGAAGAUGGUCUAAGCAGGGCAAAAAAGGGAGAAAGGGCAAAAUCCUUUGGCAAUAAGCUCGCCUGCCGUGUUUGGUGAUGAAAACACAUUUCGUGUGCAUUUUCUAAGGCGGCAUGGAAUGCUUUGCAUGGAAAAAACCCAAGUUCCAUGCCCAGGAGCUCCAGGUGGGGCUGGGAAUACCCCACCUGCCUUGCAGGGGGUUAGACUAGAUGACCCACUGGGUCCCUUCCAAUUUCGCAAUCCUAUGAAUCCCUAGAGUUUUGCACUUUAUUGGUGAAUCUAAGCUAGAUAGUCUGACUCUAGCUGUGUAUGCACCUUGCAUUUAAAGCACACACACCCCAAAAAUAUAUAUAUCCUGGGAACUGUAGUUUGCUAAGGGUGCUGGGGACGGCACCUCUGAAAGGGGUAAAUGAGAGUUACCCCUGGGGAAAGGGCUUUAAGUGUGUCUGUAAGCCUGAUUCCAACGCUCCGAUGUAGUUGUGCCAUUCGGCCACUAGAUGUCCCCAUUAUGGUUUUCUCAAGGAUGUGCUUCUCUGCAAAGAACAGAUGAUUUGGCCCCAAAGCAGGGAAGGAAAGUGGAAAUUGUGAGGUUGUGGACCCUCCUUGAAUGGACACAUUGAUGUUCAGCUGGGUGCUCACCUGUCACUGUAGACUGCAGUUGCAUCCUGCAUUGAGCUGGAUUGGAUGACCUCUGAUAAUAAUAAUAAUAAUAAUAAUAAUAAUAAUAAUAAUAAUAGAUAAAAUAAAUAAAUUAUUUGUACCCCGCCCAUCUGGCUGGGUUUUCCCAGCCACUCUGGGCAUCUUCCAACAAAGAUUAAGAAUACAUUAAAAUGUCACACAUUAUAAACUUCUAAAUGUCAGGUAGUUGUUUAUCGCUUUGACAUCUGGUAGGAGGGCAUUCCACAGGGCGGGUGCCACUACCGAGAAGGCCCUCUACCUGGUAACCUGUAGCUUUGCUUCUCGCAGUGAGGGAAGAGCCAGAAGGCCCUCAGAGAUGGACCUCAGCAUCCGGGCAGAACGAUGGAGGUGGAGGCGCUCCUUCAGGAAUACAGGGCCAUUUAGGGCUUUAAAGGUCAACACCAACACUUUGAACUGUGCUCGGAAACGUACUGGGAGCCAAUGCAGGUCUUUCAGGACCAGUGUUAUGUGGUCUCGGCAGCCGCUCCCAGUCACCAGUCUAGCUGCCGCAUUCUGGAUUAGUUGCAGUUUCCGGAUCACCUUCAAAGGUAGCCCCACGUAGAGCGCGUUGCAGUAGUCCAAACGGGAGAUAACUAGAGCAUGCACCACUCUGGCGAGACAGUCUGCAGAUAGGUAGGGUCUCAUGUUGCGUACCAUACAGAGCUGAUAAACAGCUGCCCUGGACACAGAAUUGACCUGCGCCUCCAUGGACAGCUGUGAGUCCAAAAUGACUCCCAGGCUGCGCACCUGGUCCUUCAGGGUCACAGUUGCCCCAUUCAGGACCAGGGAGUCCUCCACACUGCUCCUUCUGUUUUCCAAGUUCUUGUUUCCGACACUGGCUUUCUAACAGGGAUUUCGCCAGCCUCGGACACCCACGUGUUGUUGGACUACAACUCCCAUAGUUCACGGUCAGUUUAACCAAUGGACAGGGAUGAUGGGAGUUGUAGUCCGACAACCGCUAUGCCGGUGGUACAGCAAUUAAACCGCUAGCAGUGUGUCUGGAGGUCCGGGGCUCCCUCUCGGCCUCACUGAUGGGGGGUCCAAAGGAAAGCAGAGGAAGACGUUUGGCCCCAGCUUGGCUGCAGGAGGGACUCCAUUUUGGAUUUGGGUAGGGUUUACUCCAGAGCCUUUUCUUCCCCCGAAGAUGUCCGGCAAGGCAGUGGAGGUUUAGGAUCAGAGUUUUCCUUCUUCUAGAGCGGCUCCUUUCCCAGGUGGACAAACCCCAUCUGCCCCUCACUUCUCUCUAUGGCAUAUGCAGAGACCACCUUGUUGACCGUUGGACCUACGAUUUGUCUCGUCUGCUCAGUCUGCCUGAUCCUGUCUUUGCACGCAUGGGAAGCCCCUAAUUCACUGAGGGCUUGAGACCCAUUGGCUGUGCUCACCUGGUUUAACCAGGGCCAGAUUUAGGUUUGAUGAGGCCCUGAGCUACUGAAGGUAAAAAGGUAAAGGGACCCCUAUCCAUUAGGUCCAGUCGCGGACAACUCUGGGGUUGCGGCGCUCAUCUCGCUUUACUGGCUGAGGGAGCCGGCGUACAGCUUCCGGGUCAUCUGGCCAGCAUGACUAAGCCACAUCUGGCGAACCAGAGCAGCACACGGAAACGCCGCUUACCUUCCUGCCGGAGCGGUACCUAUUUAUCUACUUGCAUUUUUGACGUGCUUUCGAACUGCUAGGUUGGCAGGAGCCAGGACUGAGCAAUGGGAGCUCACCCCAUCGCGGGGAUUCGAACCGCCGACCUUCUGAUCGGCAAGUCCUAGGCUCUGUGGUUUAACCCACAGCACCACCCGCGUCCCAACUGAAGGUAAUGGGGCCCUUUAUAUGUCCAGUUGUCCUGUGUCAACAACAAAUUGUCGUUUUUUUCCUGUUGAAUAUACGCUAGAUGGUCAUUUAUGGACCUAAUAGGUAUCUCAAGCCAUUUGCCCAUGCAUAAUGUAGGCACCCCAUAAAGUGGUACCUCGGGUUACAGACGCUUCAGGUUACAGACGCCGCUAACCCAGAAAUAUUACCUCAGGUUAAGAACUUUGCUUCAGGAUGAGAACAGAAAUUGCGCGCUGGUGGCGCGGUGGCAGCGGGAGGCCCCAUUAGCUAAAGUGGUACCUCAGGUUAAGAACAGUUUCAGGUUAAGAACGGACCUCCGGAACGAAUUAAGUUCUUAACCUGAGGUACCACUGUAUAUAGAAAUGAGCAUACCAGUGAUAUUUUAGGGAGCAGGCUAGCAGGCGGGGCCCAUGACUUACAUCAGGCUCCCUCAGCCUCGGCCCUCCAGAUGUUUUUGGCCCACAACUCCCAUGAUCCCUAGCUAGCAGGACCAGUGGUCAGGGAUGAUGGGAAUGGUAGUCUCAAAACAUCUGGAGGGCUGAGUUUGAGGAAGCCUGACUUACAUCCUAGGAGCCUACACAACACAAAACACUGUUGCUGUAUGUAGGAUUUUAUAUUAUUGGUUUUUUUCUUAUAUUUUGGAAAUGUACAUCGUUGUUUUUUUCUUUAAUUUUUUUGGGGGGGCCCCAAGAGAGUGGGGCCCUAAGCUAUAGCUUCUUUAGCUUAUACGUAAAUCCGGCACGGGGAUUAACCAACCAGUUGAAGCCGUUUCCCAGGAUUAUGGCCGCUGUCGCAUGCAGACAGCUUCUAGGAGCCCCAGGUGAGAGCUAAGCGCAGGAUGGGGACCACCGGUGAACAAACUACUCCAGAAGGAGCAUGACGUGUCCCCUAUCCAGGUACUAAAGGUAAAGGUAAAGGGACUCCUGACCAUUAGGUCCAGUCGUGGCUGACUCUGGGGUUGCGGCGCUCAUCUCGCUUUAUUGGCCGAGGGAGCCGGCGUACAGCUUCUGGGUCAUGUGGCCAGCAUGACGAAGCCGCUUCUGGCAAACCAGAGCAGCGCACGGAAACGCCGUUUACCUUCCCGCUGGAGCGGUACCUGUUUAUCUAGUUGCACUUUGACGUGCUUUCGGACUGCUACGUUGGCAGGAGCAGGUUGGCAGGUUGGACUGCUAGGUUGGCAACGGGAGCUCACCCCGUCGCAGGGAUUCGAACCGCCGACCUUCUGAUCGGUAAGUCCUAGGCUCUGUGGUUUAACCCACAGCGCCACCCGCGUCCCUUAUCCAGGUACUACCCCUCCUCUAAAACCCCACACACCCUGCGGUUGGUGUUCUCCAUUUUCAGCCGUGAGAAGCUACCAUUAGAACAGGCAGUUGCGCACCGAGCAGCUAAGGUUUCCAUAACUUCUCAUUGUUACUCCCUGUCAUGAGUUAAAUAGCUAUUCCUGGUCACUGACCGAAAAAUGGCCACCUCAGCAGUUCCUAAGACAUGCCACUCAUCAGUUCUGUGCAUCUAGGAGGAAGUUAGAAGACAGUCAUUGCAGCCUGGAAACUUUAAGGCUGCUUUGAGCUGUGUCACAUUCACCAAAGUGUCCUACACAGGGCAGUUUUAGAGCUCUGGGGAGAAUGCCAGAGAUCUGUGGUUUGCUGAUAGACGUGGUGAUGUGCACCAGGAUUUUGGAUACCCAAUUGAACUGCAAAAAUGGGAGGAAUUAUGGAAAAGCAAUUUAAAAUUUACAGCCUGUUAUCUAAUUCAUUUUCCCAGUACAGUGGUACCUCGGUACUAUUGUAGGUACUGUACUAUUUCUGGGUUAGCGGAGCCUGUAACCUGAAGCGUCUGUAACCCAAGGUACCACUGUACAAUAAAACACCAUACAUUAAAAACUUCCCUAAACUUCCCUUCGGAUGUCUUCUAAAAGUCAGAUAGUUUAUUUCCUUGACACUUGGUGGGAGGAUGUUCCACAGGGCAGGCGCCACCACCAAGAAGGCCCUGUAACUUGGCUUCUCGCAGGGAGGGAACUGCCAGAAGGCCCUCGGCACUGGACCUCAGUGUCCGGGCAGAACGAUGGGGGUGGAGACGCUCCUUCAGGUAUCCUGGGCCGAGGCCGUUUAGGGCUUUAAAGAUCAGCACUAACACUUUGAAUUGUGCUUGGAAACGUACUGGGAGUCAAUGCAGAUCUCUCAGGAUUGGUGUUAUGUGGUCUUGGUGGCCGCUCCCAGUCACCAGUCUAGCUGCCGCAUUCUGGAUUAGCUGUAGUUUGCGGGUCACCUUCAGAGGUAGCCCCACGUAGAGCGCAUUGGAGUAGUCCAAGCGGGAGAUAACCAGAGCAUGCGCCACUCUGGCAAGACAGUCUGCAGGCAGGUAGGGUCUCAUCCUGCGUACCAGAUGGAGCUGGUAGAAAGCUGCCCUGGACACAGAACUGACCUGUGCCUCCACGGACAGCUGUGAGUCUAAAAUGACUCCCAGGCUGCGCAUCUGGUCCUUCAGGGGCACAGUUACCCCAUUCAGGACCAGGGAGUCCUCCACACCCGCCCGCCUCCUGUCCCCCAAAAACAGUCCUUCUGUCUUGUCAGGAUUCAACCUCAAUCUGUUAGCUGCCAUGCUCUUAUAUGUCCUUGGAGGGCUGCUGGAGGUUCCCGAGCCCUAGAAUAAAUUGUGUGCAUCGUCUAUCCCUCCUCCGUCUCCCACCUAAGCUCCGGUUCUGACUGGCUGGUCCAGGAAUGUUCUGUCCCAGGUCGCUCGGGUUGGUCCGUCGAGCGAAGGAGGAUCGGCUUGGCAUCUCCUCGCCUACGAAGAGCAAAGAGCGCCUGAGAACACAAAGAGGCUUUUGUAAGGACUCCUUUAGCGCUUCCCUGAAGCAAAGGGAGGCCGUGGGAUGCUUUUGCUGAGCUGCAUUCUUGCCAGAGAGCAAACGCCUGGUGGCUGCAGCACGUGAGGAGAGGGUUUUGCGUUCUUUGGCUAACUGGUUUGGCUUACAGUUUUACUUUUAAAAAAUAAUAAUUAACAAAUUCAACAUAACAAAUCAACAAUACAAAUCAUCUUCAUUAUUUUUCCCCUCCCACCUCCCCAACAUACCCUCCCUCCCCCCCCCCCCCAGGAUUUCCCUCAGCUCCUCUCUCUGAUUUCUUAUCCCAUAUUGUUCUCUGCAUAUUGCAAAAUUGUAUGCAUCCUUAUUGGUGCUGGAGGAGACUUUUGAGAGUCCCAUGGACUGCAAGAAGAUCAAACCUCUCCAUUCUUAAGGAAAUCAGCCCUGAGUGCUCACUGGAAGGACAGAUCCUGAAGCUGAGGCUCCAGUACUUUGGCCACCUCAUGAGAAGAGAAGACUCCCUGGAAAAGACCCUGAUGCUGGGAAAGAUGGAGGGCACAAGGAGAAGGGGACGACAGAGGACGAGAUGGUGGGACAGUGUUCUCGAAGCUACCAGCAUGAGUUUGACCAAACUGCGGGAGGCAGUGGAAGACAGGAGUGCCUGGCGUGCUCUGGUCCAUGGGGUCACGAAGAGUCGGACACGACUAAACGACUAAACAACAACAACAUACAUCCUUAUAUUAUCUAUCCACCAUAUUAAUCCAAUAAAUUUGUGUAUGUUUAUUCAAAACCUGCCAAGGAGUCCAGUUCAUUUUGUUGUCUUGUUAAAUAGGCUGUAGAAAGUUCCCAUUCUUCUUUAAAGUCACAGUUGUCUUUAUCUCGCAAUUUACGUGUCAGUUUCGCCAGUUCUCCAUAGUUCGUUAAUUUCUCUUGCCGCUGUUCUUUUGUCGGGGGUUCCUCAUUCUUCCAUCCUUGCGCUAUCAAGACUCUCGCCGCAGUCGUUGCUUACAUAAACAAAUUCUUUAUUUUUCUUGGCAGGUCUUCUCCAACAAUCCUUAACAAAAAUGCUUCUGUUUUUUUUUUUACAAAUGUCAUCUUAAACAUUUGGCCUACAGUUUUACAGAACAAGGUUUGCCCUCAGGGUGCUCUGGCAAAGCGGGUUUGUGGAGCUGGAAUGGAUUUGUGUGGGGCCAUAAUUGGCUUGCAAAAAAUCAAAAUCUGAGAUCAAAGGAACCCCUAGUUCUUCAACACUCUCUCCUUCAGCAGUUUCCCGCAACGGAAAGCAUUGCUGCCCCUAACUGUGGAGACAGAGAACAGCCGUCCGUCCAGGCUAGUAGCUCUUGAUCAUGGGUAGGCAAACUAAGACCCGAGGGCCGGAUCUGGCCCAAUCGCCUUCUCAAUCUGGCCCGCGGACGGUCCGGGAAUCAUCAUGUUUUUACAUGAGAAACCCAGCCAGAUGGACGGGGUACAAAUAAUAAAUUAUUAUUAUUAUUAUAAAUAUGUGCUUUUAUUUAAAAUGCAUCUCUGGGUUAUUUGUGGGGCAUAGGAAUUUGUUCCUAUUCCCCCCCCCCCAAAAAUAUAUAUAUAUAGUCCGGCCCUCCACAAGGUCUGAGGGACAGUGGACUGGCCCCCUGCUGAAAAAGUUUGCUGACCCCUGGACUUGAUAGUCCGCUCUUCCACGAAUUUGGCUACAGUGGUACCUUGGUUCUCAAACGCCUUGGUACUCAAACAACUUAGAACCCAAACACUGCAAACCCGGAAGUGUUCCGGUUUGCAGACUUUUUUUGGAAGCCGAACGUGCUCCAUUUUGAGUGUUACGCUUCCGUUUUGAGUGUUACGCUGAGGUCUGUCUGCUUUUGCUAUUUAUUUUGCAUUUCUGUUUUUGUGGCUCUUUUGUUUUUUGUUUUUGUGACUGUGUAGAGCCCAGUUCAGCUACUGGUGGAUUGACUGUGUGACUGCAGUACAUUGUUUAUUGCUUUCAUUUUAUGGACCGAUGGUCUCAUUACAUAUAAAAUGCAUGUUUGCAGUUUGAAAACCAGUUUGAAAACCACUGGAUCUGUAAAAUGAAAGCAAUAAACAAUGUACUGCUGUCACACAAUCAAUCCACCAGUAGCUGAACUGGGUUCCACACAGUCACAAAAACGAAACAAAAAAGAGCCGCAAAAACAGAAACGCAAAAUAAAUUGCGAAAACAGACAGACUUCAGCGUAACACUCAAAACAGAAGUAUCCGAUCUCAAAUCGGAAGCAUAACACUCAAAAUGGAGCAUUUUCGGCUUCGAAAAAAGUUCGCAAACUGAAACGCUUACUUCCGGGUUUGCAGUGUUUGGGUUCCAAGGCGUUUGAGUACCAAGGCGUUUGAGAACCAAGGAACCACUGUACCAAUUUCUGAAAACUGCAGAAGGAGACUGUGCAUUUGUGUUGGGAUUCUGUUUGUGUGUUUCCCUCUCUGGACGACUUUCUGAGAACAGAAUGCUGACUAGAUGGGCCGCUGGCCCGAUUCUCUGGCCAGAGUUGACAAAAACUCUCUUCUCGAUAAGUUUCAAUUCAGCGUUUUUCGGACUGGCAUUUUUUAAAAUGCCAGCCUCUCUCUUUUCAAAGCUCCUUUGUUUGAGAUGCACUGCUCUGUAAAUUCCUCAGCCGCUUUGGCUUGGCAGUUUAGCCACCGCCUAGAUCAUGGGUAGGCAAACUAAGGCCCGGGGGCCGGAUGCGGCCCAAUCGCCUUCUCAAUCCAGCCCGCGGAUGGUCCAGGAAUCAGCGUGUUUUUACAGGAGUAGAAUGUGUCCUUUUAUUUCAAAUGCAUCUCUGGGUUAUUUGUGGGGCCUGCCUGGUGUUUUUUACAUGAGUAGAAUGUGUGCUUUUAUUUAAAAUGCAUCUCUGGGUUAUUUGUGGGGCAUAGGAAUUCGUUCAUCCCCCCCAAAAAAUAUAGUCCAGCCCCCGACAAGUUCUGAGGGACAGUGGACCGGCUCCCUUUCUGUUUUACAAUUUAGAGUACAGUGGUACCUUGGGUUACAUACAUCAGGUUACAUACACUUCACGUUACAGACUCCGCUAACCCAGAAAUAGUACCUCGGGUUAAGAACUUUGCUUUAGGAUGAGAACAGAAAUCGUGCUCCGGCGGUGCGGUGGCAGCGGGAGGCCCCAUUAGCUAAAGUGGUGCUUCAGGUUAAGAACAGUUUCAGGUUAAGAAUAGACCUCCAGAACAAAUUAAGUUCUUAACCCGAGGUACCGCUGUAUUCAUUUAAACAACGUUAAAAUAUAUAUGAUCUCCCUUCCUCUUUCCAUGGUUUGUUUUACAUAACAUAAAUCCCUGCAUAUUUUACAUAAACUAAACUAAACUUCUUUACACUGAAUUUAUCUCAGUGCUGUCAAUGUUUUCAAAUAUACACAACCCCACCCCCAUAUAUUCAAUAAACAUGUUCCAAUCUUCUUCUUUUAUAUAAAAAAAAAGUUUGCUGACCCCUGGCCUAAAUCUUCCUCCCAGGCUCCCGAUCUUUUAAAACUAAAUCCUUGCCCUUCGCCAGGCUGCAGGCAGUAAGGCUUGUUUGUAAACAGGCGGGACGAAGGAGGAAACGAAUUGUGCGGCUGGCUUGAAACCUUCUGCCCAGGAUGGUUUUGUAAUCGUACCUCUGGGCUGCGGCGGCUGUGUGUUGUGUGUGUCAUCCAGGAAGCAGGAUCUGCAGCUGAACAGAAAAGGAAAUUUGGCAGUGGGAGGCAGGCGGGAGUGGCAUUGCAGGUUCCUAAACAGCCAGGCAUGAAAAGCUGCCCAGAACUGCUCAGAGGUGCCGCCGGCAACGAACCACGCAAGCUAUGUUGCUUUCAAUAUAAGGCAAGUUGUUUUUCCGUCUUCUUUUUUCAAAUCGUAGAGUUGGGGCCCAGGGGAUAUCUAGUCCAACCCCCUUUUGACCAGCUGGGAUUUUUCAGUAGCGACUGAGACCCCUCACUGCCUCAGCCUGUGAAAUCGGGCCAUCUGUGAAUUAGACUGCCCUCUCUUCUUGAAGGCAAGGAGCCCGAGUUGAAUUCAAGCCUGGCUUCUUCUGAAGUAACAGGACUGUAGAGCAUGCGCAGACUGCUUUCUGAUGAACAGGCAGCCUGUAGAUUGCGAGAAAUAGGAGUCACCUAGGAUGUGGACGCAAUGGAGGCUGGUUUGCCCAGCUGGUUCCUUUUCUUAAAAACUUUUACAAUGCACUAUUUCAAAUCAAAGGCGGUUUUCCUGUUAUUUUUAAGCGUGGGAUGAUGCAGUCUAGGUUGGCCGAAUUGGCUUAAAUGUGUGUCCCAGUUUAACCAGUGCUUGCGAGGGGAAGAAGGAUACUUACUUGGGAGUAUACCUCCUCCAAUUGGAUUCAGGUGGCUUGCUCCUGAGUAGACUCACAGAGAGGAUUGUAUUGUGGAGGAGUCUGGCUGUAUGGCUAUUCCAGAGGGAGUGAUGCAUUAAGAAGGAAAAGCUGACUGUCGCUUGCUUCCUUCUUGUAAAUGGGCAUCUCGUUGGCUACUGCAAUAACAGGAUGCUGAAAUAGAGGGACCACUGGCCUCAUCCACCAAGACUGUGGCGCUGUGGUCUAAACCACCCAGCCUCUUGGGCUUGCUGAUUGGAAGGUCAGCGGUUCAAAUCCAUGCGAUGGGGUGAACUCCCGUUGCUUGGUCCCAGUUCCUGCCAACCUAGCAGUUCGAAAGCACAUCAGUUCAAGUAGAUAAAUAGGUACCACUGUGGUGGGAAGGUAAACGGUGUUUCCGUGUGGUCUGGUUUCCGUCACGGUGUCCCGUUGCGCCAGAAACGGUUUAGUCUUGCUGGCCACAUGACCCAGAAAGCUGUCAGUGAACAAACGCCGGCUCCCUCAGCCUGAAAGCGAGAUGAGUGCCGCAACCCCAUAGUCUCCUUUGGCUGGACUUAACCGUGCAGGGGUCCUUUACUUCUUCUUUUUUACCACCAAGACCUUAUUGAUGUUCUUGGCAGGACAUGAAGGCAACAAAAUUCCUGGAAUUCAGUGGACUUUGAGCAUGGAGAUGGAACAUACUCUCUCCUCUGUGAUUUCUGUCUCAUCCACUUUUAUAGCAUUCCAAGCUAGUAGCCGUCACCAACGGCACCUUGUGGCAGCGAGUUCCGCACGUUCUGCAUUGCGCAGAGGAGUCCUUGACUUUUGUCUGCCCAUCAGCUUUGCUGAGUUUCUAGGAUUCUGGGAGAAAAGGACACGCGCUCCAUCUAUUGCUAUUGGAUUUUGUUCUUUUUGAAGCAUGUGAUAUUUCGCCCUACCUUGUGCCAGGCAUCUGGACGGGGAUAGGGGGUUGAAAUUCAAUUCCGUUUGCACCGUAACGUGAAACUACAGGUGCCCUCCCUCUCCAUUUUGCAGGGCAGCUCUUUGGCCAGGAAAUGUGUGCCAAAAUGGGUAUGUUAUGGGAGGGCACGGUAAAAUAAUAUGCAGAAAUGAAUUGUAGAAGGGGGAAUUGCUAGCACAAAUGUGUGCGCUUGGAAAAUGCUGACGCGUUUAAAAACCUGCAAGCUGCUGCAGGAGUGUGGAACACUAAAUUUAAGACUGGAAAAAAUGGGGGGGGACCUAAAAAAAAUGGAAAUUGACAGAUUUCCCCCCCUCCCAAGCCUGUGGAUGCAUCUACACCAUACAUUUCAAACUCCCCCUCCAAAAAAAGAAUCACGGGUGCUGGGAAUUAUAGCUCUGUGGGGGUAAACUACAGUUCCCAAGAUUAUUGGGAGUGUGUGAGAAAUGUGCUUUGAAUAUAUGGCAUGUAUGCAGCCUACAUUUGCACCUGAUGUGUGGUAAAGUAGUAGUAGUAGUUGUUGUUAUUUAUUAUUAUUAUUACAAUUAAGUUAUUAACAUCUAAAGCACCAUUUCAAGGCCAUCUGAUGCUGUGGGUUAAACCACACAGCCUAGGACUUGCCGAUCAGAAGGUCGGCGGUUUGAAUCCCUGCGACGGGGUGAGCUCCCGUUGCUCGGUCCCUGCUCCUGCCAACCUAGCAGUUCGAAAGCACGUCAAAAGUGCAAGGAGAUAAAUAGGUACCUCUCUGGCAGGAAGGUAAACGGCGUUUCUGUGCGCUGCUCUGGUUCGCCAGAAGCAGCUUAGUCCUGCUGGCCACUUGACCCGGAAGCUGUACUCCGGCUCCCUCGGCCAAUAAAGCGAGAUGAGCGCUGCAACCCCAGAGUCGUCCGUGACUGGACCUAAUGGUCAGGGCUCCCUUUACCCUUACCUUUACCUUUACACAUGGGAUAAUGCAGAGUUGGUGAAGCAAAGGACAUGUAUUUGCAGUGUGGGAAUUUGGUUGUACAGUAUGUCUGGGUUUCUGCCUGUGAGACCUACAUCAAGAUACGUGCAGAAAAUCUCACAAGCUGGCCUUGACAACCUUUUGCAAGGAUCCCUUGUGGGCGCCACCUUACACCCUGGUUUUGACGCUUCUUUUACGCCUUGCUCACUGGAGCACCAAAUGGAUUUCCCCCAUUUCCUCUGAGGCAUCGGGGAUGGUGGCAUUCGAGGAACUGAGCAGCGUGGCAUUGCAUUAGUAAGGUUCUCUUUUUGAGAUGAUUCAGUUGGGUGGCUUUUCCUCUGAUUCUCUGCUGUGGGGUCGCCAUAUCUGGAGUCGGAAAGCAAUUCCUGACAGGUCAGGUGGAACCGUUGUUGUCUGUUUUUCCUUGGAAUAAUAAUAAUAAUUUAUUAUUUAUACCCCGCCCAUCUGGCUGGGUUUCCCCAGCCACUCUGGGCGGCUCCUAAUGGAAUAAUAAAAACACAAUAGAACACCAAACAUUAGAAACUUCCCUAAACAGGGCUGCCUUCAGAUGUCUUCUAAAAGUCAGAUUGUGGUUUAUUUCCUUGACAUCUGAAGGGAGGGCGUUCUACAGGGUGGGCGUUCUACAGGGUGGGCACCACCACCGAGAAGGCCCUCUGCCUGGUUCUCUGUAACCUCACUUCUCAUAGGGAGAGAACCACCAGAAGGCCCUCAGCACUGGAUCUCAGUGUCCAGGCAGAACGAUGGGGGUGGAGACAUUCCUUCAGGUACCGUAUUUUUCGCCCUAUAGGACGCACCGUCCCAUAAGGCGCACCCAGUUUUAUGGGGGGGAAAUAAAGGGGGAAAAAAUUAUUUCCCCCCCAGGCGCGGGGCUGGGGCGGGGGAAGCCCGAGCUUCCCCCGACCCCAGCCCCCAAACAGGCAGCUCUCUGCAAGCCAUGCGAGCCCAGCGCUGGCUCCUGCUGCUUGCGGAGUGGUCCGCGAAGCCUGAACGCGCUGAGCUCAGCGCACGCGGGCUUCAGCAUGCAGGCAACUCUCCGCAAGCAGCGGGAGCGCUCCCGCUGCUUGCGGAGAGGUCCGCGAAGCCUGCAUUCACCCCACAGGACACACACACAUUUCCCCUUCAUUUUUGGAGGGGAAAAAGUGCGUCCUAUAGGGCGAAAAAUACGGUAUACUGGGCCGAGGCUGUUUAGGGCUUUAAAGGUCAGCACCAACACUUUGAAUUGUGCUCGGAAACGUACUAGGAGCCAAUGUAGGUCUUUCAAGACUGGUGUUAUAUGGUCUCGGCGGCCGCUCCCAGUCACCAGCCUAGCUGCCGCGUUCUGGAUUAGUUGUAGUUUCCGGGUCACCUUCAAAGGCAGCCCCAUGUAAAGCGCAUUGCAGUAGUCUCUCAUUCAGUUGGAGGCAGCAUUCCUCUGGACUGCACUUUCUGAGAAUCACAAAUAGGAAGUGUGCUUGGUGGCGUUUGGGUUCAGCUGGUGGGCACCGACGCUUUCUGUUCAGAAAAGAGCAGCCCAAACGAUCAUGGGGAUGGAGCCGUUUCCCCUGUGAAAGAGGUUGCAGCUUUUUUGGGGGGGGAUUGGAGUCAGAGGGAAUAUACUAGAAGUUUAUAGAAUUAUGCAUGGCACAAAGAAAGUGGAUACAGUGGUACCUCGGGUUAAGUACUUAAUUCGUUCCGGAGGUCCGUACUUAACCUGAAACUGUUCUUAACCUGAAGCACCACUUUAGCUAAUGGGGCCUCCUGCUGCUGCGGCGGCGCCGGAACACAAUUUCUGUUCUCAUCAUGAAGCAAAGUACUUAACCUGAAGCACUAUUUCUGGGUUAGCGGAGUCUGUAACCUGAAGCGUAUGAAACCUGAGGUACCACUGUAUAGAGAAACGCUUUUCUCCCUCUUAUAAUACUAGGACUUGUGGACAGUGAAGCUGAGCGUUGGAAGAUUCAGCACAGAGAACAGAAAGUCGUUCUUAAUGCAGUGCUGUCGAAUUAUGGAACUCCUUGCCACUGGAAACAGUGAUGGCCUGGAUGGCAUUAAAAGAGGUUUAGACAAAUUAAUGGAGGAGGAGAGCGCUAUCGAUCGCUUCUAUUGUGCCACCCAGCUUGGAGGCAGUAAUGUUUCUGCUGGAAACCUGUGCCAGGACUGAAACUCUCUGUGUCUUGCAUUUUGUUCCCUACGAUGUGAAUCGUGCCGGAGCGGCGAAACUCCCAUUCAGAACCGGGAGACAGCGGGGCGCCCUCCCCGGGCUUGAACUCUGAGGUUUUCCUGGCAACGGAAAGGGGCAGUUUUUGUCUGUGCUGAAACUUGCCUUUUUCUUCCCUUUUACCUCUUUCGUUUCUUUCCUUGGGCUUGAAUGGAAGCUUUCCUACCGCGGUCGGCUAGGCCAAGGAAUCCAGCCUUAACUCUUGCAGCGUAAACAGAUGCCAGGAGAGUUAGUCAUGGGGAGGGACUGGCGUCCCUGGAAGGCUGGACCAGGUGAGAGGCUUAAGCCGGAAGGCUGCGAGAAAGGCUUGCUCAUUCGCCAGAGACUUGAGGAUUCACUUUGGGGUUAUAAGUGGGGACCAGCCUAUACGUGUAGGUGGAGGGGUGUGUGUGCGUGUGUGGAAGACUUCCAGAGGAGUGUACCAAGUCAGUCUGCAUGGGGAUGGAAGAACGACUUCUUAAUGCUUAUAUAAAACUUCCUGCAAGUGGAAAAAUAAUAUCUGGGAUCCUAUAUUGAAGAUUGCAAGCCAUAUGAUAGGAGUAUAUGAAGGUUUCUACAGGUGAAACUCGAAAAAUUAGAAUAGCGUGGAAAAGUUCAUUUAUUUCAGCAACUCUAGGAUUCUGUCUCAGGGCGGUUCGCAGCAUAAAAAUACAAGACAGAAAUACAAAAUGUGUAAUAAAAACGAGAGCUGGAAGGAACCCUGAAAGUCAUCUAGUCCAUGGGUAGGCAAGCUAAGGCCCGGGGGCCAGAUCCAGCCCAAUCUCCUUCUCAAUCCGGCCCACGGAUGGUCCGGGAAUCAGCUUGUUUUUACAUAAGUAGAAUGUGUCCUAUUAUUUAAAAUGCAUCUCUGGGUUAUUUGUAGGACAUAGGAAUUCGUUCUUUAUUAUUUUUUUUAAAAAGAGUCCAGCCCCCCACAAGGUCUGAGGGACAGUGGACCGGCCCCCUGCUAAAAAAGUUUGCUGACCCCAUUCUAGUCCAACCCAUUGCAAUGCAGGAACCGCAGCUAAAUACACAAACAGAGACACGGCUACACCCCUGUCUGCUCCAUUCACCAGCCCCCUAUGUUUUCCCCUACAUUAACCCACUUUGCAACCUGCCUUUCCCCCCCUUUCCUUCCCCCUUCAUACAAAUCCUGGAUUCUGAAGAUGCACUCCAGAUGCUCUAAUGGGUGUUGCGUGACGACAGCCUUACAUGUCUAUGCAUAUAGGAAGAUAUCAUCUGGAACUGUCUAGAGUGGUGUUCAAGGCUAGUUCUGAUUCAAGAGGUACCCAGUGGCAGAUCUGUCUUCUGCCAUGAACUUGCUUGUUGGCCUGAGGCUGUGAGGUUGUGGCUUCCCCCAGCCUUGUGCCUACCAUUGGAGAUGGAGGAAGAAUGCCCAUCUACCUUGCAAGGUUGUUGUAAAGGUUGCAAUUUGAAGGUCACUGGUAUUGGCUCCAGAAUCCCAAGCGAUACCCAUUUGGUUCCAUCAGGCCUUAAAAACUCAUUUAUUGUAAGCUGCUUUUAGUUGAGAUGCAGAGGUGAAUUUCUUGAGGGCCCCCCCCCACAAAAAACCCAAUGUUAAAGAAAUAAAGAUCUGGACCAUAGACGGGUCUCACCAACUCCAGCAACAUGGUUAACGUCUGGCAUGUUUCCUGAUUUUAGCCAACAGUUGUUACAAGAGCCAACUUAAUAUUCCUUCCUGUUAUGGGUCUAAUAUAGAAUAAGAAAAAUGUUCUGGUUUUCGGGUGUGUAAAUGGGGUCAGGGGGGAAUCUUGCUGGCAAAAUGUCAGGGGAAACCGGGAUGUAUGGCAGUGCGAUGGAAAAAGCAGCGAAAACAGCUCCCAAAGUAAAAGUAAAAAGGGGGGUGGUCUCCCCCAAAAAGCUCAACACUUUGCAGGUCUCAUGAAUUUUUCUUUUCGAAAUAUGACAAUUGACGAUCAUUCCCCUGAAACUUGACUCACAAGGUCCACCCCCCCCAAAAAAAUUGUCACAUACUGGACUGGGGGUGACUUUCUGCUGUCAAGUCUGAACAGUGACUGUUGAAAUAUUCAACUUUCAUUGACCUGGUGGCCUCCAGAUUUUGGGUCCCCACUCCCCCCCAGCCCCCAGCCAGCAUGCUCAAUGGUCAGGGCUAAUGGGAUUUGUGGUCCAUCACAGUUGAGAGAGUGCCAGAUCCCUUACAUUAAGAGAUUUUUCAGGGCCCUUUCUCCACCAGCCAUGGCAGGCAAACAUACUUACUUCGUGCUAAGCUCACUGCCCAGAAUAUUGGCUCCUCCAGCUCCACCAUCCCAAGGUCUCAUUCUUCCUCAAAAGACUUUGUUCUUUCUCCCUUUCUGUCCUGUAGAUGCAGAUUAUCCUUCCAUCAUUUCCCUUUCUUUUUUCUUUUAGCUUUUAAGGCAUCGUACCUCAAUUCGCUUUCUCACCUCUUCCCUCCCAGUUCCGUUUUCCUUUUGUGCUGCGUCUAUUGGAUGGUGAGCCUGCCGGCAGGGACUGUCAGUGACCCUGUUUAGCUCCCAGACAGCAUGACCCAACAGUUGGGGGUGAUGAGAGCUGUAUUCCAGCAACGUCUGACUGGGACCGGCUAGCGGAAGGCUGAAAGAAUGGAACAAGUGAAUGAAUGAAAUGACAGCCGCUGUGAAAGUUCCCCAUUUUGCGAAAGGCCGGUGUACGCGUGGGGCUGCUUCUUAUGAAUGGACUUGAUGCACAUUUUUUCCUGUUACAUCACACCUGGCUUUGUUUGGUUUCCUGUGUUUGAAACUCAAACCAGGCUUCAAUAAGGCUUCAAACAGGCUUCAAUACCUGUUGAGUUUUUUGUUUUAUCUUUCCUGGAAGAGAAGUCUCUUGUGCCUUAACAAUGGGAGAUGCUUUUUUUUUCCCAGCAGGAAAAGGGAGAGGGGGAAAAUAGCCAACCUAGCAUCACCAACCUGGUGCCCCUCUGGUCGUUCAAGGUCACCAGUAUAAGCAAAUGUCUGUCUUAUUCAAGAGACAUAUUCUGUUGUUGUUUUAGUCGUUUAGUCGUGUCCGACUCUUCGUGGACACACCAGGCACUCCCGUCGUCCACUGCCUCCCGCAGUUUGGUCAAACUCAUCCUGGUAGCUUCAAGAACACUGUCCAACCAUCUCGUCCUCUGUCGUCCCCUUCUCCUUGUUUCCUCCAUCUUUCCCAACAUCAGGGUCUUUUCCAGGGAGUCUUCUCUUCUAAUGAGGUGGCCAAAGUCUUGGAGCCUCAGCUUCAGGAUCUGUCCUUCCAGUGAGCACUCUGGGCUGAUUUCCUUAAGAAUGCAGAGGUUUGAUCUUCUUGUAGUCCAUGGGACUCUCAAGAGUCUCCUCCAGCAUCAUAAUUCAAAAGCAUCCAUUCUUUGGCGAUCAGCCUUCUUUAUGGUCCAGCUCUCACUUCCAUACAUCACUACUGGGAAAACCAUAGCUUUAACUAUACGGACCUUUGUUGGUAAGGUGAUGUCUCUGCUUUUUAAGAUGCUUUCUAGGUUUGUCAUUGCUUUUCUCCCAAGAAGCAGGCAUCUUUUAAUUUUGUGGCUGCUGUCACCAUCUGCAGUGAUCAUGGAGCCCAAGAAAGUAAAAUCUCUCACUGCCUCCAUUUCUUCCCCUUCUUUUUGCCAGGAGGUGAUGGGCCCAGUAGCCAUUAUCUUCGUUGUUUUUUUAUGUUGAGCGUCAGACCGUAUUUUGCGCUCUAUAGAACCUUUAUUCUCUAGAAUGAUGGAACUCACAAGUGGAUGAGACUUUUCUUUUUCUAUAUCUUGGUUAUUUUUAAAGGGAAUCUUUGUUAUGAGUCAAUAUUUCUUUAUUUUAUUCCCCCUCCUUCUUUCUUUUGAGUGCUUUAAUGAUUAAAAACUUUAUAACAGAAGUAUACAAUAGAUAUUAUAGGCAAAAUGAGAAAUAAAAAUAAACCGUUAUUCCUUUUUUAACUUAAUACUUCCUUUGUACAUCCAUUUGUGAUUAAAUUUGUCAAGACUUCUGAUCUUCCCCUUGCAUCCCUGAUUUAAACACGCGCUUAAACUUUACUUUCUCCAUAUUAUUUGAGUUACUAUAAAUUUUGUUUUGUACCGUUAUCCUAUUAACCCACCACAGCUCAAUCAAGAACUUCCAACUGAUUGAUCUUUUGACAGUGUUGUUUUUACAUGAACUCUAUAAAUACCCCGCUCUCUGGAGAAUUUUUCAACAACAAAAAAUGGUUACGAGUCAAUAUUUAAUUAUCCCUGCUGCUUUGUACAUUUGUGCUUCCAGGUGGUGGUGAUUUCUGGUUUAAAAGACUGAAUCUUUGUUUUCUGUUUCUUUUUGUAAUGUUUGCACGCUUCUUCUGUUAACAAGUCAACAAGACCAAAAAAGAAUGGAAGAAGAAACAGCAGCAGAUAUCAGCAGAUCUGUCGGUUUGACUUGCAUUCCAGAAAUAGGAGGAGUCGGGGAACAUAAGCAAUUUUCACUCCCGUUUCUGUUUCUGUUGCAAUUCUCCGACACCCUUUCGGUGCAGGGCAGGUGAAACUGCAGCUGCUGUUGUUGUUGUUUAGUCGUGUCCAACUCUUCGUGACGCCCUGGACCAGAGCACGCCAGGCACUCCUGUCUUCCACUGCUUCCCGCAGUUUGGUCAAACUCAUGUUGGUAGCUUCGAGAACACUGUCCAACCAUCUCGUCCUCUGUUGUCCCCUUCUCCUUGUGCCCUCCAUCUUUCCCAACAUCAGGGUCUUUUCCAGGGAGUCUUCUCUUCUCCUGAGGUGGCCAAAGUAUUGGAGCCUCAGCUUCAGGAUAUGUCCUUCCUGUGAGCACUCAGGGCUGAUUUCCUUCAGAAUGGAGAGGUUUGAUCUUCUUGCAGUCCAUGGAACUCUCAAGAGUCUCCUCCAGCACCAUAAUUCAAAAGCAUCAAUUCUUUGGCGAUCAGCCUUCUUUAUGGUCCAGCUCUCACUUCCAUACAUCACUACUGGGAAAACCAUAGCUUUAACUAUACAGACCUUUGCUGGCAAGGUGAUGUCUCUGCUUUUUAAGAUGCUGUCUAGGUUUGUCAUUGCUUUUCUCCCAAGAAGCAGGCGUCUUUUAAUUUUGUGGCUGCUGUCACCAUCUGCAGUGAUCAUGGAGCCCAAGAAAGUAAAAUCUCACACUGCCUCCAUUUCUUCCCUUCUAUUUGCCAGGAAGUGACGGGACCAGUUGCCAUGAUCUUCGUUUUUUUGAUGUUGAGCUUCAUACCGUAUUUUGCGCUCUCCUCUUUCACCCUCAUUAAAAGGUUCUUUUAUUCCUCCUCACUUUCUGCCAUCAAGGUUGUGUCAUCUGCAUAUCUGAGGUUGUUGAUAUUUCUACCGGCAAUCUUAAUUCCGGCUCGGGGUUCAUCCAGCCCAGCCUUUCGCAUGAUGUCGUACUCCUUUCCCAAUGUUGAACCAAUCAGUGGUUCCAUAUCCAGUUCUAACUGUAGCUUCUUGUCCCACAUAAAGAUAUCUCAGGAGACCGAUGAGGUGAUCAGGCACUCCCAUUUCCUUAAGAACUUGCCAUAGUGGUCGACACAGUCAAAGGCUUUUGCACAUAGAAACUGCAGCUACUGAGGACUAAUUUGGGAGCCCACUAAGUAGAAGCAAGCAGGGAGGGGGAAAAUCAUGGCACUGUAGUUCAUUUCUUUUACUGGUACCCUGAAUAUGCAAAAAUAUCUCUCCUCCCAUCCUGUUAGAUUUGCCUUCGCUCAUCGCAAAGGACUUCCCGAUAUCCUUUCGGUGGCAAACCGUGGGGGAGAAUGAAAGUUAAUUUAUCAACUGACCAUCAUAAGCUGCGGCUUCCUGUUUUCCACAUUAAUCAUACCACUUCUGGAGAAAAAGCUUUCUAAAAAUGGCACUGAAUCAGCGGUAUUUCUUCAGCUGGGUUUUGCAAUGAGUUUCCCCAGUAGCCUUCUCCCCUACAGAUUUUGUCAAGCUAUGACUGCCACCAGCUGUCAGUAAACACGGUCAAAGGGUCAACAUUACCCAGAGGGCACCAAAUUGGGGGAGCUAGGCUUAUAACACUGAAAUAGGAAAAUAUUCAUUUCUGCAAAAGCGUUGCCAGUCCUUAUUGUUGUUCUUUUUUAAAAAGGGGGUUUAGGUUGUAUGCUUGGGCUCCCUUCCAAUCCCUGUAUCCAGCAAGUGUUAAAAUCUAAGCAGGGAUAGAAAUCCCUGGAAUAGCCAGGUUAGCUUCCUGGUGAGGCGAUGGGCUAUUAAGGUAACAAAGGAAGUGGUUCUGUGCCAGAUGAAAAAUGCGUAGGUCCCCCUCUCUCAACUUGUUGGGCAGUUAUCUUUCCACAAGGGCCGACAGUGAUGCCGAAAUCCAGCAUCACCUUCGCCAGGCAUAGGCAAACUUGGCCCGCCAGAUGUUUUGGGACUACAGUUCCCAUCAUCCCUGACCACUGGUCCUGUUAGCUAGGGAUCAUGGGAGUUGUAGUCCCAAAACAUCUGGAUGGCCAAGUUUGCUUAUGCCUGGCCUGAGCUCUGUGAGUGCAGCUUUCUCCCGAUUGAAGUUCAGAGUGUUUGAGGACCAGGACAUUCGCAGGGAAACCAAAAUGCUUGUUUACAAAGCUAUUGUACUACCAACCUUACUGUAUGCUUGUGAAAUGUGGACCACUUAUAAACGCCACCUCCAACUCCUUGAUAGAUUCCAUCAACUGUGUCUCUGAAAAAUGGAGGUUUCUGCAACGCGCAAUGAAGAUUUGUGAAUGUUACACAAUGUUAACUUAAGUGUCCGAUGCAGAUUAUGUUGAGUUCUUUUAUUGCUCCGAACCCUGCUGGAAUCUUGUAUACAGUGGUACCUUGGGUUACAUAUGCUUCAGGUUGCAGACUCCAGAAAUAGUACCUCGGGUUAAGAACUUUGCUUCAGGAUGUGAACAGAAAUUGUUCUCCGGCGGCAGCUGGAGACCCCAUUAGCUAAAGUGGUGCUUCAGGUUAAGAACAGUUUCAGGUUAAGAACGGACCUCCGGAACGAAUUAAGUACUUAACCUGAGGUACCACUGUAUAUGCCAAUAAAGAUUUGCAAAUUUGAUUUGUUCAACGUGGUUCAGGCUACUUGGGUUGGGAUGGGGCUUCAUAAACAGCAAGCUGGGUGGCUGGUUUUUAUUCUCAUUUUGCAGCUCCGGUCUCAUUUGGAGUCUUUUGUGUUCUCCCCUAUUUCCUGAUCCCUGGCAGGACAUGAGCAUCACAGACGUCGCUGCCUCACUGCUUAGGACGGAGGAUUCCUUCUCUGCCUGCCUUGCUCGGAUCAACAGCGUUGUCCUCCAGCCCCUGCUGCAGUCAGGUGAGCGCAGAGGGCAAACUUGUGUAGCGUGGGCAUCCGGGCCUUGAAAUUUCACACUCUGUGCCAGGGAUGAAGGAAGGCUCUUUGGCACCCGGUGCGGUGUGUUGAGGGGCGGGGCAAACCGCCCAGCAGCGCAUGCGCAGCGCCACUACGUACGGCGCAUGUGUGUGCGCUGCUAUGUAUGCCGUACGGACGGCAGGGUGGUCCUCUGCUUGUGGCUGCAGCAGGGGGCAAAUAUAAUUAUAGUAAAAAUACAGUGGUACCUCUGGAUGCGAACAGGAUCCAUUCCGGAGCCCCGUUCGCAUCCUGAAAAGAACACAACCUGCGUCUGCAAGUCGCGAUUCGCCGCUCCUGCGCAUGCACGUGACGUUAUUUUGAGCGUCUGCACAUGCACAAGCGGCGAAACCUGGAAGUAACCCGUUCCGUUACUUCCGGGUCGCCGCGGAGUGCAACCCGAAAAUGCUUAACCCGAAGCAACAUUAACCUGAGGUAUAACUGUAAUAAUAAUAAUAAUAAUAAUAAUAAUAAUAAUUUAUUGUUUAUACCCCGCCCAUCUGGCUGGGUUUCCCCAGCCCCUCUGGGCGGCUUCCAACUGAAUAUUAAAAACAGUACAGCAUCAGACAUUAAAAACUUCCCUAAAGAGGGCUGCCUUCAGAUGUCUUUUAAAAGUAAAAUAGUUCUUUAUUGCCUUGACAUCUGGUGGGAGGGCGUUCCACAGGGCAGGCGCCACCACAUCAGGUGCCUCCCAUCAGAUGUCAAGGAAAUAAACAACUAUCUGACUUUUAGAAGACAUCUGAAGGCAGCCCUGUUCAGGGAAGUUUUUAGUGUUUGAUCUUUUAUCGCUUUUAUCAUAAUAAUUAUUAAUAAUAAUCUUUUGGGAGCCGCCCAGAGUGGCUGGGGAAACUCAGCCAGGUGGGUGGGGUAUAAAUAAAUAAUUAUUAUUAUUAUUUAUUAUUAUUUAAAGUUAAGGGAACUCAGUUUUCCCAAGUUCCUGCUCAAAAAACCCCCCUGAGGCUGGGAAAAGCUGGUUAAUGGGCUAAAUCCUGACUUGGCCAUUUCAAGAGUAAAAAGCUAAAGGGUAAAGGGACCCCUGACCAUUACGUCCAGUCGCAGACAACUCUGGGAUUGCGGUGCUCAUCUCGCUUUAUUGGCCGAGGGCGCUGGCGUUUUUCCGCAGACAGCUUCUGGGUCAUGUGGCCAGCGUGACUAAGCCGCUUCUGGUGAACCAGAGCAGCGCACGGAAAUGCUGUUUGCUUUCCCGCCAAAGUGGUACCUAUUUAUCUACUUGCAUUUUGACGUGCUUUUGAACUGCUAGGUUGGCAGGAGCUGGGACCGAGCAACGGGAGCUCACCCUGUCGCGGGGAUUCGAACCGCCGACCUUCUGAUCGGCAAGUUCUAGGCUCUGUGGUUUAACCCACAGCGAGUAGACCUCUUGAAAUCCAUUGGAUUCAGCCAACACAGGGAUGACUGACUUGUGGACCUGCCAGAUCUUUUGUUGGAGACGAACUCCUCCCAUCUCUGGCCAGCAUCUUCCCAAAUUUUGGAGCAGUGAGCACUGAACUUGAGCAUUGGUACCUGCGUCAAAGAGCCCCUGUCAGCUCCCGGCGGAGGCUGCUUUUGCAUAACAGCUCAGUGGCAGAACACCUGGCUUGCAUGCAGAAGGCCUGACAGAGGCCCUUUCCUGAGACCCCAGAGAGCUGCUGGCAGUCAGUGUGGACAUUAUGGAGCAGGACGGAUCAAUGCUCAGACCUGGCAUUGGGAAGCAUCCAACGCAUGGGUAGGCAAACUAAGGCCCGGAGGCCGGAUCCGGCCCAAUCACCUUGUAAAUCCGGCCCACGGACGGGUCCAGGAAUCAGCGUGUUUUUACAUGAGUAGAAUGUGUCCUUUUAUUUAAAAUGCAUCUCUGGGUUAUUUGUGGUGCAUAUGUUUUUUAAAAAAUAUAUAUAUAUUUAUUAAUUUAAAAUUAAUACAUUUAUGAAAAACAGACGUACAUACAAGUAAACAAACAUGCAAUCAAACAAAUAACAGAAAAAUCAAACAAACCACCGCACUACAAGAUAUAAGAAAAUUAAUAUAAUCAUCAUCAUAUAUACUGGUUUUGAACACAAUUAUAAAAUUUAUAGAGAAGAAAUUUAAAACUCACUGUGCUUUUUCUAUCUAUUACUUUAUACUGCACAGUUACAUAUUUCUUAUAUAAUUACUUGUUACCUCCCUACAAACUUAUAUUUAUACAGGGAUCGGUCUAAUUCUGCCAAUAUGUUUCCUUUUAUUCCAUAGUUUUCUAAAUAUUCUUUAAAGAUUCUCCAAUCCUUAUAGACUUUUAGUUUCGGUUGGCCUCUUACUCUUCCUGUCGCUUUCGCUAGCUGCAGAUAUUCUAGCAUUAGGAUUUGCCAAUCUUCCUUGUUGGGUAUUGCAGCUGUGGGGCAUAGACAUUUGUUCAUUCCCCCCCCAAAAAAUAUAGUCUGGCCCCCCACAAGGUCUGAGGGACAGUGGAAAAGUUUGCUGACCCCUGAUUGAGAGUGACUAGUGGGGUGCCACAGGGUUCUGUCUUGGGCCCGGUCUUAUUCAACAUCUUUAUCAACGACUUGGAUGAUGGACUCAAGGGCAUCCUGAUCAAAUUUGCAGAUGACACCAAACUGGGAGGGUGGCUAACACCCCAGAGGACAGGAUCACACUUCAAAACGACCUUGACAGAUUAGAGAACUGGGCAAAAACAAACAAGAUGAAUUUUAACAGGGAGAAAUGUAAAGUAUUGCACUUGGGCAAAAAAAUGAGAGGCACAAAUACAAGAUGGGGGACACCUGGCUUGAGAGCAGUACAUGUGAAAAGGAUCUAGGAGUCUUGGUUGACCACAAACUUGACAUGAGCCAACAGUGUGACGCGGCAGCUAAAAAGCCAAUGCAAUUCUGGGCUGCAUCAAUAGGAGUAUAGCAUCUAGAUCAAGGGAAGUAAUAGUGCCACUGUAUUCUGCUCUGGUCAGACCUCACCUGGAGUACUGUGUCCAGUUCUGGGCACCACAGUUCAAGAAGGACACUGACAAACUGGAACGCGUCCAGAGGAGGGCAACCAAAAUGGUCAAAGGCCUGGAAACGAUGCCUUAUGAGGAACGGCUAAGGGAGCUGGGCAUGUUUAGCCUGGAGAAGAGGAGGUUAAGGGGUGAUAUGAUAGCCAUGUUCCAAUAUAUAAAAGGAUGUCACAUAGAGGAGGGAGAAAGGUUGUUUUCUGCUGCUCCAGAGAAGCGGACACGGAGCAAUGGAUCCAAACGACAAGAAAGAAGAUUCCACCUAAACAUUAGGAAGAACUUCCUGACAGUAAGAGCUGUUCGACAGUGGAAUUUGCUGCCAAGGAGUGUGGUGGAGUCUCCUUCUUUGGAGGUCUUUAGGCAGAGGCUUGACAACCAUAUGUCAGGAGUGCUCUGAUGGUGUUUCCUGCUUGGCAGGGGGUUGGACUCGAUGGCCCUUGUGGUCUCUUCCAACUCUAUGAUUCUAUGAUUUAACAUUUGCUCCUUGCCCUACCUUCUCUGCUUGCGCCGAAGGGUCUUUUGAGAACGCGAAGCUCUUGGACGAGCUGAACGACCGCUUCCAAGUCAUCUGGGACCUGACGGAGGAGAGCUACAGAACUCUGAAGCAAACCUUCGGCGUGUCAGAAUCCGUCAGCAUCCAAGACCUGUACCUGGCCCAGAAAGCCGACUUGUUCCUUGACGCUUACAUCCAGUGAGUACAACCGCAAACCCGUGGAGGCAGCGUGGCGUAGUGGUUAGAGCACAGCUUUCCAAACUUUUCCUGUUGGCGACGCACUUUUUAGACGUGCGUCAAUUUGCGACGCAGUAAUUCAGUUUGGCUAGCAAACCGGCCGGCUGCCCGCUCUCUUUCCAGACCUGGGAGGAGCACAAGGAGCGUUUGUGCGACUACACACUGCAGCCGACAUACUAAUGUGUCGUGACACAGAAUUUGGAAAGCUUUGCGUUAAGAGUGACGGCUUGGACCAGGGCCAGAUUUAGGUUUGAUGAGACCCUAAGCUGCUGAAGGUACUGGGGCCCUUUAUAUGUCCAGCUGUCGUUUGUCAACAACAAACUCGCUGUUUUUUGUGUUGAAUAUAUGCUAUAUGGUAAUUUAUGGACCUAGCAGGUAUCUAAAGCCAUUUGCACAUAACAAAAUAUGUAAGGUAAAGGUAAAGGGACCCCUGACCAUUAGGUCCAGUCGUGACCGACUCUGGGGUUGUGGCGGUCAUCUUGCCUUAUUGGCCGAGGGAGCCGGCAUACAGCUUCCGGGUCAUGUGGCCAGCAGGACUAAGCCGCUUCUGGCGAACCAGAGCAGCGCACAGAAAUGCCGUUUACCUUCCCGCCGGAGUGGUACCUAUUUAUCUACUUGCACUUUUGACGUGCUUUCAAACUGCUAGGUUGGCAGGAGCAGCGACUGAGCAAUGGGAGUUCACCCCGUUGCGGGGAUUUGAACUGCCGACCUUCUGAUCGGCAAGUUCUAGGCUCUGUGGUUUAACCCACAGCGCCAACCAUCUCCCUAACAAAAUAUGUAUUUUAUCAAAAUAACUUUUGUUAUUGCCAAAUGCCAAUGUGUUUGCAUUAUUAAGUUUGCUAUGAAUAAAAAAUCAUUUUAAGUAAGAGCUUAAUAAUUAUUUCACUACAGUGGUACCACGGGUUAAGUACUUAAUUCGUUCUGGAGGUCCGUUCUUAACCUGAAACUGUUCUUAACCUGAAGCACCACUUUAGCUAAUGGGGCCUCUCGCUGCUGCUGCCGCACGAUUUCUGUUCUCAUCCUGAAGCAAAGUUCUUAAGCCGAGGUACUAUUUCUGGGUUAGCGGAGUCUGUAACCUGAAGCGUCUGUAACCCAAGAUACCACUGUAUUAAUAUACUUCUUCUUCAUUGUAUUUCACCAUUAAUAUACUUCUUCAUUGCAUUUCAGUUCAAUAAUUACUUUGAUAAAAUACAUGUUUUGUUAUGUGCAAAUGGCUUUAGAUACCUGUUAGCUUGCCCUGACCUUCCCAUCAAACUUUCAUAAAAGAGCAUUGCAAAACGUCUGCAAAGUUCCUUCAACAACAACAAUCUUUAUUAUGGUCCAGAGACCCAACAAAUCAUCACAAAGCAAUACACAAUUCAUACAGCCUACCUCCAGGUUAAAGAAGCAUUUUGUUCAGAAUAUAGGGAUCAUUGGUUCUUGCAACCACUGAUAAAAACUUUGCCACUGCUAAUGUUCUAGCAUUUGUCUAGUCUUCCAAUAGGAAACUGAUAUAGAGAGCCUCUGAUUUUCCCGGGAAAGGUACCAGCAAGGGUAGUAUCAGUUCUGCCCUGGCUUGCUCAUAUUUUGCACAGUGAAACAAAAUAUGUUUUAUGGAAUCGAUGUCUUGGGGACAUGAGCAAAGUCUGUCCUGGUAGGGAACUCCUCUCAACCUGCCAUCCAACACUGCAGAAGGAAAGACAUUUAGUCUGGCUUUGGUGAAAAGCCUUCAAUAGUUUGGUACUGUCAGGUUUUUAAUGUAAGAUGUUAACUUAAAGACAUGCCCAUAUUGUACUCCUACUGCCAGCAAAGAUCCUUCAGUCCCGGGUAGCUCAGACACGCAGCCUAAUGCUUGUCCCGAUUUAUUUUAAACAGGUACUUCUCCACUUUUGCCAGUUGUGUCGUGACCCAAGUCUUUGACCAUGCUGCCAGGAAUAAAAGGUGAGUGUGGCUUGUAGCGUGCUUGAAGACCCUGCAGGAUCAGGCCAGUGGCCCACCUGGUCCAGCAUCCUGUUCUCACAGCGGUUAACCAGAUGCCCAUUAUGGGAAACCCACCAACAGGAUCUGAGCGCAAGAGUUGGAGGCCAUCACUGUGACAGGGAGUUCCGUAGUUUAACUCUGCACUGCAUGAAGAAGUAAUUUCUUUUUAUCUGUCCUGAAUAUUCCUACAUUCAGCCUGAUCGGAUGUCCACAAGUUCUAGGGUAAUGAGAGAGGGAGAAGGACCUUUCUCUCUCCACUUUAAAUGAGUUUAAAAGAGAAUUAGUCAAUUCUAAUUAGGGAAGCUUUUAAUGUUUGAUGCAUUGCUGUAUUUUAAUAUUUUGUUGGAAGCCGCUCAGAGUGGCUGGGGAAGCCCAGCCAGAUGAGCGAGGUAUAAGUAAUAUAUUAUUAUUAUUAUUAUUAUUAUUAUUAUUAUUAAUUAGAGAAGUCUAUUGAUGGCUACUAGCCAGGAUGGCUGUUCUCUGCCUCUGUAGUUGGAGGCAGUGGUGAUGAUGAUGAUGAUAAAUUUAUUAUUUAUAUCCCGCCCAUCUGGUUGGAAGUCCCCAGCCACUCUGGGCAGCUCCCAACAGAAUAUUAAAAACAUGAUAAAACAUCAAACAUUUAAAAAAAUCCCUAAACAGGGCUGCCUUCAGAGGUCUUCUAAAAGUUGGAUAGUUGUUUAUUUCCUUGACAUCUGAUGGAAGGGCGUUUCACAGGGCAGGCGCCACCACCGAGAAGGCCCUCUGCCUGGUUCCCUGUAACCUCACUUCUCGCAGGGAGGGAACCGCCAGAAGGCCCUUGGAGCUGGCCCUCAGUGUCCGGGCAGAAUGAUGGGGGUGGAGACGCUCCUUCAGGUCUACUGGGCCAAGGCCGUUUAGGGCUUCAAAGGUCAGCACCAACAUUUUGAAUUGUGCUCGGAAACGUACUGGGAGCCAAUGUAGGUCUUUCAGGACUGGUGUUAUGUGGUCUUGGUGGCCACUCCCAGUCCCCAGUCUAGCUGCCGCAUUCUGGAUUAAUUAUAGUUUCCAAGUCACCUUCAAAGGUAGCCCCAUGUAGAGCGCAUGGCAGUAGUCCAAGCGGGAGAUAACCAGAGCAUGCACCACUCUGGCGAGACAGGCUGUGGGCAGGGAGGGUCUCAUCCUGCGUACCAGAUGGAGAUGGUAGACAAUGAUGCUUAUGAAGACCAGUUGCUAGAAACCACAGGAGAGGAGAGGUCUUGUGUUCAAAUCCUGCUUGCUGGUUUCCCAUAGACAUUUGGUUGGCCACUGUGAGAAUAGGAUGCUGGACCACUGGCCUGAUCUAUUCUUAUGUUUUUACAAAAGCAUUCUAUAUGAAGGAGCCUUAGGAUUCCCCUAUCACACACAGAGAGCAAAUUUGCUGUAAUAGAAUCCACACCAAGGCAUGACUUGUGGUCGCAUUAAUUUAUCCUCUGGCCUCCUGCUUGUGGGAAUGUUCAGGGAUGCAGGAGAAGGAUAUAUUGUUUGAUUAUAGCCUUUCCAACUUGUGUUAACAAGUUCACAAUUUAGCAGAGUAACAUUCCCCAUUUUAAACUCACAGCGGAUGCAUUUGCUCAGGCUCGCUAAAGCCUUUAUAAUAACUGUUCUGGUUGUUGUUGUUUAGUCGUUCAGUCAUGUCCGACUCUUCGUGACUCCAUGGACUAGAGCACACCAGGCACUCCUGUCUUCCACUGCCUCCCGCAGUUUGGUCAGACUCAUGCUGGUAGUUUUGAGAACACUGUCCAACCAUCUCGUCCUCUGUCAUCCCCUUCUCCUUGUGCCCUCCAUCUUUCCCAACAUCAGGGUCUUUUCCAGGGAGUCUUCUCUUCUCAUGAGGUGGCCAAAGGAUUGGAGCCUCAGCUUCAGGAUCUGUUCUUCCAGUGAGCACUCAGGGCUGGUUUCCUUCAGAAUGGAUAGGUUUGAUCUUGCAGUCCAUGGGACUCUCAAGAGUCUCCUCCAGCACCACAAUCCAAAAGCAUCCAUUCUUUGGCGAUCAGCCUUCUGUAUGGUCCAGCUCUCACUUCCAUACAUCACUACUGAAAAAACUACAGCUUUAACUAUACGGGCCUUUGUUGGCAAGGUGAUGUCUCUGCUUUUUAAGAUGCUGUCUAGGUUUGUCAUUGCUUUUUUUCCAAGAAGCAGACAUCUUAUUCCCUCAUAAAAGAUAAGACACGACACGGUCUUCUAUAAAAGCAUAAAAAGGUUUACUCACACAUCAUUCUGUUCACAGUUGGAUCCCAGAAGGCAGACUUAGCUUAGAAAAGUAUCAUACACCUGGAAACUAUCUCAUAAAGAGACAGUCCCUUUGUCCUCCCUUGGCUGGAGGCCAAGAGAGUAUCUUUGGCUAAGCAGAUGUUGCUUCUUCGAUGCAUGUAGUCAAAGAGAGAGAGAUGGUUGCCGUGCCCUGUGCUUUUGUCGCAUGUAGAAGUUGUCCCAGCCCAGAAGGAAACAGGAAGUUCACCUGCUGGCUGGGCAAACAUUCCUCCCCAUGGGUAAACAUGUUCACUCUAGGAAUGCUGUACUUCACUGCUCUUGUGUUUCACAUCCCACACCACUCACAGCUUGUUUCUGUCUUGCCAACUCUGAAUCAUUGCAGCGAUUUCUGGAAGAGCCACAAGCCGUCACUGCAGCAGUUCCUCAGCGACUUCUCCCCGGGGACGUCAAUCGCUGUCGCUCUCCACACUGUGCUUCACAAGCCCUUCUGGGAGCACCUCCAGAAGUACAGCCUGGUCUUCUCGCAGCUCAAGGAAGCUCCUGGCCAGGUAACGGAUCCCGUACACCUUCCAGUAGGCAGCGUUGCAUAGUGAUUAGAGCGCUGGGACCUAGGAUUCAGGGGACCUGGGUUCGCACCCCCAACUUGGCCCUGAAGCUCACUGGGUGAGCUUGGCUCGGUCACCACCUCUCAGCCUUACCCACCUCACAGAAUCAGCGUUGUGGUUUGGGGGAUUAAUUGAGGAGGGGGAGAACUGGGUCGCAUCACCUUGAGCUCCUUGGAGGAAAUGCAAUAAUAAAUAAAUAAAGGAUAUAUAAAAAUAAUUUAAAAUAAGCUGUUAGACUUGUCUGCGCAGAUUAUUUUAUUUUAUUUUGGUGACGUAACCCGAGGUACCACUGUAUUUGUAAAUAAACUGCCAAAUGGUUUACAUAACGUACAUUUUUUGGACAGAAACCAGAAGUUAAAAACGAUGUGGCCUAAGAAAAAUCAUAAUAUGAAUAAUACAAGGAGUUAGAAAUAGCAGUAAAAAACUAAAUUGUAUUUAGCUUAUGCAUCUGGGGUAGGCUUGCCAAAACAGAAAAGGUUUCAGUAUGUGCUGGGAAAUAGUAUAGUGACGGUGCCUAAUGUCAAUGGGCAGGGAGUUCCACAGGCUAAAAGAUUGAUUCCUUGUAAGUGUGGAAUGGACAUUAUGUGUUCAGAUAGGUUGCAAUUUUAUGCAUGGAGCUAAAAGUGGAGGACUGGUGGUAGGAUGUCUCCUAACAAUUCUCAGCAUGCUUCCUGAGCUAGAUUCCCAAGGAUUUUUGUGCGGUAGGAGUUAUAUGCUACUUUGCAAACAAAACGACAAUAAUAUAAUACAAUAUAAUAAAGAAAUAACAUCCACUUUUCCGGUGGUGUAGAUCUGCCUUUUGGUGAUUGAAAAAGAAAAAAAAGGAAAGAUUUCUGAAGAGCUAUGUUGUUGUUGUUUUAUCCCCACCUCACAGAACCUGGUUAAAGAAGUGAACGAAGCUGCCGAAGGGUUUGCAAAGCUUCACUUGUUCAUUUGCCAAGCUUUGGAUGAAGCCAACCUCACCCGGAACCUCUGGAAGUCCCUGGGCCACAAGUUCACGGUGCGUCACAGAGGGGAAACGGUUGGGAGAGGUCUUAGGGCUCCCCUGGAGGGACGCGGGUGGCGCUGUGGGUUAAACUUGCCGAUCAGAAGGUCGGCGGUUCGAAUCCCCGCGACGGGGUGAGCUCCCGUUGCUCGGUCCCUGCUCCUGCCAACCUAGCAGUUUGAAAGCACGUCAAAGUGCAAGUAGAUAAAUAGGUACCGCUCUGGCGAGAAGGUAAAUGGCGUUUCCGUGCGCUGCUCUGGUUCGCCAGAAGCGGCUUAGUCAUGCUGGCCACAUGACCCGGAAGCUGUACGCCGGCUCCCUCGGCCAGUAAAGCAAGAUGAGCGCUGCAACCCCAGAGUCGGCCAUGACUGGACCUAAUGGUCAGGGAUCCCUUUACCUUUACCUUACUAAUAUUUAUAAAUAGCAGAAUGUAGGCACCCUAUAUAUAUAAAUGAGCAAACCAGUGAUAUUUUAGGGAGCAGGCUAGUAGGUGGCGCCCAUGACUUACACCAUAGGAGCCUACACAACACACAAACACUGUUGCUGUGUGUAGGUUUUAUUUGUUUUGUAUCUUAUAUUUUGGAAAUGUACAUCCAGUUUUUUCUUACUUUCAAUUUUUGGGGGCCCCCAGGAGAGUGGGGCCCUAAGCUAUAGCUUGUUUAGCUUAUACGCAAAUCCGGCACUGCCUUGGCUAAGUGCAGGAUCGUAGAAUUGGAGAGUUGGAAGGGUCAUCCAGCCAAACCCUCUGCAAUGAAGGAAUAUUUUGCCCAACGUGGGGCUUGAACCCUGAGAUUAAGAGGAUCAUGCUAUCCCAUCAACAUGUUUUGAUGUUAUGUUGAGCUGGACCAUUAGUUUUAUUUUCAUUUUUUAAAUAAUAUUCUUAUACAUUUAAACCAUUUCCCAUUUUUACACAUCUGAGAUUACUCAAAUCCCCAGACUUCCCUUAACCCACCCCUGAUUUCCAAUUUUUCCUAUUCUUUCUAUUACAUCUAAUUACGUUUUUCUCAUUCAUUUUAUAUUCUUUUUUAACUUUUAAAAAAUUAUAAGUGUUAUAACAAUCCUGCUAACAUUUUUAAAUACCUAUGGUAUUCUAUAAUUUCCAAACACUCUUUAUUGAAUUUUUCCUCAUCUUGUUGCCUCAUCUUCACUGUCACCUUUGCCGUUUUUGACAUAGUCCAUCAUCUUGGACUAUUUUGAUUGGGACUUUCUCUUCCUUUCGCUUCUGGGCAAGAAGCAUUAUUGCGGCUGUCGUCGCAUACAUAAACAGUCUUUUAAAAUCCUUUGUUAUUUCAUCUCCUAUUAUUCCUAGUAAAAAAAGCUUCUGGGGUUUUUUUGAUUAAAGUUAUCUUAAACAUUUUUUUCCAAUUCCUUAUAUAUCAUUUCCCAGAAUUCCUUUACUAUUUCACAUGUCCGCCACUAGUCCUACACUUUUGACAUAUGACGGGAGUGUCAGGAGCUCGUUCUACACUUGAGUAGGACCCUGGCAGAGACACAUUCCCGACUGGCAUGUUCUCUCCCUCCUGGUCGAUCGUUCGGGAGCUUCAAAAGUUUUCUUCAGCCCGAACAUCACAGCGACUGAUGCCAACAGACAUCGGCACACUUAGGGAUCCGCAGAGUCUUCGCAGCUCGCGUAACAGACCUCAGCAACUCAGCAUUUUGGCUAAUCUACUUUAUUUACAUAUAAACACACACGGAGCACUGCAACAUGGCUCCCUCUCUCUCUAGCAUCAGACAGCAAAGAGAAAGAACAAAGGACAAUAGUCCCACUUCACAGAACACAGUAACACAAACAUCCUGUCUCCGUCACUUCUCACUCUGUAGAGUCAAAACAUAUACCGUCAUGUGAUAGACAACAUUCCCAUGACUGCAGCCAUGGAGCAGGAAUUCUAACAGGGAGGGCGUUCCACAGGGUGGGUGCCACUACCGAGAAGGCCCUCUGCCUGGUUCCCUGAAACUUCUCACAAUGAGAGGACCGCCAAAAGGCCCUCAGAGCUGGACCUCCGUGUCCGGGCUCGACGAUGGGGGUGGAGACGCUCCUUCAAGUAUACUGUGCAAUGAUGAAAUAACUCUGUUCUUCCAGGAUGUUCUUUGCGUUCCUGAGAGGAGGCUGCUGGAAGACAGCCGGAAUCUUGCCCUCUAUCCCAGCACAGGAAGAUCUGACCGGGUUCUGCUCUUCAAUGACGUCCUUGUGCUGAUUCAAGUAAGGAGUCCAGGUGCACUUUGACCUGUGCCAAAAAUUGCUGCCGUGUGGAGUGUUCCCCAUUCAGGAUUCAAGCCGCUCCAUCCCAUUACCUUCUCCUCCCUCUGUUUUCCCAUUCCCUCCCAGUCAGAAUUCUGAAGCCACUGGUCAUCGCCAGUGUUUUGGUGCCCUCCUUCUCCUUAACGUUGCUUUUCCUAAAGCUUUUUUGCCCUCCUUCAAACCUGAGCGAGAUCCUUUCUGCGCUUAUGUGGCGCUGUUUCCUCUCUGUAAGGAUUCGCACCCGCAACUUGAACGUUGGAAAUGGAGGGAACGAUGGCCCUAACCCAGGCAUGGGGAAUCUUUGGGCCUCCAGAUGUUCAUGAACUACAGCUCCCAUCAUCCCUGGCCAUUGACCAUGUUUGUUGGUGCUGAUGAGAGUUAUAGUUCAGCAACUACUACUCCUUUUUUUUGAAAUUUUUUUAUUGUUUUUUUCACAAAUAUUUAAGCACACAAACAGAUAAACAAACACAUAAACAAAUAAACAAACAUAAAUCGUAGCCUUUUUGAGCCUUAAUCUAAUUAACAUUGUUAAGUGACUUCCUUGUAUCCCCAUGGUUGGGUUUCAAUGGAUAUCAUUUUAACGGUUUUCCAAUUCAGUAUUCUUAUAAAAUUUACUUAAUCGCUUAACAUCUUUCUUUCUAACCAGUUCAGUAUUCAACAUAUUGAAUCAUCACGUAUUGCCUAUUUAAAUCCUAAGCCUAUCUGGUAUUUGCAAGUUUCCUCCCCCCCAAUUAAUUUAACUUAACAUAUUUAACUAAAUAGUUGUUGAAUUUUGUCCAUUCUUCCUGCUACACCUCCUCCUCCUGGUCACGGACUCUUCCAGUCAGGUCAGCUAGCUCUGAGAAUUCCAUCAUUCUUCCACUGUUGGUACUUACUGCGUUUUAUAGUUCAGCAACCUCUACAGGGCCAAAGAUCCUUCACAAUGGGAUUCUUCUUUUGCAUUCACCGCGUUCUGCUGUACUGUUUUCAGGGCAUCUAGGUGGAAUUCCAGUUUCUCACUGAAUUGGAAGAUCAUCUGCUCCAACUCCCUGCAAUGCAGGAAUCUCAGCUUAAAAGCAUCCCUGAUAGACAGUCAUCCAUCUUCUGGUUAAAAACCUCCAAGGAACCUCUCGAGGGAGACCGUUCCACCAAUUGUGAGGUUAUCUUGAGUAUCCAGAUGAGCUCCUGGAACAAAUCGCCCAUGGUUCAACACACACCAGCUUUUCCUCGCAUUAUUUUUUUUAAAAAAAUUUAUAAAGCGCCCUUGACGUUGCUGAGGGCGUGUUGAAGAACUGAUGCUUUAAAUCUCUUUGGCCUUUCGCCUCAUCGAGACCAACGCUGUGCAACAUUUUGCUCUUGCAGUUCCCCCCCUUAUUAUUUAUUUCUUUAUUUAUAUUUUUGACAAAGGAAUAAUCAUACAUAAAUAAGAAUAAAAAUGUGCACCCCGCCACAGAGACCGUUCCACUGUAACUAUCCAACCUCCCAAAAUUUCAACACCUAUUGCGAUGGUUUGACCGCUUUCCGUUUUAACAGUAUAAAUUCCACAUCUCCUCAAAAUCAUUUCUUAAUGGCACAUGUUGAUUUAUCAUUAGUAGCUAUAUCCCACACCUCUUUAUGCCAUUCUUCCAUUUUAUAUACUGCUUGCCCCUUCUGCUUCCUAGCUAUCAUAAUUUGUGCAGCUGUCAAUAAAUUUGUGGGGGACAUGGGUGGCACUGUGGGUUAAACCACAGAGCCUAGGACUUGCCAAUCAGAAGGUCGGCGGUUCGAAUCCCCGCAACGGGGUGAGCUCCCGUUGCUCGGUCUCUGCUCUUGCCAACCUAGCAGUUCAAAAGUAGAUAAAUAGGUACCGCUCCAGCGGGAAGGUAAACGGCGUUUCUGUGCGCUGCUCUGGUUCGCCAGAAGCGGCUUAGUCAUGCUGGCUACGUGACCCAGAAGCUGUACGCCGGCUCCCUCGGCCAGUAAAGCGAGAUGAGUGCCGCAACCCCAGAAUCGGUCACGACUGGACCUAAUGGUCAGGGGUCCCUUUACCCCCCCCCAAUAAAUUUGUGAGGAAGUCGUCAAUUUCCCCCCACCUCCGCAAUGAAAAAUAUUUCAACAUUUUCUUUCUUUUUUAUAUACAUUUUUAUUGAUUUUUAACAUGUCUUUUCCAACAGUCAUUUAACAUACUUUAUUAUCUUAUACAGUAUUUUGGACUUCCAUCAACAACUUCUGAAGAUUUUCCAUUCUUAAUCACUUAUUCUGCCUUUCUUAUUACUUUUAAUUAUCAUUAACUAAUAAUUAUUUUCAUAGUCUUCCUUGCAAUAUUUCACAUAGUCCUCCUUACAGAACUUCUUGCAGUCCUACUAGUGUAAUCUGUUUUUUACAAUUACUUUUCAAAUAGUUCAGAUAUUUACUCCAGUCCUCUAAAAAUCUCUGGUCCCGCAGGUUUCGAAUCCUUCCUGUUAAUUUAUCUAAUUCUGCAUUUCAACGUUUUCUAGGGGAACACCUUCCAGAGUUUUGACCUGAAGCUCACCUGGGUGGACGCGACUUUCAAGGAAACAGGAAAGUAAGUGGACUUCCUCCGUGUUAAGUUGUGGGUGAACAUAUCAGACGACACAGCGAUUCUUCAAACAGCUCAUGUUUAUUCACAGGCCAGGACAGAACUGAACUGAAGGGUUCAGUCAGCCUGCUUAUAUAGAGCUCCAGUACAACGCAACUGUAACAACUUUCUGUAACUAUCCAAUCACUGAACAUCGCUUUCAAUCCCUUAUUUGCAUAACUAGCUACAGUAUCCCCCUGCUGGCCCAGGGUGAGAACUUCAGUACAUAACACCCCAAGCCACAAUGGCUCUGCCUUCGUUCUCAGAGGCAGAAAUGCUUCCGAAUUGCAGUUGCCGGGAAUCGCAGGUGAACAGAGUGCUCUCGCACUCGUGUCCAGCUUGCAGGCUUCCCAAAGGCAUGUGGUUGGCCGGAUUCUGUACUAGGUGGGCCAUGGGCCUGAUCCAGAAGGCUCUUCUUGUGUUCUGCUGGUGACAAAUUGUUUACAGUGGACGCUUGGGUUGUGAAUGUGAUCCGUGCGGGAGGCACGUUCACAACACUCAGCGCCGCAUCUGCGCACGCGCUGGUCACAAUUUGGCGCUUCUGCACAUGUGCAAAGCGUGAUUUAGUGCUUUGCAUGCGCAAGUGCCGAAACCCGGAAGUAACAUGUUCCGGUACUUCCGGGUUCAGCACUGUGCGCAACCCGAAAACGUGCAACCUGAAGUGUCUGUAACCCGAGGUAUGACUGUAUUUCCAAACAUGUUAUUUGAUUUAAAUCCCAUCAAUUCAAAUCACGACUUAAAUCGCAAUUUAAAUCACUAGUCAGUAAGACUUGAUUUAAAUAAUUUUUUCACAGAAAGACUCAUUUUUGCUGGUAUAAUCUUAAUCUUUGCAACCAGAUGACGGUUUCAUUUUUGAAAUAAUAGAUUUUCAGAGUAGUUUUUACAGUUGUAUCAAAAAUUACUGUUUUGGUUAUACUACUAGAAAUACAUAGACAGGUAAUUGUGAAAUUAUUGUUUAUAUUUGGACAACUUUUCUGCUGUACUUUAUUGGAAGGAGAAAAAGAAUCAUUUCCUUAAUAACAAUUUAAACAAUUUAUUUAACUAAAACAAUAACAUUAUAACAUAUGUAUCCAUGUUUGCCAAACAUGGUUAAACAAUUAAAAAAAACACACCUUAGACUGAGUUUUAGCACACAUGGAAAACUUUAAACAAAUCCUUAUUUCCUGAUGAAUAGCCUUUGCACUAUAAUGUAACUUAAAUACAAAGCUUUGGAAAGAUUUUUCCUUCCGCUCUCUGUUUUGCUUGCUGUUUCUCAAGGCACACCCUCCGCAUCAACACCCCAGAAGGCAUGUUCUUCCUCUUGGCCAAAGAACCAGAGUCACGGGUAUGUAGCUGUGUGGGACUCGCUGUCCGGGGUAGAUGCUGGUGGUUAAAAGUUGGAUCUGUCUGGGAUGCGAGGGAGAAAUUUGGCUCUAAAGGACAACCGACCUAAUUUGCACCUAAUUACAUGAACUGAACGGACGCAGGUGGUGCUGUGGGUUAAACCACAGAGCCUAGGACUUGCCGAUCAGAAGGUCGCGGUUCGAAUCCCCAUGAUGGAGUGAGCUCCCGUUGCUUGGUCCCUGCUCCUGCCCACCUAGCAGUUCGAAAACACGUCAAAGUGCAAGUAAAUAAAUAGGUACCGCUCCGUUGGGAAGGUAAACGGCAUUUCCGUGCGCUGCUCUGGUUCGCCAGAAGCGGCUUAGUCAUGCUGGCCACACGACCCGGAAGCUGUACGUCGGCUCCCUCAGCCAGUAAAGCUAGAUGAGCGCCGCAACCCCAGAGUCGGUCACGACUGGACCUAAUGGUCAGGGGUCCCUUUACCUUUUUACAUGAACUGAAGCACAAUCGUCCUUUGAGAUUCACACUUCUCCAAAUUUGGCAAUGCAGUUCUCCUGCCAAGGAAUGUGUACAGAAAUGCAUGGGAUGCGGGUGGCACUAUCAGAAGGUCGGUGGUUUGAAUCCCCAUGACGGGGUGAGCUCUCGUUGCUCAGUCCCUGCUCCUGCCAACCUAGCAGUUCGAAAGCACGUCAAAGUGCAAGUAGGUAAAUAGGUCCCACUGCGGCAGAAAGGUAAACAGCGUUUCCAUACGCUCUGGUUUCCAUCACGGUGUCCUGUUGCGCCAGAAGUGGUUUAGUCAUGCUGGCCACAUGACCUGGAAAGCUGUCUGCAGACAAACACUGGCUCCCUUGGCCUGAAAGCGAGAUGAGCGCUGCAACCCCAUAGUUGCCUUUGAAUGGACUUCACCGUCCAGGGGUCCUUUACCUUUACAGUGGUACCUCUGGAUGUGAAUGGGAUCUGUUCCGGAGCCCCGUUCACAUCCUGAGCAGAACACAACAUGAGCGGGUCGCAAUUCACUGCUUCCGCGCAUGUGCGUGAUGUCAUUUUGAGCAUCUGCACAUGCGCGAGCGGCGGAACCUGGAAGUAACCCAUUCUGUUACUUCCGGGUUGCUGCGGGAAGCAACCUGAAAAGAUUUAACCCGAAGCUACUUUAACCCAAGGUAUGACUGUAUAUCUAGGAUGCGGGUGGCGCUGUGGGUUAAACCACAGAGCCUAGGACUUGCAGAUCAGAAGGUCAGCGGUUCAAAUCCUUGUGACAGGGUGAGCUCCCGUUGCUCGGUCCCUGCUCCUGCCCACCUAGCAGUUGGAAAGCACGUCAAAGUGCAAGUAGAUAAAUAGGUACUGCUCUGGCAGGAAGGUAAACGGCGUUUCCGUGCGCUGCUCUGGUUUGCCAGAAGUGGCUUAGUCAUGCACGCCACAUGACCCGGAAGCUGUACGCCGGCUCCCUCGGCCAAUAAAGCAAGAUGAGUGCCGCAACCCCAGAGUUAGCCACGACUGGACCUAACGGUCAGGGGUCCCUUUACCUUUUACUUUAACACAAGGUAUGACUGUAUAUAACGAGAACGAGGGGUUUGCAUUGGCAAUUGGGCAAACUUUGGGGUGCGUUUUGACAGGCAAACAGGCCUGGAGCUGCGAAGAGCUGGACGGGCACUUUUGUGCACCUCCCAGCGAUGAGUUGAUGCACACUUUGCAGCUGAAGCUCCCUCCUCUAUCUCUGCUUCCUUGCUUAAUCCCCUCAUCCUCCCUGCUCUCCUCCUCUUUCCAUCCCGCAGGCCGUGUGGCAGUGGAAGCUGAACCAGGCCGUGCGCCAGGCGUUGAGCGGGAAGCGAGACUUCCCUCUGUGGGGCGAGGCCGGCCGAGGGAGAGACCCGCCGGUCUGCCGCUUCUCCAGCUUCACUUUCCGGGAGGAAGGAAGGUUGAAGGGCGCGACCUACGAGGGAGAGUGGCGCCUGAGUAAACCGCAUGGCAAGUAAGUCCAUAGCCCCCAUUUGUGUUCUCUCUCUCUCCCUCCGAUCCCCACUUCCACUUUUAACUUGUAAAAAAAGGGUGGAGAGAGAGAAGCCAGCUAAAUGGGCGGAAUUGGACCUGCGGGCCGAUAGUUGCUGACCCUGCUCCAAUACACAGAGAUUGCUUCCCUGGACUGAGUCAAACCUUGGGCUUUCCUCUGGCCAUAAUGGGUUUAUCUUCUUUACAGGGGGACGCUGACAUGGCCAGAUGGUCGGAAUUAUGUCGGGGACUUCCAGGAAGGCAUGGAACAUGGGUAAGGAUGCUCCCGGGCUCACCUGUCAGGUGUGCAAGGGGGAGACCUUUGGUCCACCCUGAAUUGCACACCUCGAUGGUGUGUAAAUGGUACUGCUCUAUUUUGCCUUGGUCGGACCCCACCUGGAGCCCUGUGUCCAGUUCUGGGUGCCACAAUUUAAGAAGGAGGUUGACAAGCUGGAAGGUGUGCAGAGGAGGGAGAUGAAGAUUAUUGAGGGUCUGGAAACUAAGCAGAACAGUUGAGGGCCAUCUGGUUUGCUUGCCCUGGAAAGGAGAGACUGCGAAGAGAUAGGAUUGACAUCUUCAAAUAUCGAAAGGGCUGUUACAUAGAGGAUGGAGCAAGCUUGUUUUCUCUGGAGGGUAGGACUCGAAAAAAUGGCCUCAAGUUACAUGAAAGGAGAUUCCAACCAGGGUGGAUUUGAUUUAAAUCAAAUUGAUUUAAAACACUAGUCAGUAAGACUAAUGAUUUAAAUCAUUAUUUUUUACAUAAAGGUUGAACCUUGCUGGCAUCUUCUUAAUAUUUACAACCAGGUGAAGGUUUCGUUUUUGGAAUAAUUUUCAGAGUAUUUUUUACAGUUUUAUCAAACAUUACUGAUUUGGUUAUACUAUCAGAAAUACAUAGAUAAUUGUGAAAUUGGUGUUUAUAUUUGGACCACUUUUCUGCUGUAUUUUAUUGGAAGGAGGAAAAUAAUCACUUCCUUAAUAGCAAUUUAAACAAUUUAUUUAACUAAAACAAUAACGUUAUAGCAUAUGUAUAUGUUUGUUAACCAAUGUGGUUAAACAAUUUAAAAACAAAACUUAGACUGAGUUGUAGCACACAUGAAAAACUUAAAAGAAAUCCUUAUUUCUUGAUGAAUAGCCUUUGGACUAUAAUGUAACAUAAACAGAAAACUAUCUUUAGAAAGAUUUUUCCUCCAAAAGCAUUUUGUUUUAAAAAUCCGAUUUAAAUCAAAGAAAUCUAAUUUAAAUUUUAAAAAAUCUUUGAUUUUUAUCCACCCGGAUUCCAACUAAACAUCAGGAAGAACUUUUCUGAGGGUGAGAGCUGUUCAGUGGUGGAACGGUCUCCUUUGAAAGAUGGUGGACUCUCCUUCCUUCGAGGUUUUAAAAUAGAGGUCGGAUGGAAAUAUCUCAGGGGUUCUUGAGCUGUCAUUCCUGUAUUGUAGGGGGGUUAGACUAGAUGAGCAUUGGGGGUCCCUUCCGGCCCCACAGUUCUGUGGUUCUAUGAUCAUCUUGUUCCUGGCUGCAGGUUUGGCAUCUGCCUCAUCCCUCGCGCCUCCGAGGACCGCUAUGACUGCUACAAGUGUCACUGGCGAGAAGGCAAGAUGAGCGGUUAUGGGAUUUGCGAGUGAGUAAGCCUUGCAAAGGUUAUGGGGUUCACGGGUGGUGCUGUGGGUUAAACCACAGAGUCUAGGACUUGCCGAUCAGAAGGUCGGCGGUUCGAAUCCCCUUGACGGGUGAGCUCCUGUUGCUCGGUCCCUGCUCCUGCCAGCCUAGCAGUUGGAAAGCACGUCAAAGUGCAAGUAGAUAAAUAGGUAAUGCUCCGACGGGAAGGUAAACGGCGUUUCCAUGCGCUGCUCUGGUUCGCCAGAAGCGGUUUAGUCAUGCUGGCCACAUGACCCGGAAGCUGUACGCCGGCUCCCUCAGCCAAUAAAGCGAGAUGAGUGCCACAACCCCAGAGUCGGCCACGACUGGACCUAAUGGUCAGGGGUCCCUUUACCCUUUGCCUUUUUUAAGCCUUGCAAAAGAGGUUGUUUCCACCUUCUCCAUGCUCACACCUGCAAGUGGAUAGGCUGUUUCCAACUUUACAAUUCCAUGAUUUUAUACUGCAUAAUCAUCACAAUCCUUAAGCAUCUUAUAGAAACUAUAUGUGCAAAUUCUCAGUGGAAUCAAACGUUAAGAACGAGUUGACCCCCUCCCAAUUUUUCAAAAUAAAACCAGCAGUUUCAAAAAUGCACACUAUGAAUUGAAAUUUACGUAUUAAAAUCCAUGUCCCAUUUAAAUGUCUGGGUAGGCUUGCUUAAGCUUUUAGCAGGCACCAGAAGCAGUUACAACUCUAGAAUCAAUUGGCGGGGAGUUCCAAAGUUGCCAAAUAGCAUCCAAAAUAGAUGUUGCGUGCAUUUUUCCCAGGUAUGGCGACGAGAUGGUCUACAAAGGAUAUUUCAAGGACAACGUUCGCCAAGGGUUUGGCAUCUUGGAGAACGCUUCGGACGCUGAGCAGCCGUUCAAGUACUCCGGGCACUGGGAAAAUGACAAGAAACACGGCUAUGGCGUCUGGGACGACAAAGAGAGGUAAGUCACCCAUUAAUUUGGAGCCUUUCUCUUUAAGCCGCCCGCUGUACAGUGGUACCUUGGUUUCAGAACAGCUUAUGUUUGUGAACAACUUUGAAAUAGAACGCUGCAAACCCGGAAGUAGGUGUUCUGGUUUGUGAACUUUGCCUUGGAACAGGCAUAGGCAAACCCCGGGCCUCCAGAUGUUUGGGACUACAAUUCCCAUCAUCCCUGACCAUUGGUCCUGUUAGCUAGGAAUGAUGGGAAUUGUAGUUCCAAAACAUCUGGAGGGCUGGAGUUUGCCCUAUGCCUGCCUUGGAAGCGGAACAUGUUCCGCUUUCUGUUGAGUGUGUUCCGUUUUUAAAUUGAGUCCCUCGCUGCUAAUCAGAGGCUUUAUGUUGAGACCGUCGGCUGCACCCAUGCAACGCAGAGGUGAUAUUUGGAGCUUUAGUUUUUGCAUUUUAUUUUAUUUUUUGCGUUUUUAUUUGUGCAGCUUUUUCAUUUUUUUGACUGUGACUUGUUCUUCGUUUUAUGGGACUGACGUGUCACUGUGGCUUGUGACUUCGUUUUUGUGGCUCUGGCUUGUGACUUCGUUUUUGUGACUUGUUUUUGUGACUGUGCGGAACCCAGUUCAGCUACUGAUUGACUGAUUGAUUGUGUGACUGAAGAAAUAAGCCCCUCAUCCAAACAGUGACUAUCAUCAGUGCACGUAAGAAUUGUUUUUAAUUUUUUUUUUAUCAUCUACCAAUGCUGUCUUAUUUAUUUUAUAGUACAGUACGUUGAGUAUUGCAUUUCAUUUUCAUUGUUUUGAGUGUUACGCUGAGGUCUGUCUGUUUUUGCUAUUUAUUUUGUGUUUUUGCUUUUGUGGCUCUUUUGUUUUUUGUUUUCGUGGAUUGAUUGUGUGGCUGCAGUACAUUGUUUAUUGCUUUCAUUUUAUGGAUCAGUGGUCCUGUUAGAGAGUAAAAUUCAUGUUAAGUUGCUGUUUUAGGGGUUGUUUUCAAAAGUCUGGAACGGAUUAAUCCCUUUUGCAUUACUUUCUAUGGGAAAGCACGCCUUGGUUUUAGAACGCUUUGGUUUUGGAACGGACUAAGUUUGGGAACCAAGGUACCACUGUAAUGAGGUCUGCAGAAAGAGAAUAUGGUCGGAAUGAUUUAUUUGGCUUUCAUCCUGAUAUUAUGGCAGUGGCAUAUCCCGAUUCUACAAUUCUGUGAUUCCUCUCGUUCUAUUUCAGAGGGGAGAGGUACAUUGGGAUGUGGCAGGAAGACCAGAGACAUGGACCGGGGCUUGUGCUCAUGCAGUCGGGUGUCUGCUAUCAGAGAACUUUCCACAUGGAUAAAAUGGUGGUAAGGAUCACCGGGAAAUAAAAUGUUUGAACUCUCAUGCAGGCUUGUCAGGUAGCCUUCAUCAAGUGCUUUCUUUAAAAAAAAUAAAAUUCAAUUUUAUACAUUUCGAUAAUUUUACACUCAUUUUGACAUUUCAAAACUCGACUUCCUUCCCCCUGUUUCUGCGGUUCCUUAAAUUUAUUUUUCAUAGUUUCUGCAUAUCCAAAUUAGCUUAAUUUGCUCAUAUAUUCAUCCACUUUAAAUAUAUACUCUUUUAUAAAACUGCAGGUUAUUACAAUAAUCCUGCCAAUGUUCUUAUCUGUUUAUAGUUUAUUUGUAAAUAUUCCAUUCUUUUAUAAAAAAAAGUUUGUUAUCUUGAUUUCUUAUUUUUCUGGUAAGUUUUGCCAUUUCUACAUAUUCCGUAAGUUUUUGUAUCCAUUCUUCUUUCACUGGGACUUAUUCUUCUUUCCAUUUUUGCCGCUGUGGUCUCACACAUUAUUGCCGCUGUGGUCUCACACAUGAAUAAAUUUCUAUACAGUUUGGGUGGUUCUGUCCCUAUAAUUCCCAAAAGGAAAGCUUCUGGUUUUUUUUUUUACAAAUGUUAAUUUAAACACAUUUUCCAAUUCAUUAUAUAUCAUUUCCCAGCAAGCUUUAACCUUACUACAAGACCACCACGUAUGAUAAAAAGAACCUUCUUUACAUUUCCUAUACUUACAGUGGUACCUCGGGUUACAGACGCUUCAGGUUACAGACUCCGCUAACCCAGAAAUAGUAUCUCGGGUUAAGAACUUUGCUUCAGGAUGAGAACAGAAAUUGUGGCGCGGCGGCAGCAGGAGGCCCCAUUAGCUAAAGUGGUACCUCAGGUUAAGAACAGUUUCAGGUUAAGAACGGACCUCUGGAACAAAUUAGGUACUUAACCCGAGGUACCACUGCAUUUGAUUUGGAUUUUUGCCAAUUUACUCAAGUGCUGUGCCAAAGCAAGUCUUAAAAACAUCCCUGCAAGGUGGUCCAGUAUCAUAUUGCAAGGAUGGAGGCUGAGAGACAAGGACCUGGGAGAAAUUUGAAGCAGCAGAACCUCACUCUUCUCCCUACUUUUUAUUUUAAAAAGGGAAGAAAAGUUUCUAGCCCAUAUGAGUGCAAAUAGACGCUUGCAGAGGCGGAGGAGUGUCUGGACUCAAGAGUUCCAUCAGAAUAACUUCUGCAAAAUAAAACCUGUGGGAAAGUCAUUUGAGUUGGUCAAGUUUGCACAAUGUUGUAUGAGUUUCGUAAUUCCAUCUUCCUUUUUUAAGUAUGAACAGUUAGGAGGCAUGUUUUGCUAAUUUACCUCCCCUUCUCUCCUACGAUCUACAGGGACCUGGGACGCUCCUCCUGGAAGACGACUCAAUCUUUGUGGGAAACUUCACCAGAGACUUGACAUUUGUCGGCAAAGUGAGUUGUGGGCUCAGCUUUUCGAUUGCUCUGGGUUUAAAAAGCUGCGAACUGGGCUUGACUGACCACAUUUGGGUCGGGAAAGAGUGUGCUGUUUGGAAAAUAUUCCUAAAGCCAUGCUUUUAAGAUGCUGGCAGGGCCGGAUUUAGAUUUGAUGUGGCCCUCUGCUACUGAAGGUAAUGGAGCCCUUUCGAUGUCCAGCUGUCCUUUGUCAACAACAAAUUGUUGCUGUUUUUUUGUGCUGAAUAUAUGCUAUAUGGUAAUUUAUGGACCUCAUAGGUAUCUAGAGCCAUUUUAUUUGUUUUUUAUCUUAUAUUUUGGAAAUGUACAUCCAGCUGUUUUUUUUUCUUUAAUUUUUUGGGGGGCCCCAAGAGAGUGGGGCCCUAAGCUAUACUUUGUUUAGCUUAUACGUAAAUCCGGCACUGCUCUCUGGUCAUCAUGAGAACCUCGUAACAUGAAGAACUUCGUGUUUGCUUCUUUUUCCUUUUCCCUCCUCAACCUUUUCCCCUUUGCUGCUGUGUCACUUCCUUUGGGUAUGUAAGCGCCAUAGGAGGAACUAUGUUGCUCUUGGACAUGGGUAGGCAAACUAAGGCCCGAGGGCCGGAUCCGGCCCAAUUGCCUUCUAAAUCCGGCCCACGGACGGUCCGGGAAUCAGCAUGUUUUUACAUGAGUAGAAUGUGUCCUUUUCUUUAAAAUGCAUCUCUGGGUUAAUUGUGGGGCAUAGGAAUUCAUUCAUCCCCCCCCCAAAGAAAAUAUAGUCCGGCCCCCAACAAGGUCUGAGGGACAGUGGACCGGCCCCCUGCUGAAAAAAUUGCUGACCCCUGUUAGAAUUCCUGCUCCAUGAUUGCAGUCAUGGGAUUGUUGUCUAUCACAUGACGGUGUAUGUUUUGACUCCACAGAGUGAGAAGUGACGGAGACAGGAUGUUUGUGUUACUGUGUUCUGUGAAGUGGGACUAUUGUCCUUGUUCUUUUCCUCUUUGCUGUCUGAUGCUAGAGAGAGAGGGGGAGCCAUGUUGCAGUGCUCUGUGUGUGUUUAUAUGUAAAUAAAGUAGAUUAGCCAAAAUGCUGAGUUGCUGAGGUCUGUUACGCAACUGCGAAGACUCUGCAGAUCCCUAAGUGUGCUAGUGUCGGUUGGCAUCGGUUGCUAUGAUGUUUGGGCUGAAGAAAGCUUUUGAAGCUCCUGAACGAACGACCAGGAGGGAGAGAACAUGCCAGUCGGGCAUGUGUCUCUGCCAGGGUCCUACUCGAGUGUAGGACGAGCUCUUGACAACCCCUGCUCUUGGACUUACUCUGCCUGGAGAACAGUGGGGGCAUUAAUGAAUAUUUGGAGUUGUGUGUAAAGGUAAAGGGACCCCUGACCAUUAGGUCCAGUCGCAGACGACUCAGGGGUUGCAGCGCUCAUCUCGCUUUACUGGAUGAGGGAGCCGGCGUACAGCUUCCAGGUCAUGUGGCCAGCAUGACUAAGCCACUUCUGGCGAACCAGAGCAGCGCACAGAAACGCCGUUUACCUUCCCGCCGGAGUGGUACCUAUUUAUCUACUUGCACUCUGGUGUGCUUUCCAACUGCUAGGUUGGCAGGAGCAGGGACCGAGCAACGGGAGCUCACCCUUUCACGGGGAUUCGAACCGCCGACCUUUUGAUCGGCAAGUCCUAAGCUGUGUGGUUUAACCCGCAGCGCCACCCGCGUCCCGGAGUUGUGUGUACCAUGGCCCAAUAGGGAUGAUUUCCCAUUCCCUCCGCAAAGCAGGAAUCUCAAUUUGCCAGAGGAAAUGGCAUCCGUCGGUUAACCCGCCUGCUCCUUGCCAAUGAUGCCAGGCUACCUGAAAUUCUGCUGCCGCUAUACAAUCCCAGGGUAUGAAUGGUUUUGAAUGAAUGAAUGAAAAAUUAACCCAGGCUUUUGGGGAUGGUUUUCAGGGCAAGCUGACCUUCCCAAACGGAUUCACUCUGGAGGGGACGUUCAGCAGCAAAUCGACCCAUGGGCUGCAAACUCAAGGAAUCCUGGACACGUCUGGCGAACAGGAUGACACCGCAGAGAAACUGUAAGUGGGAGUCGAGAGUGUGGUUUACUUCUGAAAAAAUGUUCUUUCAUAUGUGGUCGACUUGUAAAAGGGUAAAGGAGUAUUGGGAAAUAAUAUUAAUAAUAAUAAUAAUAAUAAUAAUACAGUGGUACCUCAGGUUACAUACGCUUCAGGUUACAUACGCUUCAGGUUACAGACUCCGCUAACCCAGAAAUAGUGCUUCAGGUUAAGAACUUUGCUUCAGGAUGAGAACAGAAAUUGUGCUCCGGUGGCGCGGCGGCAGUGGGAGACCCUAUUAGCUAAAGUGGUGCUUCAGGUUAAGAACAGUUUCAGGUUAAGUACGGACCUCCGGAACAAAUUAAGUACUUAACCUGAGGUACCACUGUAAAUAAUUUUAUUUAUACCCCGCCCUCCCCAGCCAAGACUGGGCUCAGGGCGGCUGACACCAGAUAUAAAACAAUUGAUUGAAAUACAACUUAAAAAACAAAGAUUAAAAUACAACAUUAAAAUGCAGCCUCAUUUCAGCAGAAACUCAAAAACUUUUUGGGGCAUGAAAACGUCAAGUCUUCACCAAGGCUAACUAUCCAGACUGGUCCUACGUGGGCCAGAAAAUAAUUUAUAAUGAAGUGAAAAUAAUGUUUAAAAGCACCUUUCCCCCAAAAGCCAGAGUCCUUUUUUUGGGUGGGUGGUGGAUAAUUCAGAUGGAAAUUCCCAGGUGUCAAGAAGGGUUAUUUAUGUAUGCCACUACGGCGGCCCGAGGCCAAAAAUGGAAAACGAGCGAGGUCCCAACCAAAGAAGAAUGGCAAUUUAAGCUGACGGAAUAUGCGCACCUUGCGGGCAUAACAUAUAGAAUAAAAGGACAAGAAGAACAUGUUUGGAGAAGAUUGGACAAUGUUUAUGGACUAUAUGGGGGGAUUUGUGUACACUUGAAAAUGUUGGCAGCUUAGGAUAAAUUCAACAGUGUAAAUAAGUUUUGACGGAAGUAAUAAUGGAAUAUUGAAUGGUUUCGUUUAUGUAAAAUCUGCAGGGAUUUAUGAUAUGUAAAAUGAACCACGGAAAGGGAAGAAGGGAAGUCACUGAUAUUUUAAGAUUGUAUAAAUGAAUAUUCUAAAUUGUAAAACAGAAAAUGUAAUAAAAAUUAUAUUUUGAUUAUUUUGCUAGAGCAGCCCCAGACGUUGAAUCGCAGACAGAAAAAUUAAUAAAAAUUAUAUAGACAGAUUGAUUAAUAAAAAGAGAGUUUGGUUAACCUCUUAAGUACCAGUGCUUUGGCCUAAAGCGGGGGAAACUUUCUUCCUGCAUUUCAUAGGCUUGUUGAGUCAGGAGGAAACCUCAAGGGUUCUUACUGUUGUUAGCCACGCUGAGCCCGGCUUUGGCUGGGGAGGGCAGGAUAUAAAUAAAACAUUAUUAUUAUUAUUAUUAUUAUUAUUAUUAUUAUUCUCCAGUCCAACCCCCUUCCACACAGGAAUUGCAGCGGAUCUUGGGCCAGCGGUUCCCUCUUAGCCUAACCUCCCUCACAAGGUUGUUUUUGUGAGGGUGAAAAUGGAGGCGAGUGGGAACCAUGGUUAUUACGGUUAUUUCUUGUUUUACCACCAUACAAACACGUUUGUGCUUUUGCUGCCCCCUUGAGCUCUUCGGAGGGAAGGCGAGGAAUAAAUAUAAUUAAAAGCAGACAACUUAACGUGGGGCUGGAGAAGCGUUGCCUGGAGUGAAGGAUCAUUUGUGGUGAUUUGAUCUUAAUUUACCGUAUUUUUCGCUCCAUAGGGCACACCUGACCAUAGGGUCACCUAGUUUUCAGAGGGGGAAAUCAAGGAAAAAAAUAUGAAUUUUCCCCCACCCAGCUCUGGGAGCAGCAGACAGGCUGCGCGCAGCCUGUGAGCUUCUCCCAGACCUUCUCCCUGCUAUUGCAAAGACCAGGACGCGGCGCCUUUCUGCUGUCCCCCGAGCUUGUGGGGCUGGCAGUGGGGGGAAGCGCUGCUUUCCCCCACCGCCAGCCUCAAAGACCAGACUCUCCUGGCUUCAGCGAAAGGAACCUGAAGCCUCCGGAACGCAGCGGGAACUCGCGCUGCGCUCCGAAGGCUUCAGGCGACUGUCCCUGAAGCCUGGAGAGCGAGAGGGGUCAGUGUGCAACGACCCCUCUAGCUCUCCAGGCUUCAGCGAAAGCAACACGAAGCCUCCGGAGCGCGGAGGGAGCGCUCCCUCUGCGCUUUGGAGGCUUCGUGUUGCUACCACUGAAGCUAAGGAGCCUGCAUUCGCUCCAUAGGACGCACACACAUUUCCCCUUAAUUUUUGGAGGGGAAAAAGUGCGUCCUAUAGAGCGAAAAAUACGGUAUUUCUUGCAUUUACACUACACUUUUCUCUCUCCCCGCAAAGGAGCUUAAAAUGGCACACACGACCCUUUCCCUCCUCAUUCAGUCCCCACGACAACAGCAACCCUGACAGGGAGACAGGGAGAAGGCGGCGACUGGUCCAAGGUGGAGACUCGAACCCGAGUCUCCCAGGUCCCUAAUCCGGCCUUUCACAACCUACGAUGCCGUUGGACUAUCCUAUCACACACACCCCCAGCCAGCUUGGCCAGUGGUCAGGGAUGAUGGGUCUUGUAGCUCAAUAACAUCUGAGAGAGGCUGCUCUAACCACUGCACCACGCUUCCUCUCUUGGCUCAUUCACAUAGGGAUGCUGCCUCCGUUACUCUGCAGCCAUCAAGGGACGGGGAGGUAGGGGUUUUUGUGAAUUUGAAUGCAUAGCAGGAGGUUGGACUAGAUUUAAAAUAUAUAUAUAUAUAAUAUUUUAUUUUUUACCAACCACCAAAACACAGUGAACCCCCCCCCAGCUGAUACAUUGGUUAUACAAUAUUCAAUAAUAUAAUAUUCAAUAAUAACAUAUUCAAAUUAACCAUAUGUACACUUCCAUAUACCUUAACACUCCUCCUUCCACAAGGUUUAUUUAACUAUUAACUACCCCAAAUUGUUCAAAUAAUUCAAUAUCUUCUCAAACCAAUCCUCCUCUUUCUUACUGACCUUAAACCCUUUCAUUCUGUGUAUCUUCACAGUUAGGUAUUCUAAAAUUAUAAUAUUAUUCAGUUUUUCCCUCCAUUGGUUCACCCCUAGCUCUUCUGCAUUUUCUCAAUCACUCACUAUAACCUGUCUGGCUGCAAUUACCAUUCCUCUUUUGUUUUUAAUUCGGUAACACGGGGGGUUGGACUAGAUGACCCUCGGUGUCCCUUCCGACUCUGUGAUUCUUGGAGACCUCGUCUGAGAAACUUUUCUCUCCUUGUUCAGACAACUGGGUCAGGAAGUAUUCCCGGUAGAGAAACGAUGGGAAGGCCUCUACAGUCCCUUCCUGGAGUUCAUCCGCUCAGGCGGUCAAGGGGAAACAGAGGAGGCUUUCAUGGGCUUCCACGUUCAGACGAGCAAAGAACUGAGGAAAUCCCAGGAGUACCUCUUCUGCCACAGGUGAGGAGAAGGGCUUGGGGCGAAAUCUGAACUCAGGUCACAUUUGAAAUGGGAGCCGAGACCAUAUAACCCCGGUCCAGACCUACAGUGGCUCCCAGUUCGUUUCCGAGCACAAUUCAAAGUGUUGAUGCUGACCUUUCAAGCCCUAAAUGGUCUCAGCCCAGAAUAAUAAUAAAUAAGAAUAAGAAUAAGAAUAAUUUGUUUAUUUAUACCCCACCCAUCUGGCUGGGUCUCCCCAGCCACUCUGGGCGGCUUCCAACAAAGUAUUAAAAUACAAUAGUCUGUUAAACACAGGGACGUGGGUGGUGCUGUGGGUUAAACCACAGAGCCUAGGACUUGCCGAUCGGAAGGUCAGCGGUUCGAAUCCCCGCGACGGGGUGAGCUCCCGUUGCUCGGUCCCUGCUCCUGCCAAACUAGCAGUUCAAAAGCACGUCAAAGUGCAAGUAGAUAAAUAGGUACCGCUCCGGUGGGAAGGUAAACGGCCUUUCCGUGCGCUGCUCUGGUUCACCAGAAGCGGCUUAGUCAUGCUGGCCACAUGACCCGGAAGCUGUACGCUGGCUCCCUUGGCUAAUAAAGCGAGAUGAGCGUCGCAACCCCAGAGUCGGCCACGACUGGACCUAAUGGUCAGGGGUCCCUUUACCUUUACCUUUAGUCUGUUAAACAUUAAAAGCUUCCCUAAAGAGGGCUGACUUCAGAUGUCUUAUAGAAGUCUGGUAGUUAUUCUUCCCUUUGACAUCUGGUGGGAGGGCGUUCCACAGGGCGGGUGCUGCCACCGAGAAGGCCCUCUGCCUGGUUCCCUGUAACGUGGCUUCUCACAGGGAGGGAACCGCCAGAAUGCCCUCGGAGCUGGACCUCAGUGUCCAGGCAGAACCUGAAGGAGCUUCUCCACCCCCAUUGUUCUGCCCGGACAUUGAGGUCCAGCUCCGAGGGCCUUCUGGCGGUUCUCUCCCUGUGAGAAGCCGUUACAGGGAACCAGGCAGAGGGCCUUCUCGGUGGUGGCGCCUGCCCUGUGGAAUGUCCUCCCGUCAGAUGUCAAGGAAAUAAACAACACUCUGACUUGUAGAAGACAUCUCAAAGGAGCCCUGUUUAGGGAAGUUUUCAAUGUUUGAUGUUUGCUGAGUUUUUAUCAUGUGGGAAGCCACCCAGGGUGGCAGUCAAUAUAAAUGGGAGGGGUAUACAUCAUCAUCAUCAUCAUCAUCAUCAUCAUUUAUUUAUUUAUUUAUUUAUUUAUAAUACCUAAUUUCCAGCAAAUCCCUCUUUAGGCUACUAGAUUCUUAUUUAUUUAAUGUUAUUUCUUAUUUUCUUGUUUAUAAACAGUACAAAUUUACUCAGCCAAUUUAAAUUACCAAAUAAUAAUAAUUACACACACACACACCCCUUUUUCUGUGGUUGCUUAUGUUACAUCUUUUAUCACUGCAUAUCCAAUUUAAAUCCAUUUGUUGUUUAUCCUAUAUAUUCAAUUUAAAUUGUUUCCCGGCUCAUUUUUAAUUCAAUCCUGCCAGUGUUUUAAGCUGUUGGCAAUGGUUCUUCAAACAGGCCUUAAAUCUUCCCUAUUCUUAAUUUUUAAAAAGUCUCAUCUUGAUUUCUUAUUUGUCCGGUAACUUUCUCCAUUGCUGCAUCCUCUGGGCUACUCAAUUCUGAAGUCACAAAUAGUGAUUUACUGCUGAUUGUUAACAGCAGCAAAGCAGUGCACUGCACAAAAAUGAGAAAAUAAAAAAACCCUUCCCGAUAAUCGAUUGGUUAAAGAUAAACUAGCAAGCUAAGUUAAUGAUAAAACUUCUGCUGAGGAGGGAAUCUUCCUUGGAAUCUUGUUUCUUAGAUUGGAUAUGUGGCUGUAAAAUUUUAAUCUGAAAAACCAAAUAAAUAAUAAGAAUAAAUAAUUGGAGGCAAAUCGUGUUAGGAGACGUUUUGAGUGGUGCUGGACUACUGCGCUCUGUUAAUCUUUGUUCUCUCAGAGGAAAUGAAGAAGCUCCCAGGAAAGUUGACUACCUUGAAGAACUCAUUGAACACCAGGAGAAGGAUGACCUGCAAGAUUACCUGCACCAGGUAACUUGUUCCACACUGUUUGCAUAAUAGCUCUGUUGAUCAGAGUGUGAUCCUGAUAACGCCAAGCAAGGCCGUCUUUAGCAUAUGUGCUCCUGGGGUGCAAAGAUCUGCCCAGCGCCCCCAAAUUUAGUUUACCCCCCAAAUUAACUUUUAUUAUACCUUAUGUCAAAAUUGGGGACGCGGGUGGCGCUGUGGUCUAAACCGAUUGGAAGGUCGGCGGUUCAAAUCCCCGCGACGGGGUGAGCUCCCCUUGUUCGGUCCCAGCUCCUGCCAACCUAGCCUUGAAUCUUUUUUUUAAAAUUGGUUUUACAAUUUUAUAUUCAACAUAAUCAUCAUCAACACAAGAAGAUAUAUAUUAAUCUUAAUAUCCCCCACCCACACCCACCCUUGACUUCUCUCAACUUCCUCUUCUGGUUCUUUAAAUAUUUGCUUCUUCUGCUUAUUUUAUUUUACCUUAAUUCUGAAAUCUUUUAACUAAAUGUUCUUAUAUUCUUACCAUUUUUAUACCAAAUCUUUCCAAAUGACCUGUUGCACUUUAUUUUCCCAGUUAUCGCUCCUUAACUUUCACACUUGUUUUCUUAAUUGUGUUUGCUCAAACCCUGCUAGUGAGUCCACUUCUUUACAAUAUUUUUCUAUGUACAACAUAAACGGUUCCCAAUCUUUCUUAAAGUCUCUGUUUUCCUUAUCUGUAAGUUUACCAAUAAGCUUCUCCGUUUUGGUAUAUUCCAUAAGUUUUGCUUGCCACUCUUCUUUCGUGUCUUUUCAUCUUUCCAUUUUUGGGCUAGCAAGAUCCUAGCCGCUGUUGUAGCAUGCAUGAAAAACUUCUUCCAGUCUUUUGGCAAGUCCUGUCCUGUAAUACCUAACAAAAAGGCUUCUGGGGUUUUUUUUUAACAAACGUCUUAAACAUGUUUUUCAUUUCAUUGUACAGUCAUACCUCUUGCUACCUUUGGUUCAGGUUACGUCUUUUCAGGUUGCGUCCCGCGGCGACCCGGAAGUACCAGAAAGGGUUACUUCCGGGUUUCGCCGCUCGCGCAUGCGCAGACGCUCAAAGUGAUGUCAUGUGCAUGCGCAGAAGCAGCGAAUCGCGACCCGCAGGUGCAGGUUGCAUUCUGCUCAUGUUGCGAACGGAGCUCCGGAACGGAUCCCGUUCGCAACCAGAGGUACCACUGUAAAUCAAUUCCCAAUAGCUGAAUCUUGCCUUGAAUCUGAAGAGGCUAUGUUUUCCCGUCGCUUUCGCAGGCUCUGCAAUCUUCUCUGCACCCCCUGGGGAAAUUCCUGAAGGCUCUGACGUUGGCGUUCCAAGCCAGCUACUCUGGAAUCGGAGCAAAUAAGCAUCUUCUCAGCAUGGCGCAAGAGGAGGUCAAGCAUUACGCAAAGAAGAUUUGGGAAUUCUACCAGUACGUAUUUGCACGCUGCGGCGCCCCUCUGGGAUGGUCGUUUUUUGCUCCGAGAAACUCAAAGAGGAUCCACCUUGCAGGUGACCUCUUUCGUAGCUUACCUUGCAACAAAUUUUGCCAGGGGAUUCUUUUCAAGGAUGUGCUAGUGAAAUCCAAACCCCCAGGGCUUUUGUAUAUGUGGAGAGAGUCUCUUCCUUUAAAUUCCUAGGAGUUUAUCUCAGUGAAGACCUUACUUGGAAAAUUACUACAACCCAGGUGGUUAAGAAAGCCCAACAGAGACUCCAUCUCCUCAGAGUAUUGUGAAAGAACGAUGUCAAACAACAUUUGAUGAUCUCCUUCUACCGGUCCACAAUAGAAAGUGUCCUUUCCUACUGCAUCACGGUGUGGGACGCUGGUUUGACAUCAUCUGAUAGGAAGUGCCUACAGAGGGUGGUGAAUACAGCACAAGAUAUUAUGGGCUGUCCCAUGAAUCUGCUGAAUGAAAUAGCGGAAGAACGUUGCCUCAGGAGAGUGAGGAAAAUUCUCAGGGAUGAUUCACACUCCAGCCGGCACCUUCUUGAUCUCCUGUCCUCGGGCAGAAGAUAUAGAAGCAGGAUUAGUCGCACCAACAGGGUAAAGAACAGCUUCUAUCCCUGGGCUGUUAGGCUGCUGAAUGAAAAGAUAACAACAGGGCAACUGACUUUCGGGUUGGGUGUGUGUGUGUGUCAGUAAACGAAUUAAGACUAAGAGAGCUGAGUGGGGGGAUGUGCUCGUGUAAUCUCACUGUAUACAAGUUGUACAAGUGACAAUAAAGUAUUUCAGUUUCAAUAUGCAGAUAAGUAAUGAUGGGGCCCUGGAACAUGGUUGCCGUUUAGAGGGAGGGAUAAUGGUUCCUGUCACAGCCAAUGCAGGUGUUUAGCGAAGAUAGAAACAGGGUUCAGAAAGUAUUGGAAUCCUGGGGUUUCGCAGAAGCACAAGAAAUCUUUACUAGAAUAAUUCACAGGAAGCAAAUCCAAUGAGCAUCCUCAGUAGCCAGUAGGUGCUGAGUCUUGGGUGGCAGAGGGAGAGAGUAUGAAAUGGGGCACCCUUGGGAGAGCCUGGCUGGUGAACUGCAAUUCCCAGUAUUCUUGGGUGCAAACCAGACCAGACUUUAAAGUUUCUCACGGGUAGCUAAUGGUGGGAAUGUUGAGGAUAGUAGGAGAGGCUAUAUUGAUUAAAUAUUAUCCUUCCUCGCUCACGCUAGUGAGCUAGUGUUGUUGUUUAGUCGUUUAGUCGUGUCCGACUCUUCGUGACCCCAUGGACUAGAGCACGCCAGGCCCUCCUGUCUUCCACUGCCUCCCGCAGUUUGGUCAAACUCAUGCUGGUAGCUUCGAGAACACUAUCCAACCAUCUCGUCCUCUGUCAUCCCCUUCUCCUUGUGCCCUCCAUCUUUCCCAACAUCAGGGUCUUUUCCAGGGAGUCUUCUCUUCUCAUGAGGUGACCAAAGUAUUGGAGCCUCAGCUUCAGGAUCUGUCCUUGCAGUGAGCACUCAGGGCUGAUUUCCUUAAGAAUGGAGAGGUUUGAUCUUCUUGCAGUCCAUGGGACUCUCAAGAGUCUCCUCCAGCACCAUAAUUCAAAAGCAUCAAUUCUUUGGCGAUCAGCCUUCCUUAUGGUCCAGCUCUCACUUCCAUACAUCACUACUGGGGAAACCAUAGCUUUAACUAUACGGACCUUUGUUGGCAAGGUGAUGUCUCUGCUUUUUAAGAUGCUGUCUAGGUUUGUCAUUGCUUUUCUCCCAAGAAGCAGGCGUCUCUUAAUUUCGUGGCUGCUGUCACCAUCUGCAGUGAUCAUGGAGCCCAAGAAAGUAAAAUCUCUCACUGCCUCCAUUUCUUCCCCUUCUAUUUGCCAGGAGGUGAUGGGACCAGUGGCCAUGAUCUUCGUUUUUUUUGAUGUUGAGCUUCUGACCAUAUUUUGCGCUCUCCUCUUUCACCCUCAAUAAAAGGUUCUUUAAUUCCUCCUCACUUUCUGCCAUCAAGGUUGUGUCAUCUGCAUAUCUGAGGUUGUUGAUAUUUUUUCUGGCAAUCUUAAUUCCAGCUAGGGAAGUAAGCUAGUAGCAAAGCACAUUCCCUUGUACAUAGCAGGAAGCUAGCGGAUAGAUUUGUUAGAACCAUUUGAGUUCAGCAAUCCUGUCUGGCUUGUGAGCACCCACUGAUUUUAAGUGGCCCUAACUUCCUUUUAUUUGCUGUUUUUGCCAUUCAGGGGCUUGCUGCGUCUUGCGUUGGAGGUCAAAGGUCAACCGUCUGCUGGAGGCAUGGAGGAGAGGUAGUGGCACGAGAUGGUUUUCUUGCUUCUUGAAUGCAGGAAGCUGCUUCACACUGAUUCAGAUCCUUGGUCCAGCUAGUUCAGUAUUGUCGACACUGGCUGGCAGCAGCUCGCCAGGUUUUUCAGCCCUACUUGGAUGCCCUUGAGGAUACCCUUGAGCAUGCCCUACCCUUGACCCACAACCCUUAUAAUAUGGGCAUAGCCCCUGCCCUCCCAAUUAAUUAUCACCAUUGUGGGUUACAUCCUAGUCCUAUUUUAAAGUGCAUUGCAAUCUAUUUAUUUAUUUGCAAUUAGAUUCUACUUUGGGGAGCCGGGUGGCACUGUGGUCUAAACCACUGAGCCUCUUGGGCUUGCCGAUCAGAAGAUCGGCGGUUCAAAUCCCCGCAAUGGGGUGAGCUCCCGUUGCUCGGUCCCAGCUCCUGCCAACCUAGCAGUUCGAAAGCACGUCAAAGUGCAAGUAGAUAAAUAGGUACCGCUCCGGCGGGAAGGUAAACGUCGUUUCCGUGCGGUGCUCUGGUUUGCCAAAAGCGGCUUAGUCAUGCUGGCCACACGACCCAGAAAAACACUCUGCGGACAAACAUUGGUUCCCUCGGCCUGUUAAGCGAGAUGAGCGCCACACCCCAGAGUCGUUUGCGACUGGAAUUAACUGUCAGGGGUUCUUUACCUUUUUAGAUUCUACUUUAUUUUCCUUCUAGAGCUCCAUCAAAGCCCACGGUGUGCUUAGCAACAGGGGAUUCUGAUCAAAAACAGGUCCCUGCCCCUAUGAUCCUACAAGAAAAGACCCUCUCCAACUAACCUACCCUCAAUGGUUGGCUCCAUUCUGACCCAGCUACUUGAUUAGAAUGCAUUAAUCCAAUUUGAGGUUUCGUUUUCAAUCAAGCGGUGUCUAAAUUUUACAAAAUAGACACUCUGCAUUUUUUUAAAAAAAAUCCUUUUUACGCUGCUCUGUUUCCCAAGGCCGGUUUGCGAAAAGCAAGCACCAAGCACAAGGUCCUCUGUGAAUAAUAAUAAAUAAUAAUAAUAAUAAUUUUUUACUUAUACCCCACCCAUCCGGCUGGGUUUCCCCAGCCACUCUGGGCGGCUUUCAACAGAGUGUUAAAAUACAGUAGUCUGUUAAACAUUAAAAGCUUCCCUAAAGAGGGCUGCCUUCAGAUGUCUUCUAAAAGUCUGGUAGUUGUUCUUCUCCUUGACAUCUGGUGGGAGGGCGUUCCACAGGGCGGGGGCCACCACCGAGAAGGCCCUCUGCCUGGUUCCCUGUAACUUGGCUUCUCGCAGGGAGGGAACCGCCAGAAGGCCCUCAGCGCUGGACCUCAGUGUCCGGGCAGAACAAUGGAGGUGGAGACGCUCCUUCAGGUAUACUGGACCGAGGCCGUUUAGGGCUUUCAAGGUCAGCACCAACACUUUGAAUUGUGCUCAGAAAUGUACUGGGAGCCAGUGUAGGUCUUUCAAGACCGCUGUUAUGUGGUCUCAGCAGCCGCUCCCAGUCACCAGUCUAGCUGCCACAAUCUGGAUUGCAGCCCUUUGUACAAACUUCCCUUUCCGCUUCCUCUGCCUCAGUGACCUCAACGGACCGGCCCUCGUUCUGCCCCUCAUCCUGCCGUGUUUCUACCCAGAACUCUCGAUGCUCUACAUGCUUUACCACCAGAAAGAGGAUGACCUGUAUUGCCAAGGGAUUGUGGAUCUGAGCCUGUUUCCUGACGUUAAGCUGCUUGAAUUCCUGGAGGUCCAAAAGUGAGUGGUUGUGGAUGCUGUAGAAAUUCUCUCCCUCCCAUUCUAUAUCCUGCAUGCAAAGCAGAUGUUCUACCAUUGAGCUAAAGCCCUUUCCCGUCAUAUCUUUGGUCAUGCAGUCUAGCUCAGUAUUGUCCACCCAUUGAAAUUAUUAUUACAGUGGUACCUCGGGUUAAGUACUUAAUUCGUUCCGGAGGUCCAAUCUUAACCUGAAACUGUUCUUAACCUGAAGCACCACUUUAACUAAUGGGGCCUCCAGCUGCCACCGCGCCGCCGGAGCACGAUUUCUGCUCUCAUCCUGAAGCAAAGUUCUUAACCUGAAGCACUAUUUCUGGGUUAGCGGAGUCUGUAACCUGAAGCGUAUGUAACCUGAAGCGUAUGUAACCUGAGGUGGCCAGCUGUUUUUCUUCCUUUCUGAUAACCUACAGUGGUACCUUGGUUCUCAAACUUAAUCCGUUCCGGAAGUCCGUUCCAAAACCAAAGCGUUCCAAAACCAAGGCGCGCUUUCCCAUAGAAAAUAAUGCAAAAGGGAUUAAUCCGUUCCAGACUUUUAAAAGCAAACCCUAAAACAGCAGUUUAACAUGAAUUCUACUAUCUAACGAGACCAUGGAUCCAUAAAAUGAAAGCAAUACACAAUGUGCUGCGGUCACCCAGUCAAUCCAUCAGUAGCUGAGCUGGGUUCCACACAGUCACAUUUUUUUUAAAAAAAAGAGCCGCACAAACGAAAAUGCAAAAUACUGUAAAUAGCAAAAACAGACAGACCUCAGCGUCACACUCAAAUCAGAAGCGUAACACUCAAAACGGAGCACGUUUGGCUUCUGAAAAGGUUUGUAAACCGGAACACAUACUUCCUGGUUUCCAGUGUUUGGGUUCCAAGUUGUUUGAGUACCAAGGCGUUUGAGAACCAAGGUGCCACUGUAUUGUUAUUCAAUUGGAGCGCUCGCAGGCCAGUGUUUCCCAAUUGUUGGUGUUUAAAUUUGCCUUGAGACAGUCUUGAAACCUCUUUUGUUGACCACCAGCAUUACGCUUUCCAUUUUUAAGUUGGGAAUAGAGUAGUUGCUUUGGAAGACGAUACUCAGUCAUCUGCACAACAUGACCAGUCCAACGAAGUUGUUGUUGAAGAAUGCGCAUCUGCGGCUGGAAGCAGCAUUGCUUUUGAGUCCCAGUUGUUGGAAACUGCGAGAGAGGAGUUCUUAUGCUCAGGGUUACCCAUAAGGCAUCUAGCUGGCCACUGUGAAAACAGGAUUCUGGACUAGAUGGGCUAUUGGCUCAUACCAAAAGGCUUGUGUUUCGUUCUUAUCCUGUUUCCCACAAUGCCUUUGGGAAGCCCACAAGCAAGCCUUGCUGCUCCAGACGCAAACCCCUCUUCCACCCUUUGACCCCAGCCUCUUCUCAUUUCAGAUAUUUGUGGCCCCUCAAAGAUCUGACGCUCACAAGUAACCAGGUAAGUCUACUCUCAGUUCUCUUCUGGUUUGCGUAUGCAGUAAACUGGGACUGGACCGCUGCAGAUGACAGCGAGAGAAUGCCUUGAAAAAAUGUAGAAACAGAUCCCUCGUGUAAAACUCAUUUGAGUAGCACAGGCGUGGCUCAAUGGAGAGGGAGCUGCCUUGCAGGGAAAAGGAACCAGGGUCAAUUCUGUGGUCACACACACACAUAUACAGUGGUACCUUGGUUCUCAAACUUAAUCCAUUCCAGAAGUCCAUUCCGAAACCAAAGCGUCCCAGAACCAAGGCGAGCUUUCCCAUAGAAAGUAGUGCAAAAUGGAUUAAUCCGUUCCAGACUUUUAAAAACAACCCCUAAAACAGCAAACCCAACCAGAUGGACGGGGUACAAAUAAUAAAUCAAUUAUUAUUGUUGUUAUUAUCAUCAUCAUCAUCAUCAGUGCUUUUUUUCUGGGGGGACGCGGGGGGGCUCAUACCCCUAAACAUUUUGUGAAUCUACGUUUGGCUUCAUUGAGGGGCAGUUUUUCAAUAUGAGUAGGAAAAUGAGAGUACCCCUAAAAAAUUUUUUAGAAAAAAGCUCUGGUUGCUGUUGUUAUUGACAAAUUCAGUGAUAUUUGGAAUUCAAUUCUGUGGUUUCUUGAGCUGCAGCCAGUUAAUAUAGAUAACUUAGAGGGUCUGGUGGUACAAAGGAGCUUUCCAAUUUCCUUGUAAUACACAUCUUUUGCACGUAGUACAGGGACAGGCAAACUCGGCCCUCCAGAUGUUUUGAGACUACAACUCCCAUCAUCCCUGACCACUGGUCCUGUUAGCUAGGGGUGAUGGGAGUUGUAGUCCCAAAACACCUGGAGGGCCGAGUUUGCCUAUGCCUGACGUAGAAGGUCCCAAGCUCAGUCCUCAAUGGCAUCUCUGGGCAGGGCAGGGAGACAUUCUGUCUGAAGCAAUACUGAGCUAGUGGACCAAUGGUCUGGGCUCAGCAUAAGGAAGCUUCCUCACUUCCAAGCGUGGGAAGGGACCACAGCUCUGGAGCAGAACAUCUGCUUUUCAAGCACAAGGUCCCAGGUGCAAGUGGAUAAUAAAUAAAUGGGAACAACAAUAAUUCUAUAUAUAUGUAUGUGUGUGUGUAUUUUAGAGACGAUCACUGGUCAAAGACCGCUGCUUUCUUUCUGCUACUGAAUGUCUACAGAAGCUGAUGUAAGUUGCCACCCAUUUAUUUUUUAAGUGGAGAAACAGUUAACAGCAGAAAUUUGUUUUCUUUUUUCCUCUUUUUUUCCCUUGACAUUUUCUUUCUUCCAUUCUCUGACAAAGUAAUAAUCAUAAAUGAAUAGGAAUAAAAAUGUGUGCCCCAUCACCGAGACCAUUUUAUUGUAACUAUCCAACCUCCCAAAAUUUCAGAACCUCUUGCGAUGGUUUGACCCCUUUUCGUUUUAACAGCACACAUUCUGCAAACCCCCUCUAUAUCGCUUCAAAAUCAUUUCUCCUGCAUAUUCCCCGUCUUACUGUAAUGGCACAUGUUAAUUUAACGUCAAGAGCGAUAUCUCACACCUCUUUAUACCAUUCUUCCAUUUUAUAUUCUGCUUGCCCCUUCCACUUCCUAGCUAUCAUAAUUUGUGCAGCUGUCAAUAAAUUUGUGAGCAAGUCCUUCAUAGCCUGCAAACCUUCCACCCCAUCAUCAUAAAUUGAUAAUAAUGGUGGUGGUUGUUUAGUUGUUUAGUCGUGUCCGACUCUUCAUGACCCCAUGGACCAGAGCAGGCCAGGCACUCCUGUCUUCCACUGCCUCCCGCAGUUUGGUCAAACUCAUGCUGGUAGGUUCGAGAACACUGUCCAACCAUCUCGUCUUCUGUCGCCCCCUUCUCCUUGUGCCCUCCAUCUUUCCCAGCAUCAGGGUCUUUUCCAGGGAGUCUUCCCUUCUCAUGAGGUGGCCAAAGUAUUGGAGCCCCAGCUUCAGGAUCUGUCCUCCCAGUGAGCACUCAGGGCUGAUUUCCUUCAGAAUGGAGAGGUUUGAUCUUCUUGCAGUCCAUGGGACUCUCCAGAGUCUCCUCCAGCACCAGAAUUCAAAAGCAUCCAUUCUUCGGCAAUCAGCCUUCUUUAUGGUCCAGCUCUCACUUCCAUACAUCACUACUGGGAAAACCAGAGCUUUAACUAUACGGACCUUUGUUGGCAAGGUGAUGUCUCUGCUUUUUAAGAUGCUGUCCAGGUUUGUUAUUGCUUUUCUCCCAAGAAGCAGGCGUCUUUUAAUUUCGUGACUGCAAUAAUAAUAAUGGUACCUCUGGACUUUUGGUCAGCUUUAACCAAUUUUAUUUUUAUUUUUCCUCCUUCCAUGGUGUUGGAGGCAGCUUGCAUGUUCUGCACCUCCUUAUUCUCACAACAACCCUGUGAGAUGGGUUCGAUUGAGAAAUAGUAACUUCCUAUGAGCCUAGGUGGGCCAUGAACUUUGGUCUGACUCUCUUAACUCAGCCACCCCCAACCCUAUUGCCCUCCAGCCUGGCCAGCAUUACUGUGGGUUGACAGAGGUUCCCCAUUCCUCCAUAGGGACUAGCAACUUGCUCAUUCACCAAAAGGAAAGCAGAGAUUCCCAAGGCACUGGAUCAUAGGCCCUAUCCAAAUCGAGGAGGACUAAGGCCACACUCGCCUCCCCAAGGAUUUUCAUAUGCUUUCUGGUUUGAGUGUUUUAGGGCUUACGUUGAUGCUCACCAGGUCUUCCCCUUUUUGCAGCACUACUGUUGACCCGCGGGAAAAACUGGACAUCCUCCAAAAGACAUACGAGGAAAUUGAGAAGACAGUGAACCGGGUGCUGGAGAAGGAAUAUAGCCUGCCAAUGGACGACCUCUUGCCACUGCUGAUGUAUGUUGUGACGAGGGCAAGGUAAGGAAAACAGGUCUCCUUCUUGCUCAUCCUUUCCAAUGUGGUUGGAUCAGGUCCUCAGGAGGGUCCAUUUCCGUGUCUGCAGAUUGGAGUAUAAAUAGCUCCGGAACUGUUCCGUUGUUGCUGGUUUGUUUUGGAGCUUAGCAUCAUAAAUUUCUUCUGGUUUUUCCCAGCUGGGGGUGGGGGUGUUAUAAGAAAAAAACUGCUCCUUUUCCCUUAUGGGGUACCCAAGAGCCCAUAUAGAGUCCUUAUGUAGGUUCUCUAUUGGUAAGAGAAAAAUAACAGAGGCCAACCAGAGAAUAUUGAGAAGCAAAGCAGCUAGUAAGCCUGAUAUUUAAUAAUAAUAAUAAUAAUAAUAAUAAUAAUAAUAAUAAUAAUUUAUUAUUUGUACCCCGCCCAUCUGGCUGGGUUUCCCCAGCCACUCUGGGCGGCUUCCAUAGAAACCAAAAAUACAGUAAAAUAUCACAGAUUAAAAACUUCCCUGAACAGGGCUGCCUUAAGAUAUCUUCUAAAUGUCAGGUAGUUGUUUAUCGCUUUGACAUCUGAUGGGAGGGCGUUCCACAGGGCGGGCGCCACUACCGAGAAGGCCCUCUGCCUGGUUCCCUGUAGUUUUGCUUCUCGCAAUGAGGGAACCGCCAGAAGGCUCUCGGCGCUGGACCUCAGCGUCCGGGCAGAACAAUGAGGGUGGAGACGCUCCUUCAGGUAUACUGGACCGAGGCCGUUUAGGGCUUUAAAGGUCAACACCAGCACUUUGAAUUGUGCUCGGAAAUGUACUAAUCUGUUGCAAUAGGGUGCUCACCCCCCCCCACUGCCCCUAAGGCAGGAGGAAGGGAUCCAGAACAUUGGUGUGCAAGCUCUUAUAUAGACUUUUGAAAUUGCCUCCCCUGUAGCUCAAGAGGAUGGAUGGCGGCUAACAGAUUGAGAUUGAAUCCAGACAAGACAGAAGUACUGUUAAUGGGGAGACAGGGGGGAAGGUGUGGGGGACUCCCUGGUCCUGAAUGGGGUAAUUGUGCUCCUGAAGAACCAGGUAUGCAGCCUGGGAGUCAUUUUGGACUCACAGCCUUCCAUGGAGGCACAGGUCAGUUCUGUGUCCAGGCCAGCUGUUUACCAGCUCCAUCUGGUAUGCAGGCUAAGACCCUACCUGCCCAGAGACUGUCUCGCCAGAGUGGUGCAUGCUGUAGUUAUUUCCCGCUUGGACUACUGCAAUGCACUCCAUGUGGGGCUACCUUUGAAGGUGACCCGGAAACUACAACUAAUCCAGAAUGCGGCAGCCAGACUGGUGACUGGGAGCGGCCGCCAAGACCAUAUAACACUGGUCUUGAAAGACCUACAUAGGCUCCCAGUACGUUUCCGAGCACAAUUCAAAGGGUUGGUGCUGACCUUUAAAGCCCUAAACGGCCUCAGUCCUGUAUACCUGAAGGAGCAUCUCCACCCCAAUCGUUCAGUGCUGAGGGCCUUCUGGCGGUUCCUUCCUUGCAAGAAAUGAGGUUACAGGGAACCAGGCACAGGGUUUUCUCGGUGGUGGCACCCACCCUGUGGAACGCCCUCCCACCAGAUGUCAAUGAGAACAACAACUACCAGACUUUUAGAAGGCAUCUGAAGGCAGCCCUGUUUAGGGAAGCUUUUAAUGUUUGAUGCAUUACUGUAUUUUAAUAUUUUGUUGGAAGCCGCCCAGAGUGGCUGGGGAAACCCAGCCAGAUGGGCGGGGUAUAAAUAAUAAAUUAUUGUUGUUAUUAUUAUUAUUAUUACUACACUGGUCAACAACAAAUUUGUUGUCUGCGUUUUUUCAGCUGAUUUAGGACAAAUCUGAUGUGCUGAAUCCAAAAAUCACAUUGGUUUUGCUCAAUCAGGUCAAGUUUUUGAGCUAUGGCCACAUGUCAUUUUUUUACGUUUUUGUUCACAUGUACGCUUGUGUGGAGCAUUUUAGAAGAAGUUGGUGGGGGUAAAAUGCCAUGUCGAACAAUUGUUUUGAUUGGAAAUGAUUAUUUUAAUGACAAGAAGUAUUCAGGUCCGAUAGUUCUGGGUGAUUAUGUCGAAAAGGGAUCAGUUUGAAGUCAUAAAACCUCGAAAUCUUCCAUAAAUUGGUGCGGCAAAGCAUAAAGUUGGGGGAUCAAAACCCCUGGCUCACUCGAGUACACUGAAGGAGAACUAUGAAGGGGUGAAGUAUGUGCUGGAGAAAAUUGGUUAUGAUCAGCAUAAGUGGUUUAUUUGUGUUGACCUGAAGAUGGUGAACUUUUUGUUGGGACAACAGUCUGGCUUCACCAAGUACCCAUGUUUUCUGUGCAUGUGGGAUAGUAGGGACCGUGCUCAGCAUUACACGAAGAAGGACUGGCCUGUGCGGGAGGAAUUGGUGCCUUGCAGAAAAAGGAACGUCAUCAACGACCCUCUGGUGGACAGAGACAGAAUACUCUUCCCACUGCUGCACAUCAAGCUCGGCUUAAUCAAGCAGUUCACCAAGGCUCUGGACAAGGAUGGUGACUGCUUCACUUACUUGUGCCAGGCUUUUCCAGGAUUGACCAUGGAGAAGUUGAAAGCUGGCAUCUUUGACGGACCUCAGAUCCGUCAGCUCAUCAGAGAUCCAGAGUUCGGAAACUCAAUGAACGAAGUGGAACUGGAAGCGUGGAAGGCAUUUGUUCUGGUAGUGAAGAACUUUCUUGGCAACAAUAAGGCAGACAACUACGCAGAACUUGUCAACAACAUGCUGACUGCUUUCAGAAACCUGGGCUGCAACAUGAGCAUCAAGAUGCACUACCUAUUUUCACAUAUGGACCAGUUUCCGGAGAACCUGGGUUCAAUGAGUGACGAGCAGGGGGAGAGAUUCCAUCAGGACAUGAAAGAGAUGGAGACCAGGUAUCAGGGUCGCUGGGACGCAGUCAUGAUGGCUGACUACUGCUGGACUCUGAAGAGAGACCUCCCUGCUGCUGAGCGUUCCAGGAGUUCCAAGAAAUGGAAGUUCAAGCCCUGGAGUUUGAAAAAUGGUGAAACAACAUGCAAUUUACGUGUACUUACCUUUAUCAAUGCCCACCAUUCAGUUUACAGUAAACCUGACCUGAUGGAGAGAAACGGAUGCCAUUUCCUGAUUCAGCAAUGCAAAAAUACCCUAAAUCAGUUGUAGAAAUCUAGACAACAUUCAAAAAGUAAAAAAUUGUUGCCCAGUAUUAUUAUUAUUAUUAUUAUUCUGUACCCGCUGGAGUUUCUGGGUCAGCUUCAAGGGCAGCCCUGCAUAGAGCGAGCUACAAUAAUCAAUAAUCAUGGUUAAAACACACCCCUCCCCUCAAGAACUCUGGGAACUGUAACGUAUCAUUCAGAGCUACUAAUCUGACACUAUUAACAAAGUACAGUUUCUAUUAUUAUUAUUAUUAUUAUUAUUAUUAUUAUUAUUUGGGGGCAGGGUCCUUUAAAAGUAUGGUUUGUACCCGCAAAGCAUUUUCCUGAUUUGUUUCUUAGUAAGUGGGGCUUGCAUGUGGUACCUUUUAAAUUUGGCAGCAAAUGCAAGCCCUUCUGGGAUUGGUUACAAGAGCUGCCAAGUGGAGCUGGUUCUUGCUUAAAAGCGGGGCUUCCCGUCUCAGCACUAACCAGUGCUGACGGCAAGUCCCACUGAGAUCUGCUUGCAAGUUCCCAGCUCGCAGGUGCGCAGUCGAUCCCUGUUCAAAGUGGGCUUUCAGUUGAUCAGAUUUCAAGAUGUGCUUAAAGUGCAGAGAACUGAGUUCAAGUCAGGCUACAAAGCGUGCUAACAGUUUGAAGCUGCACAUUCAAAGGAAGAAUGAGAGAAAGGAAAAACAACAACUUCAGAGCUAACUUAGACUGCGCUCAAGUUUCUUUUGAACUUGGGUCACCUGAUGUCCUGGUGACAUCAGGUGAUUGACAGGAAAGUGGCCCCAUCCACUAUCCAAGUGGCGCACAAGUACUGCUGUUGCUCAGGAUUUGGCCUGCUGACUGGAGUCUGUAUACACACACAAAGACCCUUACCAAGAAUCCCUUCAAUGCAGCUGUUUUCUCUGGCGUAAGUGUCAUACCCCUGAAUUUAUGCUGACUAUACGCAACCAAAAGAGGCUGUUAAGGAGCAUCUCCACCCCCAUCAUUCUGCCCGGACGCUGAGGUCCAGCGCCGAGGGCCUUCUGGCGGUUCCCUCAUUGCGAGAAGCAAAGCUACAGGGAACCAGGCAGAGGGCCUUCUCGGUAGUGGCGCCCGCCCUGUGGAAUGCCCUCCCAUCAGAUGUCAAAGCGAUAAAUAACUACCUGACAUUUAGAAGGCAUCUUAAGGCAGCCCUGUUCAGGGAAGCUUUUAAUCUGUGAUAUUUUACUGUAUUUUUGGUUUCUAUGGAAGCCGCCCAGAGUGGCUGGGGAAACCCAGCCAGAUGGGCGGGGUACAAAUAAUAAAUUAUUAUUAUUAUUAUUAUUAUUAUUAUUAUUAUUAAGGCAAGCUAUAUAUACCUGCUAGAAUUAAACCAAGAUAAUGGGUUUGAACUCCACUACAGGUAUGGCACUGUGGGUUAAACCACAGAGCCUAGGACUUGCCAAUCAGAAGGUCGGUGGUUCAAAUCCCCGCUACGGGGUGAGGUCCCUGCUCCUGCCAACCUAGCAUUUCGAAAGCACGUCAAAGUGCAAGUAGAUAAAUAGGUACCGCUCCGAUGGGAAGGUAAACGGCGUUUCCGUGUGCUGCUCUGGUUCACCAGAAGCGGCUUAGUCCUGCUGGCCACAUGACCCGGAAGCUGUAUGCCAACUCCCUUGGCCAAUAAAGCGAGAUGAGCGCCGCAACCCGAGUCAGUCACUACUGGACGUAAUGGUCAGGGGUACCUUUACCCUUUUUUACAGGUAUUAAUUAGGUUAACAAUGCUGGGAUGUUUUAUCCUUGGCACAUUUAACCUAAUUAACAGUCUGCUUUUUGAUGUUGUUUUUAGGGGGUGAGGUUGGCUUUGACCUCACUAACUAAUACUUUCUGCCUGCAUCUAUACCACUGUACAGUAUGUACAAAUGAGGACGAUGCCUUUAUACAUCUGACAAAAUGGACUCUGGCCCAUGAAAGCUUUAAGAAGUCUUUAAGAUGUCAUAAGACUUCACUGUUCUAACAGAAUAAUCUUGCCUUCCCCUCCACAAUCCAGUAUACAACAUUUAGGAGCAGAAAUCCACCUGAUCAGAGAUCUGAUGGAUCCGACAAAUGAAGGAGGCAUGUACGACUUCCUGCUGACAGCACUCGAGGUAAGGACAAAAAUUAGACUGUGACGGUGGAUAAAACAGUCGAAUUAGAUUGAUGGAAAAUAGAUAACAUUAUUUCCUAAACUGGCCACCCAGGGGCUUCCACUAGUGAAACAUGAAUGCAAUGGUCCACUCCUAUAAUUGCUAGAAUCAUAGAAUACAUCUAGUCCAAUUUUUUGCUGAUUCUGGGGCUCAAACCCAUGACCUUCAGAUUAAGUCCCUUGUUCUGCCAACUGAGCUACCCCAGAGAGCAGGCAGGCGUUCAGAGAAGUAUACCACAGAACCAAGAGAGGUUUCAUAGCACUGAGAGUAUCUGCUAUGGGUGCCACGAAAGAUUUCUGGUGUAUCUAGGAUGAUCUUAAUCUUACAAAUGAGUGCCAGUCUCCAUCACAAGGUUUCUCUUCUUUCUUCCCAUCUCCAGUCGUGUUAUAAAUUCAUCCAGAAGGAAAUAAGACUCCGCCCAAGUUGGCAGGUCCUACACAAUUCCUGA
Messenger RNA from Podarcis lilfordi (Lilford's wall lizard), 92578 nucleotides. Lineage: Eukaryota; Metazoa; Chordata; Lepidosauria; Squamata; Lacertidae. The record is from the annotation of a GenBank genome assembly.